AUGACGACGAAAGCACCAACUUUCACACAGCCGUUACAAAGCGUUGUGGCACUGGAGGGUAGUGCCGCAACCUUUGAGGCUCAUAUUAGCGGUUUCCCAGUUCCUGAGGUGAACUGGUUUCGGGAUGGCCAGGUUCUCUCUGCUGCAACUCUGCCCGGUGUGCAGAUCUCGUUUAGUGAUGGCCGCGCUAGACUGGUGAUCCCCACCGUGACAGAAGCCAACAGCGGGAGAUACACUGUGCAAGCCACCAAUGGAUCUGGGCAAGCGACUAGUACUGCUGAGCUGCUGGUCACAGCUGCAACAGCACCACCAAACUUCUCACAACGACUACAGAGCAUGACUGCAAGACAAGGAAGUCAAGUUCGACUUGACGUGAGAGUGACUGGAAUCCCUACACCUGUGGUGAAGUUCUAUCGGGAUGGAGUAGAAAUUAAAAGUUCCCCCGAUUUUAAAAUUUCACAAGAAGGAGACCUUUACAGCUUAAUAAUUGCAGAAGCAUAUCCUGAAGACUCCGGCACCUAUUCCGUAAAUGCCACAAAUAGCGUGGGACGUGCUACUUCAACAGCUGAAUUGCUAAUUCAAGGUGAGGAAGAAGCCGUUCCUGCUAAAAAGACAAAGACAAUUGUAUCGACUGCUCAGAUUUCACAAACAAGACAAGCCAGAAUUGAAAAGAAGACUGAAGCCCACUUUGAUGCCAGAUCACUUACAAGUGUUGAAAUGAUGAUAGAAGGUGCAACCACCCAACAGCUCCCACACAAGGCACCUCCACGAAUGCCUCCUAGACCUACAUCCAAAUCACCAACCCCGACAACUGCUGCAAAAGCACAAAUGGCACGACAGCAAUCACCAUCGCCCGUUAGACAAUCACCAUCGCCUGUAAGACAUGUCAGAGCACCAACACCUUCACCAGUAAGGUCCGUUUCUCCUGCUGGGAGAAUCUCCACCUCACCUAUUAGACCAGUGAAAUCUCCAUCUCCAAUCCGUAAACCACAUGUAGUGACAACAGCUGGGGCUGAUGUCCUUCCUCCUUGGAAGCAGGAAGGAUACACUGGAACCAUGGAAGCCCAGAUGAAGGAAACAAGAGUAUCCACAAGCACUACCCAAGUCACUGAGGAAAGAUGGGAAGGGAGAUAUGGGGUCCAAGAACAAGUCACUGUUACUGGCACUGCUGCUGGCGAGGUGGCCGCUGGUGCUAGAGAGGUAAAAAAGGACAGUGAAAAAACAGCAGCUAUUGCUACAGUUGUUGCUGCUGUGGAUCAAGCCAUGGUGAGAGAACCAGCUCCAGGUGUGGCGGAGCAAACUGCUAAAAGGACAGCAAUGACUGCAGUCCACGUUCAGCCUGUUCAUGAGCAGAUGAAAAAGGAGGCAAUGGUAGUAGUUACCAGUGAUAAAACCACAAAACAAACAGUGAUAUCAAGAACUAGAGAAGGAAUUGUAACUUCACAAGAACAAAGACACAUCUCUCCUGAAAAGGUGAGAAAAGAACCAGAGAAAACUCCAGUACCGACAGUAAUAAUUGCCACAGACAAAGCCAAAGAACAAGAAAGAAUAACAAGAGCUACAGAAGAAAUAACUACCAGACAUGAACAAGUGCACAUUGCUCAUGAACAGAUAAGAAGGGAAGAAAUGAAACCUUCAGUACCUAAGGUAGUAAUUACUACUGAUAAACCAAAAGCACCGGUCAUAAUAUCGAAAAGUAAAGAAAGAAUUGCCACCAAACAAGAACAAGUGAGCAUAACACGUGAAAAGACUCAAGCUGGAAUAAAGGCUGAAGCUGUAGCUACAGUCGUUGCAGCAGUUGAUCAGGCACGUGUUCGAUCACCCUGGCAACCAGAACUAGCAGAUGAAGCUUAUGUAAAGGAGAAAACUUUGGAAUAUGGUUAUAAAGAGCACACUGUAACAGACCGUGGUUCUGAGGCCCCAGCAGAACGUCAUGUUGUCACCAAAGAAGUCAAAACAGUCUAUGUUCCUCCUGAGAAACAUAUCUCAACUCCUGAAAAACAGGAAGUUCAUAUAUCAAAAGAGAUAAAAAGAACAACAGAACUUGAGAAAACAAUUCAUGUUGAACCGCCGCGGCCUCGCACAGUGAGUCCUCACUUCACGGUCUCCAGAGUCGCUGUUCCUAAACCAGAUCAUACAUAUGAGGUUUCAAUAGCUGGAACUGCCAUGGCUACUCUGGAGAAAGAGCUAUCAGCCACUUCGGCUGCACAAAAGAUCACCAAGCCUGUGAAGCCACCUCAGCUAAAGCCUCAUGAAGUCAGGCCUAAAGCAGAGCCAGCUGCCCCUCCACAGUUUCCCUUUGGAGAGGCUGCGGAGACCUAUAAGAGUCACUAUGAUGUUGAGACUAAAAAGGAGACAAGCAUUAAAAGUGAAGCAGUGCGGACAGAGCACUUGAUGCUGCAUAAAGAAGCUGAAGCAAAGGUGACAGAAGCUGCCAGAGUUCCUGUACCUGCAGAAAUCCCUGCUACACCACCCACCUUAGUCUCAGGCCUCAAAAAUAAGACUGUGACUGAAGGUGAGUCUGUCACUCUGGAGUGCCAAAUAUCUGGACAUCCUCAGCCUACAGUGACAUGGUACAGGGAAGACUACAAAAUUGAGAGCUCAAUGGACUUCCAGAUCACUUUCAAAGCAGGACUUGCUCGCCUUGUGAUUCGUGAAGCCUUUGCAGAGGACAGUGGAAGAUUUACCUGCACUGCUACCAAUAAGGCUGGGAGUGUCAGCACUUCCUGCCACUUACAUGUGAAAGUUACUGAAGAAACUGAGACUCGAGAAACCAUUUCUGAGAAGACUGUUACAGAAGAGAAACGCUAUGUGGAGACAAAGGACAUUGUAAUGGAAGAUGUCUCUGCUGCAGCAGAGGAAGUAUCGGGAGAACCCAUACCUCCUUUCUUCAUAAGAAAACCCAUGGUACAUAAAUUAGUUGAAGGUGGGAGCAUAAUUUUUGAAUGCCAAGUAGGGGGCAACCCAAAGCCACAUGUCUACUGGAAAAAAGGCGGAGUUCCUCUCACGACUGGCUACAGAUACAAAGUGAGUUACAAAAAAGAAACCGGGGAAUGCAAACUUGAAAUUUCCAUGACUUUUGCUGACGAUGCCGGAGAAUACACUAUUGUUGUUCGUAAUAAUCUUGGAGAAGCUUCUGCAACGGUCUCCUUACUAGAAGAAGCUGAUUACGAAGCCUACAUAAAAUCGCAACAAGAAAUGAUGUACCAAACUCAAAUGACUGCAUACGUACAGGAACCUAAAGUGGCUGAGGUAGCCCCACCCAUUUCCUAUGGUGACUUUGAAAAAGAGUAUGAGAAAGAACAAGCUCUAAUUAGAAAGAAAAUGGCAAAAGAUACAGUGAUGGUCAGAAGUUUUGUAGAAGAUGAGGAAUUCCAUAUUUCUUCUUUUGAAGAAAGACUUAUCAAGGAAAUUGAGCUCAGAAUUAUUAAGACUACCUUACAUGAACUUCUCGAAGAAGAUGGAGAGGAGAUGAUGGUUGAUAUUUCUGAAUCUGAAGCUGUAGAAGCAGGAUUCGAUUUAAGAUUAAAGAACUACAGAACCUUUGAAGGGACAGGAGUUACCUUCCAUUGCAAGACCUCUGGAUAUCCAUUGCCAAAGGUGGCAUGGUACAAGGAUGGCAAACGUAUAAGACAUGGAGAGCGCUACCACAUGGAACUUCUGCAAGAUGGCAGUGCCACUCUGCGUUUACCUGUUGUUUUACCUGAGGAUGAAGGAAUUUAUACUGUCUUUGCCAGUAAUAUGAAAGGAAAUGCCAUUUGCUCAGCAAAACUCUAUGUUGAGCCAGUUGCACCCACAGCAACUCCAGGUUAUAUGCCAGGACCCGAAGUUAUGAGAAGAUAUAGGUCUAUCUCUCCACGGUCUCCAAGCCGGUCUCCUGCCCGCAGCUCUCCUUCUCGUUCUCCUGCCCGGAGAUUAGAAGAAACUGAUGAAGGGCAACUAGAGAGACUAUAUAAGCCAGUUUUUGUGCUGAAACCAACAUCAUUUAAAUGUUCACAGGGGCAGACAGCAAGAUUUGACUUAAAAGUUGUUGGCAGACCUAUGCCAGAGACAUACUGGUUCCAUAAUGGCCAACAAGUGAUUAAUGACUACACCCAUAAAAUAGUGAUUAAAGAAGAUGGUACCCAGUCAUUGAUCAUUGUUCCUGCAAUGCCUGAAGACUCUGGAGAAUGGGCUGUCAUUGCUCAGAACAGGGCAGGCAAAGCUUCAGUCUCAAUGACACUGACUGUAGAAGCUAAGGAAGACCUAGUCCGACCACACUUUGUGGAAAGAUUGAGAAAUGUCAGCGUGAAGGAGGGCUCUAGACUGGAGAUGGCAGUGAAAGCUACUGGUAACCCUAAUCCUGACAUUGUAUGGCUCAAGAACAGUGACAUCAUUGUGCCUCACAAAUAUCCCAAAAUAAAGAUUGAGGGAACCAAAGGGGCAGCUGCCCUUAAAAUUGAAUCUACUGCCAGGCAAGAUGCUGCAUGGUAUACUGCUACUGCUAUCAAUAAAGCUGGGCGGGACACCACCCGCUGCAAAGUAAAUGUUGAAGUUGAACACACAGAACCUGAACCAGAAAGGAAAUUAAUAAUUCCAAAAGGAACUUACAAAGCCAAGGAGAUUGCAGCACCAGAGUUAGAACCUCUCCAUCUGCGUUAUGGUCAAGAGCAAUGGGAGGAAGGAGAUCUCUAUGACAAAGAAAAGCAACAGAAACCAUUUUUUAAGAAGAAGCUCACAUCUUUAAGGCUCAAACAAUUUGGACCAGCACACUUUGAAUGCAGGCUUACACCAAUUGGUGACCCAACCAUGGUGGUGGAGUGGUUGCAUGAUGGCAAACCCCUGGAAGCAGCUAACAGACUCCGCAUGAUCAAUGAGUUUGGGUACUGUAGCCUGGACUAUGGGGUAGCCUAUUCCAGAGACAGUGGAGUGAUCACUUGCAGAGCAACUAACAAAUACGGUACAGACCACACAUCUGCAACUCUGAUCGUGAAGGAUGAGAAAAGUCUUGUGGAAGAAUCCCAGCUGCCAGAAGGCAAAAGGGGACUCCAGCGAAUUGAAGAGUUAGAAAGAAUGGCCCACGAGGGUGCUCUACCUGCUGUUGCACUGGACCAAAAGGAAAAGCAAAAACCAGAAAUCGUUUUGGUUCCUGAACCUGCAAGAGUCCUUGAAGGCGAAACAGCACGAUUCCGCUGCCGUGUGACUGGCUACCCUAUGCCCAAGGUCAACUGGUACCUCAAUGGACAGCUCAUCCGUAAAAGCAAAAGGUUUAGACUCCGUUAUGAUGGAAUCUACUACCUGGAUAUCGUGGACUGCAAAUCAUAUGACACAGGAGAGGUGAGAGUCACUGCAGAGAAUCCAGAAGGCUUUAUUGAACAUAAGGUGAAACUUGAGAUCCAGCAGAGGGAAGACUUCAGAUCUGUUCUGCGUCGUGCUCCUGAGCCCAAACAUGAGCCUGUAGUUACAGAACCUGGGAAACUUCUGUUUGAGGUACAGAAGGUAGACAAACCUGCAGAGGCAACAACCAAAGAAGUGGUGAAGCUGAAAAGGGCUGAAAGAAUCACUCAUGAAAAGCUUUCAGAGGAAUCUGAAGAGCUGCGUUCUAAAUUCAAGCGCAGGACAGAAGAGGGCUACUACGAAGCCAUUACAGCUGUGGAACUUAAAUCUCGCAAAAAAGAUGAAUCAUAUGAAGAAAUGCUAAAAAAGACAAAAGAAGAACUUCUUCACUGGACCAAAGAGAUCCCAGAGGAAGAGAAGAAAGCCCUUCCUCCUGAAGGCAAAAUCACCAUUCCAACAUUCAAACCAGAGAAGGUGGAGCUUAGCCCAAGCAUGGAGGCCCCCAAGAUUCUUGAACGAAUUCAAAGCCAGACGGUAGCCCAAGGAACAGAUGUACACUUCCGUGUGAGAGUGGUGGGAAAACCUGAUCCUGAAUGCCAGUGGUUCAAAAAUGGUGUUCAGAUUGAAAGGACUGAUCGUGUGUACUGGUACUGGCCUGAAGAUAAUGUUUGCGAAUUAGUUAUCAGAGAUGUGACUUCUGAUGAUUCUGCCAGCAUCAUGGUGAAAGCAGUAAAUAUAGCUGGUGAAACUUCUAGCCAUGCUUUCCUGUUAAUACAAGCCAAGCAGUUAAUCAGCUUCACGCAGCAGUUACAAGAUGUUGUUGCUAAAGCAAAAGACUCCAUGGCAACUUUUGAAUGUGAAACAUCAGAGCCCUUUGUGAAAGUGAAAUGGUUUAAGGAUGGAAUUGAGAUUCAUUCUGGAGACAAGUACAGGAUGCACUCAGACAGAAAGGCUCACUUUCUUUCCGUAUUAACAAUUGACAUGUCUGAUGCUGAUGACUACAGCUGUGCACUGGUAGAAGAUGAAUCUGUAAAAACCACUGCAAAGCUUACUGUUGAAGGUGCUGCAAUUGAGUUUAUUAAAGAACUUGAGGAUGUUGAAGCGCCAGAAUCCUUCUCAGCUGAACUUGAAUGUGAGGUUUUCCCAGAAGAUGCAGAGGGGAAAUGGUAUCAUGGUGAUGUUGAGCUCACUUCUAGUCUUAAACAUGUGAUUGCAUCCCGCCGUGGUCGCCAGACCCUCACUAUUAAAGAUAUUAAUAAAGAUGAUCAAGGAGAAUAUAGUUAUGUUGUUGAUGGAAAAAGGACUCAAUGCAAACUGAAGAUGAAGCCUCGUCCCAUGGCAAUUCUUCAAGGACUAACUGACCAAAGAGUCUGUGAGGGAGAUAUUGUGCAACUUGAAGUCAAAGUCUCCCUAGAAAAUGCAGAGGGUGUCUGGAUGAAAGAUGGCCAAGAAAUUCAGUCAAGUGACCGUAUUCAUAUUGUGCUGGAUAAACAAUCACAUAUGUUGCUCAUAGAAGAUGCCACAAAGGAAGAUAGUGGAACUUACUCUUUUAGUGUUCCUGACCUUGAGCUGUCAACCACUGGACAGAUCACAGUUUACAGUGUGGAAAUAGUGGUGCCUCUAGAAGAUCUUCAUGUAAUUGAAGGAACAAAAGCCAUCCUUGAAUGUAAAGUUUCAGCACCUGAUGUGUCCUCCUCAAAAUGGUACCUAAAUGAUAAUCAAAUAAAGCCUGAUGAACGUGUGCAAGCUGUAUGUAAAGGUGCCAAACAGAGGCUGGUGCUCACCAGAACCCACGCAUCAGAUGCAGGACACUAUAAGCUAAUGGUUGGCAAAGUGGAAACAAGCUGCAAUGUCACAGUUGAAGAAAUUGAGAUUAUUAGAGGUCUUCAUGACAUCACCUGCACUGAAACACAGAAUGUGUCCUUUGAGGUCGAGCUCUCCCAUUCAGGGAUUGAUGUAAUUUGGCAUUUCAAAGGCCAACCCAUACAGGCUGGUCCUAAAUAUAAAAUUGAAGCACGUGGCAAAAUAUACAAAUUGACAGUGGUGAAGAUGAUGAAAGAUGAUGAAGGAGAAUAUGUCUUUUAUGCUGGAGAGAAGAAAACGUCUGGGAAGCUUAUAGUAGCAGGCGGUGCCAUUUCAAAGCCUCUCAGUGACCUGACUGUGGCUGAGUCCCAGACAGCUGUUUUUGAAUGUGAGGUGGCAAAUCCUGAAUCAGAGGGCCGGUGGCUACAAAAUGGUAGACCAUUAGCUACGACAGAUCAGUACCGUGCCGAAUCUGAUGGUGUGAAAAGAAGGCUUGUUAUCCCUGCAACCAAACUGGAGGAUAUGGGGGAAUACAGCUAUGAAAUAGCAAGCUCAAAGACAUCUGCCAAACUGAAGGUUGAAGCUGUUAAGAUCAAGAAAACCCUAAAGAACUUAACUGUGACAGAAUCACAGGAGGCAGUUUUCAGUGUAGAACUGACCCACCCUGAUGUGAAAGGAGCUCUAUGGAUUAAAAAUGGUGUUGAACUUGAAUCAAGUGACAAAUAUGAAAUUACAGUGAAAGGAACUGUUCACACACUGAGAAUCAAACACUGUGUUGUCACUGAUGAGUCUGUUUACAGCUUUAAACUUGGAAAAAUAGGAGCAAAUGCCAGACUUCAUGUGGAAACUGUCAAGAUCAUCAAAAAGCCAAAGGAUGUGACUGCUUUGGAAAAUGCUGUUGUCUCAUUUGAACUGAGUGUUUCCCAUGAUACUGUACCAGUCCGCUGGUUCCAUAAAAAUAUUGAGCUUAAACAAAGUGAUAAAUACAAGAUGAUCUCUCAAAGGAAAGUUCACAAGCUUAUGCUGCACAACAUAUCUCCCGAUGACGCUGGGGAAUACACAGCUCUUGUUGGGCAAAUCGAAUGCAAAGCAAAACUGUUUGUGGAAAGCAUACACAUCACAAAGACCAUGAAAAGUAUUGAGAUCCCUGAGACCAAAACUGCCUCUUUUGAAUGUGAAGUUUCUCAUUUCAAUGUGCCAGCUGUCUGGCUGAAAAAUGGUGUGGAGAUUGAAAUGAGUGAAAAGUUCAAAAUAGUUGUCCAAGGGAAACUCCAUCAGCUCAAUAUAAUGAACACAAGCAGUGAAGACUCUGCGGAAUACACUUUUGUCUGUGGAAAUGAUAGAGUCAGCGCAACCCUGACUGUAAAACCCAUCCUAAUUACCUCCAUGCUAAAAGACAUCAAUGCCGAAGAGAAAGAUACAAUAACCUUUGAAGUUACUGUUAAUUAUGAAGGCAUCUCAUAUAAAUGGUUAAAGAAUGGAGUAGAAAUAAAAUCGACUGAUAAAUGCCAGAUACGAACAAAGAAGCUUACACACUCCCUCUCCAUAAGGAAUGUGCAUUUUGGUGAUGCAGCAGAAUAUACUUUUGUUGCUGGAAAAGCAGCUUCAUCAGCCACUUUAUAUGUGGAAGCUCGUCACAUUGAGUUUAGGAAGCAUAUUAAAGACAUCAAAGUGGUGGAGAAGAAGAGGGCUAUUUUUGAAUGUGAAGUUUCAGAACCUGACAUUCAGGUCCAGUGGAUGAAGGAUGGGCAAGAACUCCAGAUUGGUGAUAGGAUGAAAAUUCAGAGAGAGAAAUACGUCCAUCGUCUCAUCAUUGCUUCCACAAAAAUGUCUGAUGCUGGUCAGUACACUGUAGUAGCAGGUGGAAACACAUCCAGUGCCAAUUUGAUUGUGGAAGGUCGUGACAUCCGCAUCAGAAGUGCCCAGAAAGAUAUUCAGGUCAUUGAGAGACAAAGAGCUGAAAUUGAAUUUGAAGUCAAUGAAGACGACAUUGAACCACAGUGGUACAAGGAUGGUAUUGAGAUCAACUUCCAGUAUGAGGAAAGAUACAAGUAUGUGGUGGAAAGGAGAGUCCAUCGAAUGAGCAUCUUUGAAACCACUUACUCUGACGCUGGAGAAUAUACUUUUGUUGCGGGACGGAAUAGGAGUUCUGUUAUUCUUUAUGUGAAUGCUCCAGAGCCACCCCAGAUUAUUCGGGAGCUAGAGCCAACAACUGUGGAGUCUGGCAAACCUGCCCGCUUUUGUGCUAUUGUAUCAGGCAAACCCCAGCCCAAAAUUUCCUGGUACAAAGAUGACCAACAGCUUUCUCCAGGUUUCAAGUGCAAAUUUCUUCAUGAUGCACAAGAAUAUACUCUAUUGCUGAUUGAAACUUUCCCUGAAGAUGAAGCAGUGUACACCUGUGAAGCAAAAAAUGACUAUGGAGUAGCUACAACUUCAGCUUCACUUUCAGUUGAAAUCCCAGAAGUUGUCUCUCCUGAGCUAGAAAUGCCGGUGUAUCCGCCUGCUGUCAUAAUACCACUACGUGAUGCUGUUACAUCUGAGGGACAUUCUGCUUGUUUUCAGUGCAGAGCUUCUGGAACAGAUCUGAAAGUGUCUUGGUACAGCAAAGAGAAGGAGAUCAAGCCAUCACGUUUUUUCAGAAUGACUCAAUUUGAAGACACUUACCAGCUGGAGAUUGCUGAAGCUUAUCCAGAGGAUGAAGGAAUCUAUACCUUUGUGGCAAGCAAUUCUGUGGGCCAAGUGACCAGCACUGCCACCUUGAAGUUAGAAGCUCCUGAAAAAAUUGUUCAUGAGAAGCUAGAGGAAGAGGUUGAAAUGGAAGUGAAAGUUGCACCAAUCCUGAGGAGAAGGCUUGAACCCUUGGAAGUGGCUGUGAAUCAUGUGGCCAAGUUUACCUGUGAGGUGGAGAUGGCUCCCAAUGUCAAGUUCCAGUGGUACAAAGCCGGACGAGAGAUUUAUGAUGGGGACAAAUACUCCAUUCGCACCUCCAACUACCUCUCCACGCUGGAGAUCCCAAGGCCUCAAGUUGUUGACUGUGGGGAAUAUAGCUGUAAGGCUUCAAACCAGCAUGGCAGUGUAAGCUCUACAGCUGUUUUAACAGUAACUGAGGCAUUUCCACCAACGUUUCUUACCAGACCUGAACCUAUUACUACUUUUGUUGGCAAAAGUGCCAAGUUCCUGUGUACUGUUUCGGGCACUCCAGUCAUCGACAUCACCUGGCAGAAAGAUGGAACAACUAUUUCACCUUCGGACCACCAUAAGAUCUCCAAAGUGGAAAAUAAACAUGUUUUAGAAAUUUCCCUUCUUACUGCUAGUGACAGAGGGGUUUAUACUUGCAAAGCUUCCAACAAGUUUGGGGCUGAUAUUUGCCAGACUGAAAUGGUCAUUAUAGACAAGCCCCACUUCAUUAAAGAUUUGCAAUCAGUACAGUCAGCAGUUAAUAAAAAAAUACGCCUUGAAUGUCAGGUAGAUGAAGACAGGAAAGUAACUGUAGGGUGGACAAAGGAUGGAAACAAAAUCCCUCCAGGCAAAGAUUAUAAGAUUUACUUUGAAGACAAAAUAGCCUCACUUGAGAUUCCUCUGGCUAAGGUCAAGGACUCAGGCCACUAUGUGUGUACUGCUUCAAAUGAGGCAGGAAGCAGCUCCUCUUCUGCCAGCGUCACAGUCAGAGAACCACCAUCCUUUGUGAAGAAGGUCGAUCCAUCUUAUUUACUGACCCCAGGUGACUCUGCACGCCUUCAAUGCAAAAUCAAAGGGUCUCCUGAAAUCCAGGUUACUUGGUUCAAAAACAAUAAGGAAAUCCAUGAAAGUAACACACACAAGAUGUCCUUUGUCAAUUCUGUGGCCGUGUUAGAUAUUUUGGAAAUGAAAGUUGAUGACACUGGGACCUACUCAUGUGAAGCUGUCAACGAGGUUGGAAGUGACAGUUGCACCACCGAAGUGGUUGUCAAAGAGCCUCCAUCUUUCAUCCGAACACUUGAACCUGCAGAGCUAGUGAAGGGCACCAACCCCGUUCUUCAGUGCGAGGUUGCUGGCACUGGACCCUUUGAGAUUAGCUGGUACAAAGACAAGAAGCAGAUUCGCAGUAGUAAAAAAUACAGGUUGACCUCUCAGAAGGCUGUUAUUUCUUUGGAGGUGUCCUCAUUUAAUAGUGCAGAUGUCGGUGAAUACGAGUGUGUGAUAGCUAAUGAAGUCGGGAAGUGCAUGUGCAGUGCCACAUGCAUCUUGAAAGAACCACCAUCUUUUGUUAAGAAAAUCGAAAAUGUGACAGCUCUGGCUGGAGAUAGUGUUACAUUACAGGCCGUGGUGAAAGGGUCAGAGCCUAUUUCUGUGACAUGGAUGAAGGGCAAAGACAUUAUUAAAGAUGAUAACAAUGUGAGAGUGACAUUUGAUCACGGUCUAGCAACACUGCAAAUUACCGGAGUCCAGCUGAGCUCUGGUGGCAAAUACACCUGCGUGGCUGAGAAUGAUGCAGGAAGUCAGUCCUGCUUUGGUGAACUAGCAGUGAAAGAACCUGCCAAAAUAAUUGAAAAAGCUGAAAUGAUCCAGGUUACAGCAGGGGAACCAGCUAUUUUGGAGUACACUGUCACAGGCACUCCAGAGCUGAAAACCAAAUGGUUCAAAGAUGGAAAGCCACUCCCUGCCAGCAAAAAAUACAGGAUCAGCUUCAAAAAUAACAUUGCUCAGCUCAAGUUUUAUGCCGCUGAAAUGCAGGACAGUGGUGAAUACACCUUUGAGAUAUCCAAUGAUGUGGGCAUCAGCUCUUGUACUACCAGCUUCACUGUGCUAGAUCGCACUCUCCCUCCCUUCUUUACUAAACCACUGAAGAAUAUUGACAGCAUCAUUAGCACCUCAUGCCGCCUAGACUGCAAAAUUUCAGGCUCUCUUCCAAUGACUGUCUCAUGGUUUAAGCAAGAUACUGAGAUCACUUCAAGUGCCAAGUAUACAGUACACUUUGCAGAAGGCUCAGCAUCUUUGGAAAUAAAACACCUAGAUGCAAAUGAUGCUGGGGUCUACAUUUGCAGAGCCACCAACUCUGCUGGUAGCAAAGACAGCAGUAGCACUUUGUUUAUAAAAGAGCCACCCAGCUUCACUGUAGAACCAGAGUCUCAAGAUGUAUUGCCUGCAUCAACUGUACAUUUCAAAGGAAUGUUUAAAGGCACAACACCACUGACAGUGAAAUGGUUUAAAGGUGAUACUGAGCUGGUGACAGGAGGAUCCUGCUACAUUAUGACAGAAGCAUUAGCAAGUUACUUGGAGCUUUAUGCAGUCAAACCAACUGACUCUGGAAAAUACACCUGCAAAGUCUCCAAUGUAGCUGGUUCAGUAUCAUGCAGUGCAAACUUAUUUGUGAAAGAACCUGCUGCCUUCAAGGAGAAGCUAGAGCCGACUCAUCUCAUAAAGAAAGGUGGAUAUGCUGAACUGACCUGUGAAGUCACUGGUACUCCUGAGAUUAAAAUCACAUGGUUUAAGGAUGAUAGAGAGCUAAAAGAGAGUGACAAAUACAGGAUUUCUUUUACAAAAUCUUUGGCAAUACUCCGUGUUUCAGAGGUUGAUACUGAAGACAGCGGGGAAUACAUUUGCGAAGCGAAAAAUGACGCUGGAAAAGAUAUCUGCAGUAGCGUUGUUACAGUCAAAGAGUCACCUUAUUUUAGCAAGGAGUUUCAAUCCAUGGAAGUCUUGAAGGAUUCUGAUGUGGUUUUGGAGUGUGAGGUGCUUGGCACGCCUCCCUUUGAAGUGUUCUGGGUGAAAGAUGAUAAACCCGUGCGGAGCAGUAAGAAGCACAGAAUAAGCAUUGAGAAAUCUUUGAUUAGCCUCCACGUUUUCAGGUUUGAUGCUUCUGAUGUUGGGGAGUAUCACUGCAGAGUAACAAAUGAUGUUGGGAGCUGCCUCUGCCGUUCAGAGGUCACGCUGAAAGAGCCUCCACAAUUUUUGAAGAAGAUAGAAAACAUUAGCUCCCUUCGAGGGGGAACAGUUGUGUUUCAGGCUGCUAUUAAAGGUUCCUUGCCCAUCACUGUGUCGUGGUUGAAAGACAAUGAUGAAGUGAUUGAAGACAACAAUAUCAAAAUGACCUUUGUGAACAAUGUUGCCACUCUUAUGGUGAGAUCUAUUGAGCUGAAACAUGAUGGGAAAUAUUUCUGUCAGGCUAAAAACGAGGCAGGAAUUCAGAGGUGUUCUGCUCUGCUGACUGUCAAAGAACCUGCUACAAUUGUGGACAAGGCUGUGUCAAUAGAUGUGACUGAGGGAGACCCAGCAACCUUGCAGUGUAAAUUUUCAGGAACAAAACCUAUUACAGCCAAAUGGUUCAAAGAUGGCAAGGAACUGACGUUGGGCCCAAAAUAUAAGAUCAGUGUUACAGAUACCGUCUCAGUCUUAAAGGUGCUUUAUGCAGAUAAGAAAGAUAGCGGAGAAUACAUUUUUGAGGUUCAAAAUGAUGUUGGGAGCAGUAGCUGUUCUGCCAGCAUUAAUGUCCUAGAUCUCAUUAUACCACCUAAAUUCACCAAAAAACUCAAGAAAAUGGACAGCAUUAAGGGGUCUUUUGUCCACCUGGAGUGCAUAGUGUCUGGUUCGCAUCCUAUAAGUAUUCAGUGGUAUAAGGAUGGUCAAGAAAUAACAGCAAGUGAAAAGCACAAAUACUCUUUCCAUGAUAAUACUGCGUUUCUGGAAAUAAAUAAACUGGAAGGCACAGACAGUGGCUCUUACACUUGUGAAGCAACAAAUAAAGCAGGAAGCAGCCAAUGCAGCGGGUUUUUAACAGUAAAAGAGCCACCAUAUUUUGUGGAAAAGCCCCAGUCUCAAGAGGUUGUGCCCAAUGCUAGGGUUCAGUUCAAAGCGCUGGUGAAAGGGUCUACUCCUCUGCAGAUAAAGUGGUUUAAAGACAGCCAGGAGCUCCUAUCUGGAGCCAGUCGAUCUGUCUGGAAGGAUGACACUUCUAGUGUUCUGGAGCUCUUCUCAGCUAGGACAUCUGAUUCUGGGAACUACACUUGUCAGAUAAGCAAUGACGUGGGGACUGCAACCUGCAAAGCAACUCUGUUUGUAAAAGAGCCCCCCAGAUUUAUUCAGAUGCCAACUUCUGUAGUAGCUUUGCGUGAAGGACAGUCCACCACUUUUGAGUGCCAAGUAGUAGGCACGCCAGAGAUCCACAUUACAUGGUACCUGGAUGGAAAUGAAGUGACUGACAAAGCUAAGUACGGCAUCUCCUUCAUAGAUGGUUUAGCCACUUUGAGAGUCACUCAAGCCAGAGUAGCAGAUAGUGGGAUUUAUGUUUGUGAAGCCCACAAUGAUGCAGGUAGCGAGAGCUGCAGCGUCGAGCUGAAAGUAAAAGAGCCUCCAACCUUUGUUCGGGAGUUGCGUCCCACUGAGGUAGUGAAGGGCUCAGAGGCCACACUAGAGUGUGAGGUGUCUGGUACCCCUCCAUUUGAGGUGAAGUGGCUGAAGAACAAUAAGGAGAUGUUCAGCAGCAAGAAAUACACCAUCUCCACCAAAGAAUCAGUAUUUACUCUUACUGUGGCUAACUGUGACAUCUCGGAUGUUGGUGAAUAUCAGUGUAUUAUAUCCAAUGAAGGUGGGAGCUGUUCUUGCAGCACAAGACUCAGCUUAAAAGAACCACCAUCCUUCGUCAAGAAGCUGGAGAACGUCACUAGCGUUUUGAAGGGUGAUGCAUUCUUUCAGUGUGUCGUAGCAGGUGCUCAACCCCUAUCUGUGUCAUGGAUAAAAGAUGAGAAAAUACUAGAAGAUGAUGAGCAUCACCACAUUACCUUCGAGAACAGGGUGGCCACACUGAAGCUUACUAAUGUUGACCUCAGCCACAGAGGGAGAUACACCUGUCAGGCAAAGAAUGAAUCUGGCGUGGAGAAGUGUUUUGCUUUGCUUUUUGUACAAGAGCCUGCACAGAUCAUAGAAAAGGCUAAAUCACUUAAAGUCACUGAAAAAGACCCUGUGACUUUGGAGUGUACUGUGGCUGGGACACCAGAGCUCCGAAUAAGAUGGUACAAAGAUGGCAAGCAGCUCCUGCCCAGUAGAUACUACACAAUGAGCUUUGAAAACAAUGUGGCCAGUUUCAGGAUUGAACCUGUAUCAAAGGAGGAUAGUGGCACAUACAGUUUUAAGGUUGAAAAUGACUUCGGAAGUAGCACCUGUGAAGCUGUUCUGACUGUGCUAGAUCAAUCAAUUCCUCCUGUAUUUAUCAAAAAGCUAACCAAAAAGGAUACCAUUCUGGGAUCUUCUAUCCAAAUGGAGUGUAAAGUCUCUGGGUCACUCCCAAUUGUUGCAAAAUGGUUUAAGGAUGGAAAAGAAAUAACUGACAGUGCAAAAUAUAGAAGCCUGUGCCAUGAGAACACUAUGUCACUCGAGAUUGCUAACCUAGAGCUGGCAGACAGUGCAAAUUACACAUGCAGUGUCUCUAAUGUUGCUGGAAACGAUUCUUGCAGUGCUGUCCUGACUGUGAAAGAGCCACCAAGCUUCUUAGUAAAACCUGAAAGCCAGCAAGCCAUACCAGAUUCAACAGUGGAGUUUAAGGCCACACUGAAAGGAACACCACCCUUUACAAUAAAGUGGUUCAAAGAAGACUUAGAACUUGUAUCUGGUCCAACUUGUUUCAUUGGGAUUGAAGGUUCAACUGGGUUCUUAACCCUCUAUUCAGUGGAUUCUUCUAGGAGUGGGCACUACACUUGCCAUGUUUCAAACGAUGUUGGCAGUGACUCUUGCACUACAACACUGUUGGUAACAGAACCCCCCAAGUUUGCUAAGAAGCUAGAGGCAACAAAAGUAGUCAAGCAGGGUGAUUCAGCCCGGCUUGAGUGCAAAGUAAGUGGAUCUCCAGAGAUGAAAGUAGUGUGGUUCAGAAACGACCAUGAAAUAGUUGCCAGUGAAAAAUUCCGGACAUCAUUCAUUGACUCUGUGGCGGUGCUUGAAAUGAAUCAUCUCAGCACUGAUGAGAGCGGUGACUACAUCUGCGAAGCUCACAACCCUGCCGGCAAGGCCAGCUGUAGCACCAAAGUCACAGUGAAAGAACCUCCUGUCUUUAGCAGGAAGCCUUCUCCAGUAGACAUUGUCAGAGGCUCUGAGGUUAGCCUGGAAUGUGAGAUUUCAGGAACACCUCCAUUUGACGUUGCCUGGUACAAAGACAGGAGACAAAUCCGCAGUAGUAAGAAGUACAAGGUUACAGCCAAAAACUACCACACGAGCGUUCGCAUUCUUAAUGUCGAAGCUGCAGACGUUGGUGAAUAUCAGUGCAAAGCACAGAACGAUGUAGGAAGUGACACUUGUAUUUGCACUGUGAAGCUGAAAGAACCACCAAAAUUCUUGACUAAAAUAAACAGCAUGACAGUUGUGGUUGGUGAACCAGUAGAGUUACAAGCAAGAGUGGAGGGCUCCCAGCCAAUUUCUGUGCAGUGGCUUAAGGACAAAGAAGAAAUUAUCAGAGAAAGUGAGACCACAAAGAUCACAUUUAUAGAAAAUAUUGCAACUUUGCAAUUUGUGCGCACAGAGACCAGCAGUGCUGGAAAAUACACCUGUCAGAUCACAAAUGAUGCUGGAAGUCGCGAGUGUAUGGCUACCCUAACUAUUCUAGAGCCUGCAGUCAUUGUAGAGAAAGCAGAGCCAAUGAAAGUUACUAUAGGAGAUGCCUGUACUUUGGAAUGCAAAGUAGCAGGCACACCACAGCUUUCCACUGGGUGGUUCAAGGAUGGCAAAGAACUGACCAGCAGCCAAAAAUACAGAAUCACUUUCCUCAAUAAUGUAUCUACACUUAAAAUUAUGGAUGCAGAAAAGGAAGAUGGUGGAUUGUACACUUUUGCUGUGCAAAACGACGUGGGGAAAAGCAGUUGCACAGCAUCAGUUGAUGUUUUAGACCGAAUCAUUCCUCCUUCUUUCACAAGAAAACUAAAGGACAGCCCUUGUGUUCUGGGUUCCUCAGCACUGCUGGAAUGUAAAGUGUCAGGUUCACCUCCUAUUUCUGUUGCCUGGUUCCAAAAUGGACUUAAGCUAGUCAGUGGAGAAAAACAUCAAAUGUCCUUUUCAGAUAACCUAUGUGUUUUAGAAAUUAAUUCACUGAGUCACUCAGAUACUGGCACUUACACCUGCAAAGCUACCAACACAGCUGGCUCAGAUGAAUGCCGUGCUGUAUUGACUGUACAAGAGCCACCUUCUUUUGAGAGGACCCCAGAGCCUCUGGAUGUACUGCCAGGCACAAGCAUCACUUUCACAUGUGUUGUCAGAGGAACCCCUCCUUUUAAGGUUAACUGGUUUAGAGGGGCCAAUGAACUUGUGCCAGGGGACAAAUGCAAUAUCUACUUGGAGGAGUCCGUUGUGGAGCUUGAGUUAUUUGAUGUAACUCCUCCUCAAAGUGGAGAGUAUACUUGUCUAGUGACUAAUGAUGCUGGCAGGGUAAAUUGUACAACACACCUCACAGUAAAAGAGCCAGCUGUCUUUGUAAAGAAACUGAGUGAUCAGUAUGUGGAGCCUGGCAAGCCCAUCAUCCUAGAGGGCACUUACACAGGCAGCCUGCCCAUCUCUGUGACAUGGAAGAAGAAUGGCCACACCAUCACACAAUCUCAGAAGUGUAGCAUCACCACCACAGAGAAAUCCUGCAUCCUAGAAAUACUUGACAGCACCAAAGAAGAUGCAGGAGAAUACACUUGCCAUGUUGAAAAUGAGGCAGGAAGAGAUGUUUGUGAGGCUGUAGUCUCUACCCUAGAACCUCCCUACUUUGUUACACACUUGGAACCUCUUGAGGUGUCAGUUGGGUCUUACACAACAUUGCAAUGCCACGUUGCUGGAACACCAGAAAUUACUGUGUCUUGGUACAAAGGUGAUACGAAACUCAGGUCUACUCCUGAGUAUAAAGUUUUCUUUAAAGACAAUGUUGCUACACUUAUCUUCAACAAAGUGGCUAGCAGCGACAGUGGAGAAUAUAUCUGCAAGGCAGAAAACAGUGUAGGAACUGCAUCUACAAAGGCUCUCUUAACAGUUCAAGAACGCAAACAACCACCUUCCUUUGCAAGAAAAUUAAAGGACCUCGAGCACCCUGCUGGUUUGCCCCUUAAGCUCAUGUGUCGGCUCAAUGGCUCAGAGCCCAUUACUGUCACUUGGCACAAAGAUGGUGUGCUGCUAAAGGAUGACCACAAUGUGCACACAUCCUUUGUAGAUAAUGUUGCAGUGCUGCAACUGCUGCGAACCGAGAUGAAUCACACUGGGCAAUACACCUGCACAGCCACCAACUCUGUGGGCACUGCCACCUCAAGUGCUAGGCUCACAGUGGCAGAACCCAAGCAAGCACCUGUCUUCGACAUCAAACCAGAAUCUAUUGAUGUGCCUUUUGGAGAAAGUGCUGAUUUUGAAUGCCAUGUUACGGGAGCCCAGCCAAUACACAUAACGUGGUCCAAGGAUGGUCGGGAGAUCCGAACUGGAGGAAAUUUCAAUAUUACAUUCACAGCCAACACAGCUCACCUUCGAGUGCUCAGAGUGGGUAAAGGAGACUCUGGCCAAUAUACUUGCCAAGCUAGUAAUGAAGCUGGGAAAGACUUCUGCUCAGCCCAACUCAGCGUCAAAGAACCUCCCAAGUUCAUCAAGAAGCCUGAAGCUUUGCGGUUCGUGAAGCAGGGGGACACAGUUCAGCUUGAAUGUAAAAUCAGUGGCACACCAGAGAUCAGAAUCGUGUGGUACAAAAACGAUCAGGCACUCCAGGCAAGCGACAGGCUGCACAUGUCCUUUGUAGACUCUGUGGCAACGCUGACCAUCCUGGGUGCCACUGCUGAAGAUGCUGGGGAUUACAUCUGCGAAGCCCACAACUCUGCAGGCACAGCCAGCUGCAGCACUUCAGUCACAGUGAAAGAACCACCUGUUUUUAGCAAGGUGCCAAGCCCUGUGGACACUCUUAAAGGCUCAGAUGUUAUCCUUCAGUGCGAGAUAGCAGGGACCCCACCCUUUGAGGUGGCUUGGUUCAAGGACCGGAGGCAGGUCAGGAGCAGCAAGAAGUUCAAGGUGACAGCAAAGCACUCCAUUGCCAGUCUUCAUAUUCUCAAUUUGGAAGCUCAAGACACUGGAGAAUACCAAUGCAAAGCUAUGAAUGAGGUGGGAAGCGACACUUGCACCUGCCCAGUGAAAUUCAAAGAACCUCCACGGUUCGCCAAGAAGCUGAGUGACACGGCAAUCUUCAUUGGGGAGCCAACAGCCCUGCAGGCAGUAGUGGAAGGAUCCCCACCAAUUUCUGUUGUCUGGCUCAAGGAUAAGGGUGAAGUUAUUAGGGAGAGUGAAAAUGUUCAGAUGUGGUUUAUGGACAACAUUGCAACUCUUGAGAUUGCCAGUGCAGAGGGAACUGACGUUGGGAAGUACAUCUGUCAGAUCAAAAAUGACGCUGGCAUGCGGGAGUGCUCUGCCUUUUUACAGGUCCUAGAACCAGCAGUCAUCUUAGAGAAGACCGAGCCGAUCACAGUAAUGGCUGGCAAUCCUUUUACCUUGGAGGUCAAAGUAGGAGGAACACCUGAGCUUAUCACCAAGUGGUACAAAGAUGGCAGAGAACUAAAGAGUGACCGCAAAUACCAAAUUUCCUUUUUCAACAAUAUAUCCACUUUGAAAGUCUUUUCUGCAGACAGGGGAGACAGGGGCUUGUAUACUUUUGAGGUGCACAAUGAAGUGGGGGACAGCAGCUGCACUUCUUCAGUUGAUGUUUCAGAUCGCCUCGUUCCUCCUUCAUUCUCAAGAAAACUAAAGGAAACAAAUGGGGUGCUGGGAUCCUCUGUGCUGCUGGAGUGCAAAGUAUCUGGCACAGCUCCCAUAUCUGUGUCUUGGUUUCAAGAUGGGAAUGAGAUUGUUAGUGGAGAAAAACAUGAAAUCUCAUUCUUGGAUAAUGUUUGUGCUUUGAAGUUGAAUGCCCUGGAUGUCACAGAUACAGGGUCAUAUACAUGUGUGGCAGCCAACGUGGCUGGGUCUGAUGAAUGCAGUGCCUUCUUGACUGUACAAGAACCACCUUCUUUUGUGAAGACACCUGAUCCCCAGGAAGUUUUGCCUGGAUCAAAUGUGACUUUCACCGGCUACAUCAAGGGCAGUACUCCCUUCAAAGUGACCUGGUUCCGAGGCAUCAGGGAGCUGGUGCCAGACAGCAACUGCUCCAUCUCUCUCCAUGAGUCUGUGGCACAGCUGCAGCUGUACAACGUGGAGCCAGGCCACAGUGGGGACUAUGCCUGUGUGGUCACAAAUGAUGCUGGCAGUGCCUCAUGUACAACACAGCUCUUUGUGAAAGAGCCUGCAGUCUUUGUGAAGAAAUUAAGUGAUUUCAGUGUGGAGCAGGGGAAGUCCAUUGUGCUGGAAAGCAGCUACAUUGGCACCCCUCCCAUCUCUGUCACCUGGAAGAGAAAUGGGAUGCCCAUUUCUCAGUCUCAACGCUGCACUGUUACAACUACUGAAAAAUCUGGCAUUCUUGAAAUCUUCAACAGCACAAAGAACGAUGAAGGCGAAUAUACCUGUGAGGUGGCAAAUGAGGCGGGUGGGGAUGUUUGCCACAGCCUUGUCUCCAUCUUAGAACCACCUUAUUUUGUCACGCACCUGGACCGUGUGGAGGUGAAGGUUGGCGAGCCCUUGACCUUAAAAUGCCAGAUUGGCGGUUCACCAGAAAUCAAGGUGUCCUGGUACAAAGAUGACACCAAACUCAGAUCAACACAGGCUUACAAAAUGCACUUCAAGAACAAUGUGGCAACACUGGCAUUCUCUGCUGUAGAGGAUAGCAACAUUGGAGAAUAUAUCUGCAAAGCAGAAAAUAGCAUCGGCUUUGCCACCUCCACAGCUUUGCUUGUUGUUAAAGAACGUCAACUUCCCCCGACAUUCACCAGAAAACUUAAAGAUAUUCAGGAGGUGGUUGGUGCCCCGGUGACAUUUGACUGCCGCAUAACUGGCUCAGAGCCUAUCCAGGUGUCUUGGUACAAGGAUGGGGCUCUCUUAAGCGACACUGAUAACAUGCAAUCAGCCUUCUUAAAUAAUGUUGCGACUUUACAGAUCUUAGAAACUAGUAUGGAUUACUGUGGCCAAUAUACUUGCUCAGCCCAAAAUGCUCUGGGGACUGCCUCUUCCAGUGCCAAACUUCUCCUUACAGAACACCUACGACCUCCCUUCUUUGAUGUCAAGCCAGUAUCAAUCGAUGUGGCACUAGGGGAAAGCGCAACCUUCAAGUGCCACUUGACUGGUUCUGCUCCCAUGAGGAUUACUUGGACCAGAGACAACAGAGAGAUUCGUCCAGGUGGCAACUACAAAAUGACACUGGUGGAAAACACGGCCAGCUUGACAGUCCUCAAAGUUGGUAAAGGGGAUGCUGGACUCUACACCUGCACUGCCAGCAACAGUGUUGGAAAGGACGCAUGCGCAGCUCAGCUGGCUGUACAAGAACCACCAAGGUUUAUUAAGAAACUAGACUCCUCAAAACUUGUGAAAGAGCACGAUUCCACAACGUAUGAAUGCAAAAUAGGUGGAUCUCCAGAAAUCAAAGUCACCUGGUACAAAGGUGAAACUGAAAUCCAUCCCAGUGAAAAAUACAGAAUGUCUUUUGUGGACUCAGUGGCAGUCAUUGAAAUGCACAACCUCGGUGUUGAAGACAGCGGUGACUACACUUGUGAAGCUCAGAAUCCAGCGGGUAGUGCAAGCACCAGUACUACACUGAGAGUAAAAGCACCCCCUCUUUUUACCAAGAAGCCUCGUCCAGUUGAGACCUUGAAAGGGUCUGAUAUUCAUCUGGAGUGUGAGCUUCAGGGCACUCCUCCAUUCCAGAUUUCAUGGUAUAAAGACAAACGAGAAAUUCGGAGCAGCAAGAAGUAUAAGGUCAUGUCUGAGAACUACAUAGCUAGCCUUCACAUUCUCAGUGUGGAUACUGCAGAUGUUGGUGAAUACCACUGUAAGGCUGUAAAUGAUGUGGGAAGUGACUCUUGUAUUGGCUCUGUAACACUAAGAGCACCACCAACCUUUGUGAAGAAGCUGAGUGAUCUCACUGUCGUAGUUGGGGAGUCGAUUGAACUGCAGGCGACAGUACAAGGAUCACAGCCCAUUUCUGUUCUGUGGUUAAAAGACAAAGGGGAAAUCAUCAGAGAAAGUGAUAAUCUUUGGAUCUCCUACUCAGAAAACAUUGCAACUCUGCAGAUUGGAAAUGCAGAACCAACCAAUGCUGGGAAAUACAUUUGUCAGAUAAAAAAUGAUGCUGGAGUUCAGGAAUGCUUUGCCAUGCUGAAAGUGCUAGAACCUGCAGUCAUUGUAGAGAAGCCAGGCCCAGUCAAAGUCACAGCCGGAGACUCUUGUACUCUGGAAUGCACAGUAGAUGGCACACCAGAGCUUACUGCUAGGUGGUUUAAGGAUGGUAAUGAGCUGUCCACUGACCAUAAAUAUAAAAUCAGUUUCUUCAACAAAGUAUCUGGGCUUAAGAUCCUCAAUGCAACACUAGAAGACAGUGGAGAAUAUACUUUUGAGGUGAAAAACAGUGUCGGUAAAAGCAGCUGCACAGCUUCAGUGCAUGUUUCAGAUCGUAUUAUACCUCCUUCUUUCACAAGAAAACUGAAAGAAACUUAUGGUCAGCUGGGUUCUUCUGCUGUACUGGAGUGCAAAGUUUAUGGGUCACCACCCAUUCUUGUUUCCUGGUUUCAUGAUGGACAAGAGAUUACCAGUGGAGAGAAGUAUCAGGCUACUCUUACAGACAAUACCUGUUCUCUGAAAGUGAAUGGACUUCAGGAGUCUGAUAUGGGAACUUAUUUGUGCACAGCUACUAAUGUAGCUGGGUCUGAUGAAUGCAGCGCAUUUUUGAGUGUUAUAGAACCACCAUCUUUUGUGAAGAAACCUGAACCACUGGAUGUUUUAUCUGGGGCAAACAUAACCUUUACUAGUAUCGUAAAAGGUUCCCCUCCAUUGGAAGUUAAAUGGUUCAGAGGCAGCAUUGAGCUAGUACCAGGACCCAGAUGCAAUAUCACCUUGCAAGAUUCAGUUGCAGAAUUGGAACUAUUUGAUGUACCACCACUUGAGAGUGGAGACUACACCUGCCAGGUCUCUAAUGAGGCAGGGAAAAUUUCUUGCACAACACAUCUUUUUGUCAAAGAACCAGCCAAAUUUGUGAAGAAGGUCAAUGAUUUAAAUGUAGAGAAAGGGAAAAAUUUAAUCUUGGAAUGCACAUAUGUGGGUACUCCACCGAUUUCAGUGACAUGGAAGAAAAAUGGAGUGAAAAUAAUGCACUCUGAAAAGUGUAGCAUCACCACUACAGACACAUCUGCCAUACUGGAAAUCCCUAGCAGCAAACUAGAAGACCAGGGGCAAUAUUCUUGUCAUAUUGAAAAUGAUUCUGGGAAAGAUACUUGUCAUGGUACAAUCACAAUACUAGAACCACCUUACUUCAUUACACCCUUGGAGCCAGUGCAGGUGACUGUUGGGGAUUCUGCAUCCUUACAGUGCCAGGUUGCUGGAACACCAGAAAUGAUUGUGUCAUGGUACAAAGGUGAUACAAAGCUGAGAGGAACUGCUACUGUGAAAAUGCACUUUAGGAACCAAAUUGCUACUCUGGUUUUCAGCCAGGUAGACAGUAGUGACAGUGGGGAGUACAUCUGCAAAGUAGAAAACUCUGUUGGGGAGGCUUCUUCAUCAUCUUUGCUUACAGUUCAAGAGCGUAAACUUCCUCCUUCUUUUACACGAAAAUUAAGAGACGUUCAUGAAACUGUUGGCUUACCAGUCGUGUUUGAUUGUGGCAUUGCUGGCUCCGAACCCAUCGAAGUAUCUUGGUUUAAAGACGGCGCGCGUGUAAAAGAGGACUACAAUGUUCACACGUCCUUUGUAGAUAAUGUAGCAACCCUCCAGAUUUUGAAGACAGAUAGGAGCCUUAUUGGGCAAUACACCUGCACAGCUGUCAAUGCUAUUGGGACUGCUUCUUCUAGUGGCAGGCUUGUCCUUACAGAGGGGAAAACUCCUCCAUUCUUUGACAUCCCACUUGCACCUGUGGAUGGCAUUAUUGGAGAAAGUGCUGAUUUUGAGUGUCACGUUUCUGGAACACAGCCUAUUAGAGUCACUUGGGCAAAAGAUGACCAAGAAAUUAGAACAGGAAAGAACUAUCAGAUCAGUUAUGUAGACAACACAGCCCAUCUGACCAUCUUGAGAGUUGACAGGGGAGAUUCUGGAAGAUAUACAUGCUAUGCUAGCAAUGAAGUUGGAAAGGACUCUUGCACAGCUCAACUGGCUGUUAAAGAACGAAAAACUCCUCCUACUUUUACUAAGAAACUGUCUGAAGCAGUAGAAGAAACAGAAGGGAAUGAACUUAAACUUGAGGGUCGUGUUUCCGGUUCUCAGCCUUUGACUGUUGCUUGGUAUAAAAACAAUCAGGAAGUCCAUUCAAGCGCUCACUGUGAAUUAUCUUUCAAAAACAAUGCCUUGCUUUUACAUAUCAAGACUGUAGAGCAAUCAGAUGCUGGUUUAUACACCUGUAAAGUGUCCAACGAAGCAGGAAGCGUGUUGAGUACAUCUUCUGUUGUUAUCAGAGAACCCCAAAAGCCUCCAGUUUUUGACCAGCCUCUUCAGCCAGCAGCAGCAGAGGAAGGUGAUACCCUGCAGCUUAGCUGUCAUGUCCAGGGAUCACAGCCAAUCCGGAUCCAGUGGCUGAAGGCAGGAAGAGAAAUAAGAGCCUCAGACAAAUGCAACUUCAGUUUUGCUAAUGGAGUAGCUCUCCUAGAACUUGCUGCAGUUACCAAAUCAGAUUCAGGAGAAUAUGUAUGCAAAGCUUCAAAUGCAGCUGGCACUGAUACUUGCAAAUCUAAAGUGACAGUCAAAGAAAAACCGGCAGCUGCUCCAGCAGCUAAGAAAGCAGAAGUGGAAGGCAAACUUUAUUUUGUGUCAGAGCCUCAGAGUAUCAAAGUCAUGGAAAAGACCGUUGCAACAUUUACUGCAAAAGUUGGAGGAGAUCCAAUUCCAAAUGUUAAGUGGAUGAAGGGAAAAUGGAGGCAACUCAACCAGGGAGGCCGCAUUAUAAUCCAGCAGAGAGGAGAUGAAGCCAAACUAGAAAUAAAGGACACAAUAAAAACUGACUCGGGCAUGUACAAAUGUGUUGCUUUUAACCAACAUGGUGAAAUUGAGAGGAGUGUAAACCUGCAAGUUGAAGAAAGAAAGACAGAAGUUGUUGAAGGGGAUCUCAGGGCAAAACUAAAAAGCACUCCAACAAAAAGAAAAGAGGAGGAAGAGCAACCUAUUGAUAUCUUGGAACUUCUCAAAAAUGUAGAUCCCAAAGAAUAUGAGAAAUAUGCUCGCAUGUAUGGAAUUACAGAUUUCCGUGGCCUCCUGCAAGCUUUUGAGUUACUAAAGCAAACCCAGGCAGAAGAAAGCCACAGAUUGGAAAUUGAGCUCACAGAGAAAGCUCAAAGGGAAGAUCAGGAAUUUGAUGAACUUGUAGCUUUUAUUCAGCAACGACUCACACAAACAGAGCCUAUUACUCUGAUCAAAGACAUUGAAAAUCAGACGGUUUUAGCAGAUGAGGAUGCUAUCUUUGAAUGUGAGAUUAAGAUUAACUAUCCAGAAAUUAAACUGUCAUGGUACAAGGGAACACAGAAACUGGACUCCAAUGACAAAUAUGAAAUUAGAAUUGAAGGUGAUCGCCACAUACUGAGAAUUAGAAACUGCCAGCCUGAAGAUCAAGGAAAUUUCAGAAUAGUGUGUGGACCACAUAUUGCCAGUGCCAAGCUAACUGUGAUUGAACCUGCAGUUGAGCGGCAUCUUCAUGACACCACUUUCAAGGAAGGAAAAACAUGCACACUGACUUGUCAGUUCUCUAUCCCAAAUGCCAAGUCUCAGUGGUAUAGGAAUGGGAGACCCAUUAAGAUAGGAGGGAGAUAUUCAACACAAGUCUCUGACAAAGUGCACAAACUCAUCAUCAAGGAUGUUAGAACGGAAGACGAGGGACAGUAUACCUGCAAGCUUGACAGUCUAGAAACAACGGCAGAUCUGGCCAUUGAAGCGGAACCAAUUCAGUUCACCAAGAGCAUACAGAACAUCGUUGUGAGUGAACACCAGUCUGCAACCUUCGAGUGCGAGGUGUCUUUUGAUGAUGCAGUUGUGACGUGGUAUAAAGGCCCCACUGAACUGAGAGAGAGUCCCAAGUACAGCUUCAGAAGUGAAGGUCGUUGCCAUUAUAUGACUAUCCACAAUGUUAAUGCAGAUGAUGAAGGUGUUUAUUCUGUAAUUGCUCGUCUUGAACCAAGAGGAGAAGCAAGAAGCACUGCAGAGCUCUAUCUUGUAACCAAAGAAAUCAAACUGGAGUUGAAGCCACCAGAUGUUCCUGAUGCCAAGGUUGCAGUUCCACCUCAGAAACCAGCUGAAGCUGCCCCUAUUCCCAUUCUUCUGCCUCUUGUUCCACCUCCAGAGAAGAAAAAGCCAGAGAAAAAGGUUCCAUUAAAGAAAGUCCCCCAAAAGGUGGUUAAAAAAGCUCCUGAAGAAGUCCUGCCACCUAAAGCUCCUGAGGUGCUACCAGAGAAGCCCAAAGAGGUCAAAAUAACAUCCAUGGCAAGGAGAGAAGAGAUACGUGAAGAAAAGAAAAUACAAGAAACGCCCAAAGAAAUUUAUGAAGAAUGGGAGGAAGAUUAUGGUGAAGACCAUGACUAUUAUGUCAAGGAAGAGGGCUAUGAUGAAGGGGAAGAGGAAUGGGAAGAAGCUUAUGAGAAAAAAGAAGUGACUUAUGAAGAAAAAAGAAUAAUUCAUGAAGAAGUGACUGAAGUUCCUAAGAAAACUGUGCCUGAGCGAAAACCACCAGCCAUUAUAGCUGAAAAGAAGGAAAAGAAGGAAGUAACUGUUCAAAAAGUUGUCAAGAAACCUGUCGAUGAAAAAGUGGAGGUAACCACUCAGAGGGUUGCAGAAGAAAAAGUCAAAAGGGCUGAGGUUACCAAGAAAGUUCUGCCACCAAAACCUACACCAGCGGUCAUCGAGGAAAAAGUUAUGAAAAAGGAAGUACCAACAGUAGAAACAUGGACUGUUUCAGAAGAAAAGAUGUCAGUUUCUGUCCACAGAGAAGAAGAGUAUUCAUAUGAUGUUACAGAGCCAACAGAGCAUGAGAAAACAGUUGAAGAAAGAUUCUUUGAAGCUGUUUACCCAAUUGAAGCGCAUAGAGAGGUCGAGGAGGAGGAAGAAGUUGUUUCUACGGAACUGGAGAUCUCUCAUGUUGAAGUGCCUGAGAUACCAAAGAGGCGUGUUCCAGAAGAAAGAAAGCCUGUUCCUGUGCCUAAAGCAGAAGCUCCAUCAGCUAAAGCUCCUGAGGCAAGGAAGAAAGUUGUGGCUGCAAAACCUGGUGAACCUCCGAAAUUGGAACCUCCACCUGCUAAAGUGCCUGGACUUGUAAAGAAACCUCGGAAAGUCAUUCCUGAGCCUACUCCCCCACCAAAAGAAGAAGUUGUUUUGAAAAGAGUUCUUAAAAAGAAACCUGAAGAGGAAGAACCUAAACCAGAAAAAGAGCCUAAACCAGAAGUUAAACCAGUACCUACACCAAUAGAAAAAAUUAAGAAACCUGAAGUCCCAGAAGUUCCUACAAAGAAAACUGAGAUACCUGCCAUAAAAAAAGAGGAGAAACCUGUGCUUGAACCAACAAAAGCUAUAAAAUCUCCAAAACCAGCUGAAGAACCCACUGUUACUGCUCCAGUGACAGCUCCAGUUGUUGGAAAGAAAGCAGAGGCCAAGCCACCAAAAGAAGAAUCUCCGAAGGGUAUCAGUCCAGUCAAAGGGAUGUCCAAGAAGACACCUUCACCAGCAGAUGCAGAAAGAAGGAAACUCAGGCCAGGCAGCGGUGGUGAAAAACCUCCUGAAGAGCCUCCAUUUACUUACCAACUCAAGGCUGUACCACUGAAGUUUGUCAAGGAGAUGAAAGAUAUAGUGCUAAAGGAAGCUGAGUCUGUUGGGUCUUCUGCAAUCUUUGAAGUCCUAAUUUCACCAUCCACUGCAAUUACCAGCUGGAUGAAAGAUGGAAGCAAUAUCCGAGAGAGCCCAAAACACAAGUUUAUUGCUGAUGGCAAAGAUAGGAAGCUGCAUAUUAUUGAUGUCCAGCUGUCUGAUGCUGGUGAAUAUACUUGUGUAUUAAAACUGGGGAACAAAGAGAAGACCUCUACAGCCAAACUUAUUGUUGAAGAACUCCCCGUGCGGUUUGUGAAAACCCUUGAAGAAGAAGUGACUGUCAUUAAAACCCAGCCACUGUACUUAACUUGUGAGCUUAACAAAGAAAGAAAUGUGGUCUGGAGAAAGGAUGGUAAAAUCAUCAAAGCCAAGCCUGGGAAAUUUGCUCUGGGUGUUAUUGGUUUGUCACAUUCCCUCACAGUCACGGAUUCGGAUGAUGCUGAUGCUGGCACUUACACUGUUACCGUGGAAGACUCUGAACUGUCAUGCUCAUCUUGUGUCAAGGUAGUAGAAGUUAUAAGGGACUGGUUAGUAAAACCCAUAAGAGACCAGCAUGUUAAACCGAAAGGAACAGCUACUUUCAGCUGUGACAUUGUCAAGGAUACACCAAACAUUAAAUGGUUCAAAGGAGAUGAGGAAAUCCCUGCUGAACCCACUGACAAGACAGAAAUCUUGAAAGAAGGAAAUAAAAUUUUCCUGAAAAUCAAGAAUGCUGGUCCUGCUGAUAUUGGAGAAUAUGCAGUGGAAGUUGAAGGUCGCAGAUACCCAGCUAAACUGACCCUUGGUGAACGUGAAGUUGAGCUUCUGAAGCCAUUAGAGGAUGUUACAGUUUAUGAGAAGGAAACAGCAAGCUUUGAUACAGAAAUAUCUGAAGAUGAUAUUCCUGGUGAAUGGAAGCUGAAAGGAGAAGUCCUGAGACCUUCGCCUACGUGUGAAAUCAAAGCCGAAGGAGGAAAACGCUUCCUAACCUUACACAAAGUCAAGUUAGAGCAAGCUGGCGAAGUCCUUUACCAGGCCCUGAAUGCUGUCACUACAGCCAUCCUGACAGUAAAAGAAAUUGAAUUGGACUUCGCUGUGCCCCUGAAAGAUGUCACUGUUCCUGAGAAGCGCCAAGCAAGGUUUGAGUGUGUCCUUACCAGAGAGGCCAAUGUUAUAUGGUCUAAGGGCACUGAUAUAAUCAAGGUUGGAGAAAAAUUUGACAUCAUUGCAGAUGGAAAGAAGCACAUUCUUGUUAUCAAUGAUUCACAGUUUGAUGAUGAGGGAGAGUACACUGCUGAAGUUGAUGGCAAAAAGAGCACAGCAAGACUGUUUGUGGAAGGUGUGAGGCUGAAGUUCAUAUCACCUCUGCAGGAUCAAACAGUGAAAGAGGGGGAAACAGCCCACUUUCAGUUUGAGCUUUCUCAUGAAGACAUGCCUGUGAAAUGGUUCAAAAAUGACAAGAGACUUCACACAAGCAGAACAGUUUUGAUUACUUCAGAAGGCAAAGUCCAUAAACUAGAAAUGAGAGAAGUAACACUUGAUGAUAUCUCAGAAAUAAAGGCUGUAGUCAAGGACAUGAACACACAAGCCAACCUGAAAGUCUUAGAGGCCGACCCAUAUUUCACUGUGAAAUUACAAGACUACAGUGCUGUAGAGAAAGAUGAUAUUACACUGGAGUGUGAACUUAGCAAAGAUGUGCCAGUAAAAUGGUACAAAGAUGGUGAAGAACUAAUAGCUUCCAACAGAAUUUCCAUUAAAACGGAUGGCUUACGCCGUAUCCUGAAGAUCAAGAAGGCUGCAGAGAGUGACAAAGGUGUUUAUGAGUGUGACUGUGGAACCGACAAGACAAGCGCCAAUAUCAGCGUGGAGUCUCGCUUAAUUAAAGUGGAGCGCCCACUGUAUGGAGUGGAAGUAUUUGUUGGUGAAACAGCACGCUUUGAAAUUGAAAUUUCUGAGCCUGAUGUCCAUCCUGUAUGGAAGCUAAAAGGAGAAACUCUAACACCUUCACCUGACUGUGAAAUCAUUGAAGAUGGGAAGAAGCAUAUUCUUGUCCUUCAUAACUGUAACCUUGAUAUGACUGGAGAAGUGUCUUUCCAAGCUGCCAAUGCUAAAAGUGCUGCUAAUCUGAAAGUGAAAGAACUGCCUCUUAUCUUCAUCACUCCCCUAAGUGAUGUGAAGGUCUUUGAGAAGGAUGAAGCUAAGUUUGAAUGUGAGGUAUCCAGAGAGCCCAAGACUUUCCGCUGGUUGAAAGGAACAGAAGAGAUCACUCCUGAUGAAAAAUUCGAAAUCAUUUCAGACGGAACAAAGCAUGCUCUGAUUAUUAAAUCUGUUGCCUUUGAGGAUGAAGUAAAAUACACAUUUGAAGCUGAGGAUAAAAGAACAAGUGCCAAGCUAAUUAUUGAAGGCAUCCGCCUGAAAUUCAUCACUCCUCUCAAGGAUGUAACAAAGAAGGAGAGAGAAACUGCAGAGUUCACUGUGGAACUCUCCCAUGAAAACAUCACUGUGGUCUGGUUCAAGAAUGACCAACGAUUACAUACCAGCAAAGUGGUUUCAAUGACAGAUGAUGGCAAAUUCCAUACACUCACAAUCAAAGAUCUUACUAUUGAUGAUACUUCUCAGAUAAAAGUGGAAGCUAUGGGCAAAUCCUCAGAAGCUAAACUCACUGUUCUUGAGGGAGACCCUUAUUUCACUGGGAAGCUGCAGGAUUACACUGCUGUGGAGAAAGAUGAAGUAAUCUUACAAUGUGAAAUCAGCAAAGCAGAUGCCCCAGUGAAAUGGAUGAAGGAUGGCAAGCCAAUUACUGCAUCAAAGAAUGUCGUUAUUAAGGCAGAUGGCAAAAAGAGAAUCCUUAUUCUCAAGAAAGCUUUGAAGAAAGACAUUGGACAGUACACUUGUGACUGUGGUACUGACCAAACCUCUGCUAAACUUGAUAUUGAAGACCGGGAUAUUGAGAUUGUGCGACCGCUAUACAGUGUGGAGGUGAUUGAGACAGAGACUGCCCGUUUUGAUAUUGAAAUCUCUGAGGAAGGUGUCCAUGGCAAUUGGAAGCUAAAAGGAGAACCUCUGACUGAAUCAGCUGAAUGUGAAAUCAAGGAGGAAGGAAAAAAGCACUUCCUUACACUGUACAAUGUACGCUUGGAUCAAGCUGGUGGAGUAGAUUUUCAAGCAGCAAAUGCCAAGUCUGGUGCUCACCUUCGAGUGAAACCUCGAGUAAUUGGCUUGCUGAGACCCCUCAAGGAUGUAACAGUGACAGCUGGGGAAUCAGCAACCUUCGAUUGCGAACUCUCUUAUGAGGGAAUCCCAGUAGAAUGGUUCCUGAAAGGAAAGAAACUGGAGCCCAGUGAUCAGGUUGUGACUCGUGCUGAAGGGAGAGUUCACACACUUAUUCUCAGAGACGUCAAGUUAACAGAUGCAGGAGAGGUAUCACUGACAGCAAAAGAUUUCAGAACCCAAGCAAAUCUUUUUGUGAAAGAACCCCCAGUUGAAUUUACUAAACCACUUGAGGACCAGACUGUGGAAGAGGAAGCCACUGCAGUACUGGAAUGUGAAGUCUCCAGGGAAAAUGCAAAAGUUAAAUGGUUCAAAAAUGGCGAAGAAAUUCACAAAUCAAAGAAGUAUGAUAUCAUUUCUGAAGGCAGAGUCAGAAAACUCAUCAUCCGUGGCUGCACACUGGAUGAUGCAAAAACAUAUGCCUGUGAUGCUAAGGACUUUAAGACAUCAUGUUUCCUCAAUGUGGAGCCUAUUCGUGUCGACUUCCUGAAACCCCUGACUGACCUUGAGGUUAAAGAAAAAGAAUCUGCUCGGUUUGAAUGUGAAAUUUCUCGUCCAAAUGUCAAGGUGAAGUGGUUUAAGGAUGGCAUGGAAAUUAGAAAAGGCAAGAAGUAUGACAUAAUUUCUAAAGGUGCAGAACACAUUCUUGUCAUCAAUAAAUGUGUCUUUGAUGAUGAAGCUGAAUAUUCCUGUGAAGCAAAAACAGCUCGAACGUCCGGCCUACUUACAGUGAUAGAGGAAGAGGCUGUUUUCACAAAAAAUCUUCCUGAUCUUGAAGUAAAUGAAAAUGACACUGUAAAAUUGAUCUGUGAAGUUUCAAAGCCUAAUGCUGAAGUUACUUGGCUUAAAGGAGAUGAAGAGGUGCCUGAUGGUGGUAGAUUUGAACACAUUUCUGAUGGUAGAAAGAGAAUUCUUGUUAUACAUAAUGCUCAUCCUGAAGAUGCUGCCAAAUAUACUUGCAAGCUCCCAAGCUCUAGUACAACAGGAAAACUUACUGUACAUGAACUUGCAGCAGAAUUUCUUACCAGACCACAAAACCUUGAGGUGCUUGAAGGAGAAAAAGCUGAAUUUGUCUGUUCAGUAUCCAAAGAAGCCAUCACAGUACAGUGGCUAAGGGGUGACACAGUCCUGGAGCCUGGUGAUAAGUAUGACAUCAUUUCAGAUGGCAAAAAGAGAACACUUGUGGUUAAAGAAUCUGUUCUAGGAGAUACAGGAAUGUAUACUGUCAUGGUUGGUGAAGCUAAAGCUACAGCACACUUAGCAGUGAUUGAAAAACUCAAGAUUAUAACUCCUCUUAAGGACCAAGAAGUUACUGAGUGUCAAGAAAUUAUCUUCAACUGUGAAGUCAAUAAAGAAGGUGCCAAAGAGAAGUGGUACAAAAAUGAUGAGGCAAUAUUUGAUAGUGCAAAGUACAUUAUUGUUCAGAAGGGUGUAGUCUACACUCUCAGAAUCAGAGAUGCAGAGUUGAAAGAUGAAGCUACCUACACCAUCUCACUGACAAACCAGAGAGGUGAACACGUUAAAAGCUCUGCUGCUUUAAAAGUAUUAGAGGAGGAUCUCAGAAUUGUUGAGCCCCUUGAAGACAUUGAGACCAUGGAAAAGAAAACUGUCACAUUCUGGUGCAAAGUCAAUCGCCUUAAUGCAACUCUCAAAUGGACAAAGAAUGGAGAGGAGAUCACAUUUGACAGGCGCGUUUUGUACAAAAUUGACAAAUUCAAGCACUCAUUGAUCAUUAAAGACUGUGGGUUUGUAGAUGAAGGCGAAUACACUGUUACUGCUGGACAAGACAAAUCAGUUGCAGAGCUUCUCAUCACAGAAGCACCAGCAGACUUCACUGAACAUCUUCAGGACCAGACUGUCACUGAAUUUGAUGAUGCUGUCUUUACAUGCCAGCUUUCCAAAGAGAAAGUCAGUGUAAAAUGGUACAGAAAUGGAAGAGAAAUCAAAGAAGGCAAAAAAUACCAAUUUGAAAAGGAUGGAAAUCUGCACAGGUUAAUCAUAAAAGACUGUAGACUAGAUGAUGAGUGUGAAUAUUCCUGUGGAGUGGAUGACAGGAGAUCUAGGGCAAGACUUUUUGUUGAAGAAAUCCCUGUUGAGAUUAUUCGACCACCACAAGAUAUUUAUGAAGCACCUGGUGCAGAUGUCAUCUUCAUGGCUGAAUUGAACAAAGAUGGUGUGGAGGUCAAGUGGUUGAGAAACAACAUGAUUAUCAUCCAAGGUGACAAACAUCAGAUGAUGAGUGAAGGAAAGGUCCACAGGCUGCAGGUGUGUGACAUAAAGCCCCGUGACCAAGGGGAAUACAGAUUUAUCGCCAAAGACAAGGAAGCUAGAGCUAAACUUGAAUUAGCUGCUGCACCUAAAAUCAAGACUGGUGAUCAAAACCUUGUGGUUGAUGUUGGAAAACCUUUAACUAUGACUGUCCCAUAUGAUGCCUACCCAAGAGCAGAAGCUGAAUGGUUUAAAGCAGGAGAAAGUCUGCCCACAACAACUGUUGAUACAACAACUGACUGCACUACCUUCAAAAUUUAUGAAGCAAAGAAAUCAGAUAAGGGAAGGUACAGGAUUGUGCUUCGAAACAAACAUGGCCAGGCAGAAGCAUUCAUCAAUGUAGAGGUCAUUGAUGUUCCAGGUCCAGUGAGAAACUUGGAAGUCACUGAAACCUAUGAUGGUGAAGUUGGUCUCGCGUGGCAAGAACCAGAAAGUGAUGGUGGAAGUAAAAUCAUAGGCUACGUUGUUGAAAGACGUGAUAUCAAGCGUAAGACCUGGAUUGUGGCCACAGAUCGUGCUGAAAAUUGUGAAUACACUGUUACUGGACUUCAGAAAGGGGGAGUUGAGUACCUCUUCCGUGUCAGUGCACGCAACAGAGUGGGCACUGGUGAGCCAGUGGAAACAGACACACCUGUGGAAGCUAAGAGCAAAUUUGAUGUUCCUGGUCCUCCUCAAAAUGUAGAAGUUAGUGAUGUGAACAGGUUUGGAGCCACACUUAGCUGGGAACCACCUGAGGAUGAUGGAGGAUCCCCGAUUACUGGCUACGUUAUUGAACUGCGUAACAGAGCUACCAUCAGAUGGGAGCCAACUAUGACCACAGGAGCUGAUGAACUGUCAGCUGUCCUGACUGAUGUUGUGGAAAAUGAAGAGUACUUCUUCAGAGUAAGAGCUCAAAACAUGGUUGGAGUUGGCAAACCAAGUCCUGCUACACGUGCAGUAAAAAUCAUGGAUCCAAUUGAGAGACCAAGUCCUCCCAUUAACCUUGAGCAUUCAGAUCAAACUAAGUCAUCAGUUCAGCUCACAUGGGAACCCCCUCUCGAAGAUGGAGGAAGUCCAAUCUUAGGCUAUAUUAUUGAAAGGCAAGAGGAAGGAACAGACAAGUGGAUUCGUUGUAACCCUAAACUAGUACCUGCUCUUACUUUUAAGGUAACUGGAUUGAAACAAGGAUCCAGUUAUUACUACAGAGUCUCAGCAGAAAAUGCAGCUGGUGUGUCUGACCCAGCAGAGGCUAUUGGGCCAUUAACUGCAGAUGAUGCUUUUGUUGAGCCUACAAUGGACCUAAGUGCAUUUAAGGAUGGGCUGGAAGUUAUUGUACCAGAGCCAAUCAAGAUCCACGUUCCCAUCACUGGCUACCCUGUGCCAACUGCCACAUGGUAUUUUGGCGACCAAGUCUUAGAAGAAGGUGAUCGCGUAAAAAUGAAGACCACUGCCUCCUUUGCAGAACUUGUAAUUACUCCGAGUGAGCGCCCAGACAAGGGACUUUAUUUCUUGACAUUAGAAAACCCUGUGUCAUCUGUUACAGGAGAAAUUAAUGUUAAUGUCAUUGCUUGUCCAAGUGCACCAAGAGAGCUCAAUGUUUUAGAAGUACUCAAGAGUACAGUGCAGCUCGCAUGGGAACCUCCAGAAGAUGAUGGUGGAAGUCCAGUCACUGGCUAUAUAAUUGAAAAACGUGAAGUAAGCCGGAAAACGUGGAGCAAAGUUAUGGAUCAUAUUGUUGACCAAGAAUUCACUGUACCUGACCUCGUCCAAGGGAAAGAAUAUUUAUUUAGAGUUUUUGCAUGCAAUAAAUGUGGCCCUGGAGAGCCUGCAUAUAUUGAUGAACCUGUAAAUAUGUCAGUACCAGCAACGGUACCUGACCCACCAGAAAAUGUUAAAUGGAGAAAUCCAACAUCAAAAGGAAUAUUCCUAACAUGGGAGCCUCCCAAAUAUGAUGGUGGUGCACGCAUUAAGGGUUAUCUGGUAGAAAAAUCCCAACGUGGCACAGACAAGUGGGAGAUAUGUGGGGAGCCUGUUAUUGAAACAAAAAUGGAAGUAACAAAGCUCCAGGAAGGAGAGUGGUAUGCUUAUCGGGUUAAGGCUUUGAACAGAAUGGGAGCAAGUAGGCCAAGUAAGCCAACUGAUGAUAUUCAGGCCAUUGAUGCAAAAGAGGCUCCAGAAAUUUUCUUAGAUGUGAAGCUUCUUGCUGGACUUACUGUGAAAGCUGGAACUAAAAUUGAGCUGCCAGCUAAAGUAACUGGAAAGCCUGAGCCCCAGGUUACUUGGACCAAGGCUGACAAAAUUUUGAGACCUGACAAUAGAAUCACCAUUGAAAGCCAGCCUAACCAUUCUACAGUCACUAUUACAGACAGCAAGAGGAGUGACAGUGGAACCUAUAUCAUAGAAGCUGUAAAUUCCAGUGGACGGGCUACUGCUGUUGUUGAAGUUAAUGUUCUUGAUAAACCUGGUCCACCAGCUGCAUUUGAUGUAACAGAAAUCACAAACGAAUCCUGCCUUCUAACCUGGAAUCCUCCACGAGAUGAUGGGGGUUCUAAAAUUACCAACUACGUCCUUGAGAAAAGAGCUACAGACAGCGAAAUAUGGGACAAGUUGUCAUCAACUAUUAAAGAUACAAAAUUCAGAGCCACCAAUUUAACUCCUCAUAAAGAAUAUGUGUUUCGAGUCAGUGCUGAAAACAUGUAUGGUGUUGGGGAGCCAGCACAGUGUAGCCCCAUCAUUGCCAAAUAUUCAUUUGAUCCGCCAGGCCCUCCAACAGGUCUCAAGCCCAUAGAGGUCACUAAAGAUUCAGUCACUUUAACAUGGAAUGAACCAGAUGAAGAUGGUGGCAGCCCCAUAACUGGCUACUGGGUUGAAAGAUAUGAUCCGGAGCAGGAUAAAUGGAUAAAAUGCAACAAAAUGCCAGUGAAAGAUACAACAUUCAAAGUUAAAGGUCUUACAAAUAAGAAGAAGUAUAAGUUCCGUGUGUUGGCAGAGAAUCUUGCAGGACCUGGAAAACCAAGCCGGGAAACAGAGCCAAUCUUAGUGAAAGAUCCAAUUGAUCCACCAUGGCCUCCUGGAAAGCCAACUGUGAAAGAUAUUGGCAAGACAUUCCUUACCCUGAACUGGACAAAGCCAGAACAUGAUGGAGGGGCAAAAAUUGAAUCUUACGUCGUUGAGCUGUUAAAGACUGGAACAGACGAAUGGGUGAGAGUGGCUGAAGGAGUUCCAACAACUGAACACUUCCUCAAAGAUCUUAUGGAGAAACAAGAAUAUUCAUUCCGUGUGAGAGCUGUGAACAAGGCUGGCGAGAGUGAGCCCAGUGAGCCCAGUGACCCUGUGCUGUGCAAGGAGAGGCUCUAUCCUCCUUCACCACCCCGAUGGCUUGAAGUUAUUAAUAUUACUAAAAAUACAGCAGAUCUUAAAUGGACAGUACCAGAAAAGGAUGGGGGUUCCCCAAUUACCAACUAUAUUGUUGAGAAAAGAGAUGUAAGGCGGAAGGGCUGGCAGACAGUUGAUACGACAGUGAAGGACACCAAGUACACAGUAAGCCCACUGACUGAAGGCUCACUCUAUGUGUUCCGUGUGGCUGCUGAAAAUGCCAUUGGACAGAGUGACUACUGUGAAAUUGAAGACUCAGUGCUUGCUAAAGAUACUUUCACAACCCCUGGGCCUCCAUAUGCCCUUACAAUAGUUGAAGUGAAAAAAGGCCAUGUUGAUUUGAAGUGGGAACCACCUAAGAAUGAUGGUGGCAGACCAAUUCAAAGAUAUGUUAUUGAAAAGAAAGAAAAGCUGGCUACUCGCUGGGUAAAAGCUGGGAAGACAGCUGGUCCAGAUUGCAAUUUCAGAGUGACAGAUGUCAUUGAAGGAACAGAUGUACAGUUCCAGGUCCGUGCAGAAAAUGAAGCCGGAUGUGGUCAUCCCAGUGAACCAACUGACCUCGUUCAUAUUGAAGAUCCAACAAGCCCUCCUUCACCUCCUCAGGAUUUACAUGUCACAGAUGCAGGCCGAAAGCACAUUUGCAUUGCUUGGAAACCUCCUGAGAAGAAUGGUGGAAGUCCUAUUAUUGGAUACAAUGUUGAGAUGUGUGAAGCAGGAACAGAAAAAUGGAUGCGAAUCAAUUCUCGUCCAAUUAAAGAUCUAAAAUGUAAAGUGGACGAGGGAGUUGUUCCAGACAAAGAAUAUGUGCUGAGAGUCAGAGCUGUCAAUGCUGUUGGAGCUAGUGAGCCAUCAGACAUCUCAGAAAAAGUUGUUGCCAAGGACCCAGACUGUAAUCCAACCAUUGAUCUGAAAACUCGGGACAUUGUUGUUGUUAAAGGACAGAAGCUAAGUAUCCCUAUACCCUUCAGAGCUGUUCCAUCCCCAACUAUAACAUGGCACAAAGAUGGCAAGGAGUUGAAAGCUGGUGACAGAACAACAAUGAAGAGUGACUACACCUCUGCAUUGCUUGAAGUGAUAGACAGUGUUCAUGCUGAUGCUGGUGUUUAUACUAUCACACUGGAGAACAAGCUGGCAUCAACAACUGGCUCAGUCAAUGUCAAAGUCAUAGGUCCACCUGGACAGUGUAAAGACAUCAAGGCAAGCGAAGUAACUAAGAAUUCUUGCAAGGUAUCCUGGGAGCCUCCAGACUUUGAUGGUGGUACUCCUAUUUUGCAUUACGUUCUGGAACGCAGGGAAGCUGGUCGUAAAACAUACAUCCCAGUCAUGUCUGGUGAAAAUAAGCUUUCAUGGCAAGUCAAAGAUCUGAUACCAAACUGUGAAUAUUACUUCCGUGUUAAAGCUGUCAAUAAGAUUGGAGGGGGUGAUUAUCUUGAACUAAGAAACCCGAUCAUUGCAGAAGACCCGAAACAGCCCCCAGAUCCGCCUGUCGACCUUGAAGUCCAUAAUCCAACAUCAAAAUCAGUAACUCUUACAUGGAAACCACCCCUGUUUGAUGGGGGAAGCAAGAUUAUGGGCUAUAUAAUAGAGAAGCUUGCUAAGGGCAAAGAGAGGUGGGAGAGAUGCAAUGACUAUCUGGUACCCUUGCUAACUUACACGGUGAAAGGCCUUGAGGAAGGAAAGGAGUAUCAGUUCCGUGCACGUGCUGAGAACGCUGCUGGCAUCAGUGAGCCUUCUCGGAUUACUCCUUUUGUGAAAGCUGUGGAUCCUAUUGAGGCUCCAAAAGUCUUCCUUGCUGCAAACCUACAGUCUGGCCUUGAGGUGAAGAGAGGUGAUGAGAUCAUACUUGAGGCACAUAUUUCAGGGUCACCCUAUCCAUCUAUUACCUGGCUGAGGAAUGAUGAAGUUGUCAGACCAGAGGAUAUCAAAAAGAGAGUAACAGUACCUAAAAAGAAGAAGGGUGAAGCUGAAGAAGAGAAACCUUUCCAGCUUUCACUGCCAGAACGUAUGAGUGUUGAUAACCACAAGGAGGGAGAGUCCAUACUAUCAGUUCGUGACUCCAUUAGAGCAGACCACGGCACAUUUACAAUUAAAGUAGAAAAUGAUCAUGGAGUUGCAAAAGCCUCCUGUGAAGUCAAUGUGUUGGAUACACCUGGGCCACCAGUCAACUUUGUAUUUGAAGAUUUGAGGAAAAAUUCUGUCCUUUGCAAGUGGGAGCCUCCCCUUGAUGAUGGUGGAAGUGAAAUCCUAAACUAUGUACUGGAAAAGAAAGACAAUACAAAAGCUGAAAUGGGCUGGGUCACUGUCAGUUCAACACUCAGGCAUUGCAAAUUCCAUGUAACAAAACUGAUUGAAGGAAAAGAGUAUCUAUUCCGUGUAUUUGCUGAAAAUAGAGUUGGAGCAGGACCACCAUGUGUUUCAAAACCAAUGACAGCUAAAGAUCCUUUCUCUCCACCAGAUGCACCUAAUAAGCCUGAUGUGGAAGAUGUAACCAGCAACAGUAUGCUGGUGAAGUGGAAUGAACCAAAAGAUAAUGGCAGCCCUAUCAUAGGAUACUGGAUUGAAAAACGUGAAAUCAAUAGUACUCAUUGGGCUCGGGUCAACAGGAACCUUGUGAAUGCUCUGGAACUAAGAGUUGAAGGACUGUUGGAAGGUUUAACUUACAUCUUCAGAGUGUGUGCUGAAAAUGCAGCUGGCCCUGGUAAAUUUAGUCCACCAUCAGAUCCAAAAACUGCACAAGACCCAAUAAUGCCACCUGGUCCCCCGAUUCCAAGGAUUGCUGACACAAGUGCAACUUCCAUUGAGCUAGAAUGGCAACCUCCUGUAUAUAAUGGUGGUGGAGAUAUCACUGGUUACCAUGUGUACAAACAACUGAUGGGUGUAAACGAGUGGUCACGCUGCACAGCAAAGCCCAUUAAGGUCCUGCAGUUUACUGUUGGAGAGGUGAGGGAAGGUGCAGACUAUAAGCUCCGUGUUACUGCACUCAACGCGGCUGGAGAAGGACCACCUGGGGAAACUGAACCCGCAACAGUUGCAGAGCCUAAAGAGCCUCCCACUGUUGAGCUGGAUGUUUCUGUGAAAGCAGGCAUUCAGGUCAUGGCUGGACAGACUAUUAAAAUUCCUGCUACUGUGACAGGGCGUCCUGCUCCCACCAUUACAUGGGCUAUAGACGAGGGGGAAUUAGACAAAGAUCGAGUUGUUAUUGAAAAUGUUGGCACAAAAUCUGAGUUAACCAUUAAGAGUGCAUUGAGAAAAGACCAUGGAAGAUAUGUAAUUACUGCUACCAAUAGCAGUGGUACAAAAUCAGCAGGAACCAGAGUAGAAGUAUUUGAUGUUCCUGGACCAGUCCUUGACCUAAAGCCAGUGGUCACAAACAGAAAGAUGUGUUUGCUUAACUGGUCUGAUCCUGAAGAUGAUGGUGGCAGUGAAAUCAUAGGCUUCAUUGUUGAAAGGAAGGAUGCCAAAAUGCAUACAUGGAGACUAGCUGUAGACACUGAUAGAUCUAAAUGUGAUAUUACAGGUCUAAUUGAAGGCCAAGAAUAUAAAUUCCGUGUUAGUGCCAAGAACAAAUUUGGUACUGGUCCAGCUGUGGAAAUAGGACCCAUUCUUGCAGUUGAUCCAUUAGGUCCUCCUACAGCACCUGAGAGGUUCAUGUACAAAGAGAGGACGAAGUCAUCCAUUACACUUGACUGGAAGCCUCCACGCAGUGAUGGUGGUAGUCCCAUCUUAGGAUAUAUUGUAGAGAAGAGGAGACAUGAUUCAAAAGAUUAUGAAAGAGUUAAUGCAAGGCUCUGUCCUAAAACAUCUCUUCUUGUUGAAAAACUCGAUGAACUUCAUAUGUAUGAGUUUCGUGUGAAAGCUGUCAAUGAGAUUGGAGAAAGCGAACCAUCACUGCCCCUCAAUGUAGUUAUACAAGAUGAUGAAGUGCCUCCAACUGUUACAUUGCGUUUGGCUGUGAGAGGAGAUACUAUCAAAGUCAAGGCAGGAGAGCCAGUUAACAUUCCUGCUGAUGUAACCGGCCUGCCAAUGCCAAAGAUUGAAUGGGACAAGAAUGAAGUUUUAAUUGACCAAACAUCUGAUGCACUUAAGAUAACCAAGGAAGAAGUAUCUAGAACUGAGGCAAAAACAGAACUCAUCCUUCCUGCAGCAGCGAGGAGUGAUAAAGGCACUUACACUGUGAGAGCUACCAAUCGUCUUGGCACUGCAUUCCGCAAUGUGCAUGUCGAAGUGUAUGAUCGUCCUUCUCCACCAAGAAAUCUUGCUGUUUCUGAUAUUAAAGCAGAAUCAUGCUAUUUAACGUGGGAUGCACCUCUUGAUAAUGGUGGUAGUGAAAUUACCCAUUACAUUAUUGAAAAACGUGAUGCUAGUAAGAAGAAAUCGGAGUGGGAAGAAGUCUCUAAAGGCGCCGUUGAGAGAAGAUUCGGGGUAUGGAAUCUUUCAACAAAUGAAAAAUACCAAUUUAGGGUCCGCGCUGUGAACAAAUACGGAAUAAGUGAUGAAUGCCUCUCCGAAAAAGUUGUCAUUAAGGAUCCCUAUGGUCUUCCUGGACCUCCUGGAAAGCCAAAAAUUUUGGAUCGCACCAGAUCAUCUAUGCUGGUGACGUGGGAGCCUCCUUUGGACAAUGGUGGCAGCCCAAUAACUGGCUAUUGGUUGGAGAAGAGAGAGGUGGGAGGUGUCUACUGGGCACGUGUCAACAGGGCUCCAGUAACAAAACCAUCAGUAAAAGGUCUGGAGCACAAUGUGCUUCGUUUGGCUGAAGGUGUUGAAUACCAGUUUAGAGUUAUGGCUGAAAAUCUUGCUGGAAUUGGCCCUCCCAGUGAACCAUCAGAUCCAGCUUUGGCAGCAGAUCCUAUAUUUGUGCCUGGUCCACCAUCAUGCCCAGAGGUCAAAGACAAAACCAAAUCAUCUGUAGCACUUGCAUGGAAGCCUCCUCAAAAGGAUGGUGGGAGUCCUAUAAAAGGAUAUAUUGUUGAAAUGCAAGAUGAAGGUAGUACUGAUUGGAAGAAGGUGAAUGAAGGAGACAAACUCUUUCCUACUUGUGAAUGUGUUAUUCCCAACUUGAAAGAGCUCAGAAAAUACCGAUUUAGGGUGAAAGCUGUAAAUGCUGCUGGAGAAUCAGAACCAAGUCCUGCAACAUCAGAGAUACCUGUCCAAGAUAUUCUAGAGGAACCAGAAAUCUUCCUUGAUCUUGGAGCACAGGAUUUGCUCUCUUGUCGUGCUGGCACAACAAUUAAAAUCCCAGCUAUUAUCAAGGGUCGUCCAGUUCCAAAAACAUUUUGGGAGUAUGAAGGAAAAGCAAAAACAGCAGCAAAGGAGGGAGGUCAUAAUAUACCUGAAGAAGCAAAGGUGGAAGCAACUGAUACACGUUCAGAGGUUAUCAUCCCUGACUGCAACAGAAGUCACUCUGGACGAUACAGUAUUACAGCAAAAAAUAAAGCAGGACAAAAGACAGUGCAUGUCAGAGUCAAUGUGCUUGAUGUCCCUGGUCCACCAAAAGACCUUAAAGUAAGUGAUAUCACAAGAGGUAGCUGUAAACUCUCAUGGAAGAUGCCAGAUGAUGAUGGUGGAGAUAGAAUCAGAGGCUAUGUUAUAGAGAAGAGAAAUAUUGAUGGGAAGGCCUGGACUAAAGUCAAUCCAAACUGUGGCAGUACUUCCUUUGUGGUACCUGAUCUCAUAACUGGCCAAGAGUAUUUCUUCCGGGUGCGUGCAGAAAACCGUUUUGGAGUUGGGCCUCCUGCAGAAACCAUCCAGCGGACCACAGCCAGGGAUCCAAUCCAUCCUCCUGAUCCACCUAUUAAACUGAGGAUUGGCCUUGUAACCAAGAACACAGUGAGCCUGACAUGGAAACCACCAAAGAAUGAUGGUGGAGCUCCUGUUACACAUUAUAAUGUUGAAUGUCUCCGCUGGGAUCGUACUGGAGAAGUGAAAGAGUCUUGGAAGCAAUGCAACAGACGUGAUGUGGAAGAAACUAAGUUUACUGUUGAGGAUCUUGUAGAAGGUGGAGAAUACGAAUUCAGAGUCAAAGCUGUAAAUAUAGCAGGUCCUAGCAGACCUUCAGCCACUGUUGGCCCGCUUGUUGUCAAAGACCAGACAUGUCCACCAUCUAUUGAGCUGAAAGAAUUUAUGGAAGUUGAAGAAGGAACAGAUGUUAAAAUUGUGGCAAAGAUAAAGGGUGUACCCUUCCCCACAUUAACAUGGCUAAAAGCUCCUCCAAAGAAACCAGAUGAGAAAUCACCAGUGGUGUAUGAUCAACAUGUCAACAAGAUUGUUGAUGAAAAUACUUGCACUUUAGUGAUCCAACAGUCUCGCAGAAAUGAUACAGGCCUAUAUACUAUCACAGCUGUAAAUGACCUGGGAACUGCUUCAAAGGAGAUGCGGCUAAAUGUUCUGGGUCGUCCUGGACCUCCAGUAGGACCUAUUAAAUUUGAAUCCAUUUUGGCUGAUAAAAUGACAAUAUCAUGGCUUCCUCCAUUGGAUGAUGGUGGUUCUAAGAUAACAAACUAUGUUAUAGAGAAAAAAGAAGCAAAUAGGAAGACAUGGGUGGCUGUUACUAAUGAACCCAAGGAAUGCAUAUUCACUGUUCCCAAGCUGAUGGAAGGCCAUGAAUAUGUGUUCCGCAUUAUGGCACAAAACAAAUACGGUAUUGGAGAACCUUUGGACAGUGAGCCAGAAACAGCACGAAACCUUUUCACUGUGCCUGGACCUCCUGACAAGCCAACAGUUAGCAGUAUAACACGUGACUCAAUGACAGUAAACUGGGAAGAACCAGAACAUGAUGGUGGCUCUCCUAUUACUGGUUACUGGUUGGAGCGCAAAGAGACCACUGGAAAGAGAUGGACCAGGGUUAACCGAGAUCCUAUCAAGCCUAUGACCCUGGGGGUUUCAUACAAAGUUACAGGCCUUAUUGAAGGCUCUGAGUAUCAGUUCCGUGUGUCAGCUAUCAACGCGGCUGGUGUUGGCCCACCAAGCAUGCCAUCUGAUCCAGCACUUGCUAGAGAUCCUAUUGCCCCACCUGGCCCUCCUAUACCAAAAGUUACUGAUUGGACAAAGUCUUCUGUAGACUUGGAGUGGACUCCACCAGUAAAGGAUGGUGGUUCUAGAGUCACUGGCUACAUUGUUGAGUUUAAAGAGGAAGGAAAGGAAGAAUGGGAACGGGUAAAAGACAGAGAAAUUAGAGGAACCAAGUUUGUUGUGACAGGAUUAAAAGAAGGUUGUUUUUAUAAAUUUAGAGUUAGAGCAGUAAAUGCUGCUGGCAUCGGAGAGCCUGGAGAAGUUACAGACAUUAUUGAAAUGAAGGACAGAAUUGUGGCUCCUGAUAUUAAUUUGGAUGCAAGUGUCAGGGACAGAAUUGUUGUUCAUGCUGGAGGAGUAAUUCGGAUCAUAGCAUAUGUCUCAGGAAAACCACCUCCAACAGUGAGUUGGAGCAUGGAUGAGCAAGCUUUGCCAGAAGAAGCCAAAAUUGAAGAAACAGCUAUUAGUUCUUCUUUAGUCAUCAGGAACUGCAAAAGGAGUCACCAGGGUUUAUACACUCUUCUUGCUAAAAAUGAUGGUGGAGAGAGGAAGAAGACAAUUAUUGUUGAUGUGCUAGAUGUGCCAGGCCCAGUUGGAAUGCCACUCCUUACAGAGAAUCUAACUAAUGACUCUUGUAAAUUGUCAUGGUUUACUCCAGAAGAUGAUGGUGGUUCUCCUAUUACCAACUAUAUAAUUGAAAAACGUGAAUCUGACCACAGAGCUUGGACUCCAGUGACCUACACAGUUACAAGACAGAAUGCUACUGUUCAGGGACUUAUUCAAGGGAAAGCCUACUUUUUCAGAAUUGCAGCUGAGAAUAUAAUUGGCAUGGGUCCUUUCACGGAAACAACAAAAGAGAUUCUCAUUAGAGAUCCAAUAACUGUUCCUGACCGUCCAGAAGACCUGGAAGUAAAAGCAGUUACCAAGAACUCUGUUACACUAACUUGGAACCCUCCAAAAUAUAAUGGAGGCUCAGAUAUCACCAUGUAUGUUCUAGAGAGCCGCCUCAUUGGAAAAGACAAAUUCCACAAAGUUACAAAGGAGAAAAUGCUUGAUAGGAAAUUCACUGUAGAAGGCUUGAAAGAAGGUGACACCUAUGAGUUUCGUGUGAGUGCUUGCAAUAUUGUGGGGCAAGGCAAGCCAUCAUUUUGCACUAAACCAAUCACGUGCAAGGAUGAAAUUGCUCCUCCCACACUUGACCUUGACUUUAGAGACAAGCUUAUUGUCCGAGUUGGUGAAGCUUUCAGCUUGACUGGACGCUACUCAGGCAAACCUGCACCAAAGGUUACUUGGCUAAAGGAUGAUAUUGUUGUGAAAGAAGACGACAGAAUAAAGAUUAAGACAACUCCUACAACUCUUUGUUUGGGAAUAGUAAAAUCUGUCCGUGAGGACACAGGCAGAUAUUGUGUUACUGUAGAGAACAGCACAGGGUCAAGAAAAGGAUUUUGUCAAGUUCAUGUCGUUGAUCGCCCAUCACCUCCAGUAGGCCCAGUUAUAUUUGAUGAAGUCUUUAAAGAUCAUAUGGUUGUUUCCUGGAAACCUCCAUUAGAUGAUGGAGGCAGUGAAAUUACAAAUUACAUAAUUGAGAAGAAGGAUACACACAAAGACUUGUGGAUGCCAGUUACAUCUGCCACAGUGAAGACAACAUGCAAAAUUCCCAAGCUGCUUGAAGGAAGAGAAUAUCAAAUUCGAAUUUAUGCUGAAAAUCUUUAUGGCAUAAGUGAUCCUCUCAUCUCUGAUGAGAUGAAAGCCAAGGACCGUUUCCGUGUUCCUGAUGCACCUGAGCAACCAAUCAUUAAGGAUGUAACCAAAGACUCUGCAGUAGUGGUUUGGAACAAACCAUAUGAUGGAGGCAAGCCAAUAACAAACUACAUUGUAGAAAAGAAGGAAACAAUGGCUACAAGAUGGGUCAAAGCUACCAAAGACCCAAUUUUCCCUGGUACAAAGUUCAAAGUACCUGAUCUCCUUGAAGGUUGUCAGUAUGAAUUCCGUGUUUCAGCAGAAAAUGAAAUUGGUGUUGGCGAUCCUAGUCCACCAUCAAAGCCAAUUUUCGCUAGAGAUCCAAUCGCAAAACCAAGUCCACCUGUUAAUCCAGAAGCAAUAGAUAAAACUAAAAAUUCAGUUGAUUUAUCUUGGCAACCACCACGCCAUGACGGAAAUGGCAAGAUAAUUGGCUACCUUGUAGAGUUUCAGAAAGUUGGAGACGAGGAAUGGAAACAGGCUAAUCUUACAGCAGAUUCUUGUCCUGAAACAAACUACAAAGUCACUGGUCUUACUGAGGGAUUAACCUAUAAAUUCAGGGUCAAGGCAGUCAAUGCAGCAGGUGAAUCUGAUCCAGCGCAUGUUCCUGAUCCAGUAGAAGUAAAGGACAGGCUUGAACCUCCUGAGUUAAUACUUGAUGCUAAUAUGGCCCGCGAACAGCAUGUAAAAGCUGGUGAUACCCUGAGACUUAGUGCUGUUAUUAAAGGGGUUCCAUUCCCAAAAGUUACUUGGAAGAAGGAAGAUCAUGAGGUCUCACCCAAGGCUGAUAUUGAAGUUACAGGAGUUGGCAGUAAGCUUGAAAUCCGUAACACUGUCCAUGAAGAUGGUGGAAUGUACUCCCUGACAGUUGAAAAUCCAGCUGGUUCAAAGACUGUUUCAGUAAAAGUUGUGGUCUUAGAUAAACCUGGUCCCCCCAGAAAUCUGAAUGUCAGUGAUGUUAGAAGCGACUCAUGCUAUCUCACUUGGAUGGAACCAGAAGAUGAUGGUGGCUCUGUGAUUACCAACUAUGUGGUGGAGAGGAAGGAUGUAGCUUCUGCACAGUGGGUAGCCAUCUCAUCAUCCUCCAAGAAACGCAGUCAUAUGGCUAAAUAUCUGAUGGAAGGCACUCAGUAUCUCUUCCGAGUUGCAGCUGAGAAUCAGUAUGGUAGAGGUCCAUAUGUGGAAACACUUAAGCCUAUCAAAGCUAUAGAUCCACUGCAUCCUCCAGGGCCACCAAAGAAUCUGCAUCAUGUUGACGUUGACAAGACUGAAGUUUCCCUUGUUUGGAAUCGACCAGAUCGUGAUGGUGGUGCUGAGAUAACUGGGUAUUUAGUGGAAUAUCAAGAAGAUGGUGCAGAUGAAUGGACAAAGUUCCAGACAGUCCCUAUGCUAGACUGUGUUGUUACAGGCCUACAGAAAGGAAAAACAUACAAAUUCCGUGUGAGAGCUCAAAACAUUGUUGGUCUUAGCCUUCCAGAUACAACUAUACCAAUUGAGUGUCAAGAAAAACUAGUACCUCCAUCUGUGGAUCUAGAUGUGAAGUUAAUUGAAGGUCUUGUUGUUAAAGCUGGCACCACAGUGCGCCUUCCUGCGAUUAUGAGAGGUGUGCCAGUUCCCACAGCAAAAUGGGUUACUGAUGACACUGAAAUUAAACCAGAUGGCAAAUAUAAGAUUGAGACCGACAAUUACUCAACUGUUCUUACUAUCAAAGACUGUGUAAGAAAAGAUACAGGAGAAUAUCUACUCACAGUAUCUAAUGCAGCUGGCAGCAAAACUGUGGCUCUGCACCUUACAGUUUUGGAUGUCCCAGGCCCACCAACUGGUCCUAUUAAUAUUCUUGAAGUUACACCAGAAUAUAUGGUUAUUUCUUGGCGCCCUCCUAAAGAUGAUGGUGGGAGUCCUAUAAUAAAUUAUAUUGUUGAGAAGCGUCAAUCAAAGAAAGAAACCUGGGGAGUGGUUAGCUCUGGAACAAGUCACACAAAAAUUAAGGUUCCACGACUGCAGAAAGGCUGUGAAUAUAUUUUCCGUGUCCGUGCAGAAAAUAAGAUAGGCAUUGGUGCACCUCUGGAUUCAGAACCAACAGUUGCUAAAUACAUGUUUGAUCCACCAUCCCCACCUGGUAAACCAAUGGUUUAUGAUAUUACAGAAAAUGCUGCAACAGUGUCUUGGACCCUACCAAAAUCUGAUGGUGGAACUCCAAUAACUGGUUAUAUACUCGAACGUCGGGAAGCAUCUGGUAAAUGGGUGCGUGUCAAUAAGACACCUAUACUUGAUAUGAAAUACAGAGUCACCGGUCUUUUUGAAGGCAACACAUAUGAAUUCAGAGUUUUUGCAGAAAACAUGGUGGGCUUAAGCAAACCAUCUCCAAGCUCUGAUCCAAUAAAAGCAUCACGUCCUAUCACUCCUCCUGGGCCACCUAUAAAUCCAAAAUUAAAAGACAAAACUAAAGAAUCAGCUGAUCUUGUGUGGACAAAGCCCCUCAAGGAUGGUGGCAGCCCAAUUCUGGGAUACAUUGUGGAAUGUCAGAAAAGUGGAACUACACAGUGGAAUAGGAUUAAUAAGGAUGAACUCAUUAGACAGUGUGCUUUCAGAGUACCUGGAUUAAUAGAAGGAAAUGAAUAUAAAUUCCGAAUAAAAGCUGUUAACAUCGUGGGAGAAGGAGAACCAAGAGAACUACCAGAAACUGUACUUGCAAAAGAUAUUCUUUCUCCACCAGAAAUAAGCCUAGAUGUGACCUGUCGAGACUUAAUUACUGUCCGAGUAGGUCAAACAAUACGUAUUACUGGUAAGGUAAAAGGCAGACCAGAUCCUGAAAUAACAUGGUCUAAAGAUGGCAAAGUACUAGUCCAAGAAAAGCAUGUUGAAAUACUUCAUGAUCUACCUAAUGUUGAACUGCAAGUGAAGGAAGCCAAAAGAUCUGAUCAUGGCAAAUAUAUAAUAGCAGCUAAAAACAGCUGUGGACAGGCUCAAGCUUUUGCUAUUGUUAAUGUACUUGACAGACCUGGACCAUGUCAGAACCUGAAAAUAAGCUAUGUCACAAAAGACUCUUGUAUGAUCUCUUGGGAGAGUCCAGUGGAUAAUGGUGGCUCUGAAAUUACAAAUUACAUAGUAGAAUACCGUCAGCCGAAUCAGAGGGGAUGGUCAAUUGUCUCCUCUGAUAUUACUAAGCGAUUAGUAAAGGCAAAUCUUGUAGAGAACCGUGAAUACUUCUUCAGAGUUUGUGCAGAGAACAAAAUAGGUCCAGGUCCUUGCAUUGAAACCAAGACUCCUAUCCUUGCUAUCAAUCCUAUUGACAAGCCUGGAGAGCCAGAAAAUCUUCACAUUGCAGAGAAAGGAAAGACAUUUGUAUACCUGAAAUGGAGAAGGCCCGAUUAUGAUGGUGGAAGUCCCAAUUUAAGUUACCAUGUUGAGAGAAAACUGAAAGAUUCAGAUGAAUGGGAAAGAGUUCACAAAGGCAGCAUUAAGGAAACACACUACAUGGUAGAUAAAUGUGUGGAAAAUAAAAUUUACCAAUUCCGAGUUCAAACUAAGAAUGAGGCUGGUGAAAGUAACUGGGUAAAAACAGCUGAAGUUGUUGUGAAGGAAGAUCUCCAGAAACCAGUGCUAGAUUUGAAAUUAAGUGGCGUUCUAACUGUGAAAGCAGGCGAUACAAUUAGAAUUGAGGCUGGAGUCAGAGGAAAACCACAGCCUGAAAUUGUAUGGGCAAAAGACAAAGAUGCCACAGAUCUCACCAGAUCUCCAAGAGUCAGUAUUGAAAACACUUCUGACAUGUCUAAGUUUGUUCUCACAAAAUCAAGGCGCACUGAUGGUGGGAAAUAUGUGAUUACAGCAACUAAUGCAGCUGGUAGCUUUGUGGCAUAUGCUACUGUUAUUGUCUUGGAUAAACCAGGUCCCGUACGAAACUUGAAGGUCACUGACAUUUCAAGUGAUAGAUGUACUGUUACUUGGGAUCCUCCAGAAGAUGAUGGUGGUUGUGAAAUACAGAACUACAUCCUGGAAAAAUGUGAAAGCAAGCGUAUGGUUUGGUCUACAUUCUCUUCCUCUGUCCUAACAAACUAUGCCAAAGUGACACGCCUCAUUGAAGGUAAUGAAUAUAUAUUCAGAGUGCGUGCAGAGAAUAAAAUGGGCACUGGUCCACCAACAGAAACACAUCCAAUUAUUGCAAAAACGAAAUAUGAUAGACCUGGACGCCCUGACCCUCCAGAUGUCACAAGAGUCAGCAAAGAAGAGAUGACUGUAGUUUGGAAUCCACCAGAAUAUGAUGGUGGCAAAUCAAUUACAGGAUACAUUUUAGAGAAGAAAGAGAAGCGGUCACUAAGAUGGGUUCCUGUUACUAAAACUCCAAUCCCAGAGAGACGCAAGAAGGUUACUAAUCUCUUCCCCGGUCACGAAUACCAGUUCCGCGUCAGUGCUGAAAAUGAAGUCGGACUUGGAGAACCAAGCUUGCCAUCAAGACCUGUAAUAGCCAAAGACCCAAUAGAACCACCUGGUCCUCCCACAAACUUGAGAGUGGUUGAUAGCACAAAGACUUCCUUAACCCUUGGCUGGGGAAAACCAGUGUACGAUGGUGGUGCUCCGAUUAUUGGAUAUGUUGUAGAAAUGAGACCAAAAGUUGAGGGUGCUGAUCCUGAAGCAGGAUGGAAACGAUGCAAUGUUGCUGCUCAAGUUAUUCAUACAGAAUUCACAGCUACCAGCCUGGAUGAGAAGCAAUUAUAUGAGUUCAGGGUUUCUGCCCAAAACCAGGUUGGCCUUGGCCGACCAGCAGAAUUGAAAGAAGCUGUGUCUCCCAAAGAAAUACUUGAACCUCCUGAGAUUGAGCUGGAUGCCAGCAUGAGAAAGUUAGUCACAGUCAGAGCAGGAUGCCCUAUUAGACUUUUUGCCAUUGUGAGGGGUCGCCCAGCACCAAAAGUCACCUGGAGGAGAAUGGGUAUUGAUAAUGUUAUCAGAAAAGGACAAGUUGAUCUGGUUGACACUAUGGCCUUCUGCGUCAUUCCCGAUUCCACACGUGAUGAUUCUGGCAAAUAUUCAUUGACACUUGUUAAUGCAGCUGGAGAAAAGGCUGUAUUUGUGAACGUCAGAGUUCUGGAUACUCCUGGACCUGUGUCAGACUUCAAGGUUUCAGAUGUCACCAAGAUGUCCUGCCAUCUUUCAUGGGCACCUCCAGAGAAUGAUGGGGGUAGCCCAGUGACUCAUUACAUCCUGCAGAAACGGGAGGCUGACAGGAAGACAUGGGCAACAGUCACAGCAGAACUGAAGAAAACUAGUUUCCAAAUAGCAAACCUUGUGCCUGGAAAUGAAUAUUACUUCAGAGUAACAGCAGUGAAUGAAUAUGGAUCCGGUGUUCCAAGUGACAUACCAAAACCUGUUCUAGCAUCAGAUCCUCUAAGUGAACCUGAUCCACCAAGAAAACUUGAAGUUACUGAAAUUACAAAGAAUAGUGCUACUUUAGGCUGGCUGCCACCACUGCGCGACGGAGGCUCUAAGAUUGACGGAUACAUUGUUAGCUACAAAGAGCACGAUCAACCAGCAGAUCGCUGGAUGGAGUACUCAGUCGUUAAAGAUCUCUCCAUUGUUGUGGCUGGUCUGAAAGAGGGAAAGAAGUACAACUUUAGAGUGGCAGCUAGAAAUGCUGUAGGAGUAAGUUUGCCAAUAGAAGCUACAGGAGAAUAUGAAAUUAAAGAACAACUCAUCCCACCUAAGAUUCUGAUGCCUGAUCAUGUUCACAUUAAAGCUGGAAAGAAACUGAGAAUUGAAGCUCAUGUAUAUGGGAAGCCUCAGCCAGUCUGUAAAUGGCUGAAGGGAGAUCAAGAUGUAGUUACAUCCAGUCGCCUUGCUGUGCAUAAAGCAGAAAAGUCUUCCGUUCUUAUCAUUAAGGAUGUGACUAGAAAAGAUACUGAUUUUUAUACUCUUACUGCAGAAAAUAGCUCUGGUACUGAUAGUCAGAAAAUCAAAGUGACAGUCAUGGAUAAACCAGGUCCGCCACAGCCUCCAUUUGAAAUUUCUGAAAUAGAUGCUGAUGCUUGCACUCUUUCAUGGCACAUACCUCUUGAAGAUGGUGGCAGCAACAUUACAAACUAUGUAGUUGAGAAAUGUGAUGUGAGCCGAGGAGACUGGGUAACCGCUUUAUCUUCUGUCACAAAGACAAGCUGCAGAAUUGGAAAACUGAUUCCUGGAGAAGAGUAUAUGUUCCGUGUUCGUGCUGAAAAUCGUUUUGGGAUUUCUGAGCCGCUUCCUUCUGACAAGAUGAUCGCAAGAUUCCCAUUUGAUGUUCCCAGUGAACCAAAGAAUGCACGUAUCACCAAGGUCAAUAAGGACUGCAUUUUUGUUGCUUGGGAUAGACCAGAUAGCGAUGGAGGCAGUCCAAUCACUGGGUAUCUCAUUGAGCGCAAAGAAAGGAACAGUUUACUGUGGGUGAAAGCUAACGACACCGCCGUGCGCUCCACGGAAUACCCUUGUGUGGGCCUCAUUGAAGGUCUCGAGUAUACUUUCAGAAUUUAUGCACUGAACAGAGCUGGAGCAAGUAAACCUAGUAAACCAACCGAGUUUGUCACAGCAAGAGCACCAGUUGAUCCCCCUGGAAAACCUGAAGUUAUUGAUGUCACUAAGAGUACUGCAUCACUGGUAUGGACAAGACCAAAGCAUGAUGGUGGUAGCAAACUUCUUGGCUACUUUGUGGAGGCUUGCAAAUUACCCGGUGAUAAGUGGGUUCGGUGCAAUACAACUCCAUAUCAAAUACCCCAGGAAGAGUACACUGUGACUGGUUUGGAAGAAAAUGCUCAGUACCAAUUUAGAGCAAUUGCCAAGACAGCAGUUAACAUUAGUCGACCUUCAGAGCCUUCUGAUCCAGUGACCAUUCAUCCAGAAAAUGUUCCUCCCAGAAUAGAGUUGGAUCUGUCCAUGCAAUCACAGCUUACAGUAAAAGCUGGAUCUAAUGUGCGCCUGGAGGCAAAUGUGUAUGGCAAGCCAAUGCCAGCAAUCACCUGGAAGAAAGAAGGAGAAGUUUUAAAGCCGUCUGAAGGUCUUAAGAUCACCACAAAGAGAAAUCUUGCUACAGUUGAGUUGUUCAGUGUUAACAGGAAGCAAACAGGAGACUACACUAUCACUGCUGAAAAUGCAAGUGGAUCAAAGUCAGCAACCAUUAGGCUUAAAGUACUUGAUAAGCCUGGCCCACCAGCUUCUGUCAAAGUCAAACAUAUGUAUGCAGAUCGUGCAAUGCUUUCUUGGGAGCCUCCUUUGGAAGAUGGAGGUUCAGAAAUUACUAACUACAUUGUAGACAAGCGUGAAACAAGCAGACCUAACUGGGCCCAAGUCAGUCCCAAUGUACCCAUUACAAGCUGCACUGUGGAGAGACUGAUAGAAGGACAUGAGUAUCAGUUCCGCAUUUGUGCUGAAAACAAAUACGGUGUUGGAGACCCCAUCUUAACUGAACCUGCAGUUGCUAAGAACCCAUAUGAUGUGCCAGGACCUUGUGAUCCACCAGUAAUUAGCAAUGUAACAAAAGACUUUAUGACUGUUAGCUGGAAGCCGCCAGCUAGUGAUGGUGGAUCCCCAAUAACUGGUUAUAUACUUGAGAAGCGUGAAACAAAGGCUCUUAACUGGACAAAAGUAAACAGGAAGCCUGUCAUUGAAAGAACUGUUAAAGCUACUGGACUCCAGGAAGGAACAGAGUAUGAGUUCCGGGUGAUAGCAUUGAAUAAGGCUGGACCUGGCAAGCCUAGCGCACCGUCUAAAGCUGUGUAUGCUCGUGACCCUCAAUAUCCUCCUGGCCCACCUGCUUUCCCAAAAGUGGUUGAUACUACUCGUAAUUCCAUAAGCCUAUCAUGGAGCAAACCAGCAUAUGAUGGGGGAAGCCCUAUCAUUGGUUAUCUAGUGGAAUCAAAACGAGCUGACACAGACAACUGGGUCAGAUGCAAUCUACCCAAGAACUUACAGGCUACACAAUUUGUGGUAACGGGGCUAAUGGAGGAUACAGAGUACCAGUUCCGUGUUUAUGCUGUCAAUAAGAUUGGAUACAGCGAUCCAAGUGAUGUUCCGGAUAAACACACUGCCAAAGACAUUUUAAUUCCACCUGAAGGAGAACUUGAUGCAGAACUAAGGAAAGUCCUUGUGCUGCGUGCUGGAGUCACAAUGAGACUUUACGUGCCAGUAAGAGGACGUCCACCUCCUAAGAUUUCAUGGUCUAAAGUGGGUGCCAACCUAAGAGAUAGACAAGGAUUAGACAUCAAAUCAACUGAUUUUGAUACCUUCCUGCGUUGUGAAAACGUAAAUAAAUAUGAUGCUGGAAAAUAUGUCCUCAGUCUGGAGAACAGCUGCGGCAAAAAGUCGUACACCAUUGUUGUAAAAGUACUUGAUACUCCAGGCCCACCCAUUAACCUGGUUGUAAAGGACGCAUCCAAAGAUUCUGCCUACAUUACAUGGGAACCUCCUCUGGUAGAUGGGGGCAGUCCAAUCACAAAUUAUGUUGUUGAAAAACGUGAUGCAGAAAGAAAAUCAUGGUCCACAGUGACAACAGAAUGUCCAAAGACAAGCUACAGGAUAACUAACUUAGAAGAAGGCAAAUCUUACUUCUUCAGAGUUUUUGCUGAAAAUGAAUAUGGUAUUGGUGAUCCUUGUGAAACUCGUGACGCUGUCAAAGCUUCUGAAACACCUGGGCCAGUUGUGGAUCUAAAAGCUUCAGCUGUAACAAAAUCCUCAUGCAAUUUGGUAUGGAAGAAGCCUAUCAGUGAUGGUGGAAGCCGAAUUUCUGCAUAUAUUGUUGAGGUCCUGAUUGGUGAAGACAAAUGGCAAGAAGUCAUGCGGGGAAAGAACCUCCAUUUUUCAAUGAGAGACUUAAAAGAAGGACAAGAAUACACUUUCAGAGUGAGGGCCCAAAAUGAUGCUGGAUAUGGAACUCCAUCAGAGAUCACAAUUGUAGCGAGAGAUGAUGUUGCGGCACCUGAACUUGACUUAAGAGAUCUACCUGAUUUGUGCUAUACUGCUAAAGAGGGUAGCAAUUUCCGUCUUAAAAUCCCUAUGAAAGGCAAGCCUGUCCCAACCGUGACUUGGAAGAAGGAUGAAGACCAGGCAAUUACUGAGAGUGGAAGAGUUGCAUUUGAAUCUACAGCAGUUAACACCACCCUUGUGGUACAUGACUGCCAGAAAGUUGAUGCAGGAAAAUACACAAUAACUCUGAGGAAUGUUGCUGGCAGCAAGGAAGGCACUAUUUUUGUGAAAGUUGUUGGCAAACCUGGCAUACCAACAGGUCCAGUGAAAUUUGAAGAAGUCACAGCUGAUGCCAUAACCUUAAAAUGGGGCCCUCCAAAAGACGAUGGUGGUUCAGAAAUUACGAACUAUGUUCUAGAGAAGAGAGAUAAUGUAAACAAUAAGUGGGUGACUUGUGCCUCUGCGGUCCAGAAAACCACAUUUAGAGUUACAAGACUUCAUGAAGGAAAUGAAUAUACCUUCAGGAUCAGGGCUGAAAAUAAAUAUGGAGUAGGGGAAGGUCUUAAAUCAGAGCCUGUCAUUGCAAAACAUCCAUUUGAUGUCCCAGAUGCUCCUCCACCUCCCAAUAUUGUUGCUGUUCGGCAUGAGUCUGUAGCUUUAACUUGGACUGAUCCCAGAAGAACUGGAGGUUCACCAAUCACAGGCUAUCACAUUGAAGUUAAAGAAAGAAAUAGUCUUCUGUGGAAGAGAGCAAAUACAACGCCAAUAAGAAUGAAAGAUUUCAGAGUGACAGGGCUAACUGAAGGUCUGGAGUAUGAAUUCAGAGUAAUGGCAAUCAAUAUGGCUGGAGUAGGUAAACCAAGUCUUCCAUCUGAACCAGUUGUGGCACUUGAUCCUAUUGAUCCGCCUGGGAAGCCUGAAGUUAUCAAUGUAACCAGGAGCUCAGUAACACUCAUUUGGACUGAACCAAAAUAUGACGGUGGACAUAAAUUAACUGGCUAUAUUGUUGAAAAGUGUGAUUUACCCAAAAAGACUUGGAUGAAAGCUAAUCAUGUGAAUGUUCCAGACUGUGCAUUUACUGUAACUGACCUUACUGAAGGCUGCAAAUACGAAUUCAGAAUUAGAGCAAAGAACACUGCUGGAGCUAUCAGUCCUCCAUCUGAAUCCACUGGAACCAUAAUAUGCAAGGAUGAGUAUGAGGCACCAAGCAUUGUUCUGGAUCCUACUUUGAAGGAAGGUUUAACAGUAAAAGCAGGGGAAACCAUCACACUGUCUGCUAUUAGUAUCCGUGGCAAACCACCUCCAACUUCAGCAUGGUCUAAAGCUGGAAAAGAUUUUAGACCCUCAGAGCUUGUGCACAUUGAAACCAAACCAACUUCUUCUACUCUAAGUGUCAAAUAUGCAGCCAGAAAAGAUUCUGGAGAAUACACCAUCACUGCAACCAAUCCUUUCGGCACUAAGCAGGAGACUGUACAUGUGAAAGUUUUAGAUAUUCCAGGACCUCCAGGGCCUAUUGAGAUCAGCAAUGUUUCAGCAGAAAAAGCGACUCUUACAUGGACACCUCCUGCAGAAGAUGGUGGAUCACCAGUAAAAUCAUAUGUUCUUGAAAAGAGAGAAACUAGUCGACUGCUCUGGACAUUGGUUGCUGAAAAUAUUGAGAGCUGUAGGCAUGUUGUUAGCAAGCUCAUUCAAGGAAAUGAAUAUGUUUUCCGUGUCUCAGCUGUAAAUAAGUAUGGCAAGGGUGAACCAGUACAAUCAGAACCAGUUAAAAUGGUGGAUAGAUUUGGUCCUCCAGGCCCUCCUGGAAAACCAGAAGUAACAAAUGUGACUAAAAAUACUGUCACAGUUACCUGGAAAAGGCCAGUCGAUGAUGGUGGAAGUGAAAUCACAGGUUACCAUGUGGAGCGAAGAGAAAAGAAAGGUUUAAGAUGGGUGAGAGCAACAAAGAAACCAGUUUCAGAUCUUAGAUGCAAAGUAACUGGUCUUCUGGAAGGAAACGAAUAUGAAUUCCGUGUCAGCGCAGAAAAUAGAGCUGGAGUCGGACCACCAAGUGACACUUCAAACUCAGUCCUUUGCAAAGAUGUUGCAUACCCACCAGGUCCACCUGCAAAUCCAAGAGUGACUGAUACCACAAAGACAAGUGCAUCUUUAGCCUGGAACAAGCCUCACUAUGAUGGUGGUCUUGAAAUCACUGGCUAUAUAGUAGAGCAUCAAAAAGAAGGAGAAGAUGAAUGGGUGAAAGACACAAUAGGGACUGCUUUAAGAAUCACUCAGUUUGUUGUAGCUCCUCUGCAGACCGGGGCCAAGUAUAAUUUCAGAAUCUCUGCCAUGAAUGCUGCAGGUGUUGGUGAAGCGGCAAUAAUUCCAAGUGUGGAAAUCGUUGACCGAGAAGAGAUUCCUGACUUUGAACUGGAUGCUGAGCUAAGAAGAACACUUGUUGUUAGAGCUGGAUGCACUAUUCGGAUUUUUGUACCAAUUAAAGGGCGUCCAACACCAGAAGUUACAUGGACAAAAGAUGAUGUUUCACUCAAAGGACGUGCCAGUAUUGAAAAUACCGACUCUUUUACACUCUUGAUUGUCACAGAGUGCACCAGAUAUGAUGCAGGAAAAUAUGUAAUGACUCUUGAAAAUGCUGCUGGUAAGAAGACUGGCUUUGUAAAUGUAAAAGUCUUGGAUACACCAGGUCCACCAAUAAACCUUAAGCCUAGAGAAAUAACUAAAGACAGCAUCACCCUCCAAUGGGAUAUGCCUCUGGUAGAUGGAGGUUCACGUAUAACCAACUACAUCGUUGAGAAACGCGAAUCAACUCGGAAGGCAUAUUCAACAGUCACAACCAACUGCCAGAAGUGUUCCUUCAAGGUUCCUAAUUUGGCGGAGGGGUGUGAAUACUAUUUCAGAGUACUAGCUGAAAAUGAGUAUGGUAUUGGUGAGCCAGCUGAAACUACAGAACCAGUAAAAGCUUCUGAGGCCCCAUCCCCACCUGAGAGCCUUAAUAUUAUGGAUGUAACACGGAAUUCAGUUAGCUUAGCUUGGCCAAAACCAGAACACGAUGGUGGCAGCAAGAUCACUGGGUAUGUAAUUGAAGCACAGAGAAAAGGAACCAACCAGUGGGCACACAUCACCACUGUAAAAACGCUGGAUUGUGUAGUAAAGAAUCUAACUGAAAAUGAAGAGUAUACUUUCCAGGUUAUGGCAGUUAACAGUGCUGGAAGAAGUGCCCCAAGGGAAAGCAGACCAGUUAUUAUCAAGGAGCAAACAAUGCUACCAGAGUUUGACCUCCGUGCUCUUUACCAGAAAACAGUCAUUGCCAAAGCUGGUGACAAUAUCAAGAUUGAAAUCCCUGUACUUGGUCGUCCAAGGCCUACUGUGACUUGGAAGAAAGAAGACCAAAUACUUAAGCAAACACAAAGGGUAAAUUAUGAAAAUACAGCAACUGCAACCAUACUGACCAUCAAUGAAUGUAUUCGAAGUGAUAGUGGUCAAUAUCCACUGUCAGCUAAAAAUAUUGUUGGAGAAGUUAGUGAAGUAAUCACAGUUCAGGUUCAUGACAUACCUGGACCACCUACUGGACCAAUCAAAUUUGAAGAAAUUUCAUGUGAUUUCCUAACAUUCUCAUGGGAGCCUCCUUUGAAUGAUGGUGGCGUACCAAUAAGUAACUACGUUGUAGAAAUGCGUCAGACUGACAGUACCACGUGGACUGAAUUGGCAACUACAGUGAUACGCACUACAUUUAAAGCCAUUCGUCUCACUACUGGAGUUGAGUAUCAGUUCCGCGUUAAAGCUCAAAACAGAUAUGGAGUUGGUCCAGCCAUUACUUCAGAGUCUGUAGUUGCCAACUACCCAUUUAAGGUACCUGGGCCUCCUGGCACUCCUCAGGUGAUUGCAGUCACCAAAGAAACCAUGACCAUUAGCUGGAAUGAGCCAGUUAGUGAUGGUGGAAGCCCAAUACUGGGAUAUCACAUUGAAAGAAAAGAGAGAAACAGCAUUGUUUGGCAGACUGUAAGUAAAAUGUUGGUGUCAGGAAAUAUCUUCAAAUCAUCUGGACUUACCGAUGGCAUUGCAUAUGAAUUCCGUGUUAUAGCAGAAAACCUGGCUGGGAAGAGUAAGCCAAGCAAGCCAUCUGAGCCUGUGUUUGCCCUGGACCCAAUAGAUCCACCUGGUAAGCCGAUACCUCUGAACAUUACAAGACAUGCAGUUACACUGAAGUGGACUAAACCAGAAUAUAAUGGAGGUUUUAAGAUAACUGGCUACACUGUUGAAAAAAGAGACCUUCCUAAUGGCCGUUGGCUGAAGGCUAAUUUCAGCAAUAUACUGGAGACUGAAUUCACUGUCAGUGGUUUAACAGAAGAUGCUGCCUAUGAGUUCCGUGUCAUUGCUAGGAAUGCUGGUGGAGCUGUUAGUCAGCCCUCAGAGCCAUCAGAUGCAAUCACUUGUAGAGAUGACAUUGAAGCACCAAGGAUAAAGGUGGAUGCUAAAUACAAGGACACCAUAGUGCUGAAAGCAGGUGAAGUUUUUAGACUUGAGGCUGAUGUUUCAGGUCGCCCUCCACCAACUAUGACAUGGACAAAGGGAGAAAAAGAACUUGAGGACACAGCAAAAUUAGAAAUAAAAAUAGCAGAUUUCUCUACCACUCUCACCAAUAAAGAUUCCUCAAGAAGAGAUGGUGGUGCUUACACACUUACUGCAACAAACCCUGGUGGCUUUGCCAAGCAUAUCUUCAAUGUUAAAGUUCUUGAUAGACCUGGUCCCCCAGAAGGGCCUUUGGCUGUGUCUGAAGUCACUGCAGAAAAAUGUGUGCUGUCGUGGCUACCCCCGCUGGAUGAUGGAGGAGCAAAGAUUGACCAUUAUGUGGUUGAAAAACGUGAAACAAGUAGAUUGGCGUGGACAUCUGUAGGCGCAGAAGUUCCAGUGACUAAACUGAAGGUUACUAAACUGUUGAAGGGCAAUGAGUACGUGUUCCGAGUCAUGGCUGUUAACAAAUACGGAGUUGGUGAGCCUCUGGAAUCAGAGCCCAUUCUUGCAGUAAAUCCAUAUGUUCCACCUGAUCCACCUAAAACACCUGAAGUUACAGCAAUUACAAAGGAUUCUAUGGUUGUCUGUUGGGGCCAUCCUGAUUCUGAUGGUGGGAGCCCAAUAACUAACUAUAUUGUGGAACGUCGAGACAAGACCGGUCUACGGUGGGUGAAAUGUAACAAAAAGGUUGUUACUGACUUACGUUUUAAAGUGUCUGGACUGACAGAAGGCCAUGAAUAUGAAUACAGAGUCAUGGCAGAAAACGCUGCUGGUGUCAGUGAGCCAAGCCCAACCAGUCCAUUCUAUAAAGCCUGUGAUACUGUGUUUAAGCCUGGUCCCCCAGGUAAUCCUCGUGUUUUGGAUAGCAGCAAGUCUUCUAUUACAAUAGCAUGGAACAAACCAAUAUAUGAUGGUGGUUCAGAGAUCACAGGUUACAUGGUUGAGAUUGCUCUACCUGAAGAAGAUGAGUGGAAGAUUGUAACUCCACCAAUGGGUCUAAAGGCCACUUCUUUUACCAUCACUGACUUGAAAGAAAACCAAGAGUACAAAAUACGGAUAUAUGCUAUGAACUCUGAGGGUCUUGGCGAACCUGCUCUUGUUCCUGGCACUCCAAAAGCUGAAGAAAGAAUGCUACCUCCAGAGAUUGAACUUGAUGCAGAGCUACGUAAAGUUGUAACUAUUAGAGCUUGCUGUACUCUGAGACUCUUUGUCCCAAUUAAAGGAAGACCAGCACCUGAAGUUAAAUGGACAAGAGAACAUGGGGAAUCUUUGGAUAGAGCAAGCAUUGAAUCAACAAGCUCCUAUACUUUACUUAUUGUUGAAAAUGUAAAUAGAUUUGAUAGUGGAAAAUACAUACUGACAAUUGAAAACAGCUCAGGUAGUAAAACAGCUUUUGUGAACGUCAGAGUUCUUGAUACUCCAGGGGCACCUCAAGAUUUGAAAAUAAAGGAAGUUACAAAAUCUUCAGUUACACUCACAUGGGAGCCUCCUCUCAUAGAUGGUGGCUCUAAAAUAAAAAAUUACAUCGUUGAAAAGCGUGAAUCAACAAGAAAAGCUUAUUCAACUGUUAAUGCCAAUUGCCACAAGACCAGCUGGAAAGUUGAUUCACUGCAAGAAGGCUGCAACUACUACUUCAGAGUCCUUGCUGAAAAUGAGUAUGGAAUAGGCCUUCCAGUUGAAACUUCAGAAUCCAUAAAAGUGUCAGAAAGACCACUUCCACCAGGGAAAAUAACUUUGUUGGAUGUGACAAGAAAUAGUGUAACCUUAUCUUGGGAAAAACCUGAACAUGAUGGUGGUAGCAGAAUUCUGGGCUAUAUUGUAGAAAUGCAAAGCAAAGGCAGUGAAAAGUGGUCAACCUGUGCUACCGUGAAAGUUACUGAAGCGACCAUCACAGGACUGAUCCAAGGUGAAGAAUAUACCUUCCGUGUUUCAGCUCAGAAUGAGAAAGGUAUCAGUGAUCCUCGCCAGCUGGGUAUACCAGUGGUUGCAAAAGAUCUUGUGAUCCCCCCAGCUUUCAAACUGCUGUUUACCACUUUCAGUGUUCUAGCAGGAGAGGACUUAAAGGUUGAUGUUCCUUUUGUUGGUCGACCCAAACCGGCAGUGUCUUGGCAUAAAGACAAUGUGGCACUGAAGCAGACUACAAGAGUAAAUGCAGAAAGCUCAGAAAACAACACAGUGUUAACAAUAAAAGAAGCAUGCAGAGAAGAUGUGGGAUCAUAUUUAGUUAAACUUACAAACUCUGCUGGUGAAGCAACUGAGACACUAAAUAUUGUUGUCCUUGACAAACCAGGACCUCCAACUGGACCAGUAAAAGUAGAUGAAGUCACAGCAGAUAGUAUUACCAUUUCCUGGGAACCACCCAAGUAUGAUGGUGGUAGCUCUAUCAAUAAUUACAUUGUAGAAAGAAGAGACACUUCCACCACGACUUGGCAUAUUGUGUCAGCUACUGUUGCUAGAACAACUAUAAAAGCAUGUCGUUUAAAGACUGGCUGUGAAUAUCAGUUCAGAAUUGCAGCUGAGAACAGAUAUGGGAAGAGUACGUAUCUCACCUCAGAGUCAAUAGUAGCCCAAUACCCAUUUAAAGUUCCUGGUCCACCUGGAACUCCUUUUGUAACAAAUACCACAAAAGACAGCAUGGUGGUACAAUGGCACGAACCAGUCAACGAUGGCGGUAGCAGGAUCAUUGGUUAUCACUUGGAGCGCAAAGAAAGAAACAGCAUUCUGUGGGCUAAACUGAACAAAACACCUCUUCCGGAUACCAAAUUUAAGACAACUGGCCUUGAGGAAGGUCUUGAAUAUGAAUUCAGAGUCUCUGCAGAAAACAUAGUGGGAAUUGGAAAGGCAAGUAGAGCAUCUGAGUGCUAUACUGCACGUGACCCAUGUGACCCUCCGGGUCGUCCAGAACCUGUAAUUGUCACAAGAAGCUCAGUAACACUCCAGUGGAAGAAGCCUAUAUAUGAUGGUGGAAGUAAAAUCACAGGUUAUGUUGUUGAAAAGAAGGAAUUACCUGAUGGCCGUUGGAUGAAAGCAAGCUUUACAAAUGUCAUUGAUACUCAGUUUGAAGUAACUGGUCUAGUCGAAAACCAGAGAUACGAGUUUCGUGUUAUCGCACGAAAUGCUGCAGGUGUUUUCAGUGAACCAUCUGAGAGUUCAGGGGCAAUUACAGCAAGAGAUGAGGUAGAACCACCUCAGAUAAGUAUGGAUCCAAAAUUCAGAGACACUAUUGUAGUGCAUGCUGGUGAGUCAUUCAAGCUUGAUGCUGAUGUUCAUGGCAAACCAAUACCUUCCAUUCAGUGGUUAAAAGGUGAUCGUGAGCUGACAAGCACUGCUCAUAUGGAAAUAAAAACUACUGAUUUUGCAACAAGCCUCAGUGUGAAGGAAGCAACGAGAGUUGACAGUGGGCAGUAUGUACUACUGGCAAAGAAUGUUGCAGGUGAAAAGAAGGUUCCUGUUAAUGUCAAAGUUCUUGAUAGACCUGGACCUCCAGAAGGACCUGUUGAGUUUACAGGUGUUACAGCUGAAAAAUGCACACUGUCAUGGAAACCUCCACUACAAGAUGGUGGUAGCGAUAUUUCACACUACGUUGUAGAAAAAAGAGAAACCAGUCGCUUGGUGUGGACUAUUGUUGACUCAAAUGUGCAAACCCUGAACUGCAAAGUUACAAAACUUCUAGAAGGAAAUGAGUAUGUUUUCCGCAUCAUGGCAGUAAAUAAAUAUGGUGUUGGUGAACCUCUUGAGUCUGACCCAGUAGUCGCAAAGAACCCAUUUGUUGUGCCACUUCCUCCAAAGGCUCCAGAAGUCACAGCAGUUACCAAGGAUUCUAUGAUAGUUGUAUGGGAAAGACCAGCCUCAGAUGGUGGCAGUGAAAUCCUUGGCUACGUCCUUGAAAAACGAGAUAAGGAAGGCAUUCGCUGGACAAGAUGUAACAAACGCCUGAUAAGUGAACUGCGAUACAGAGUGACUGGUCUUAUAGAAAAUCAUGAUUAUGAGUACAGAGUUUCAGCUGAAAAUGCUGCUGGUCUUAGUGAACCAAGUCCACCUUCUACUUACUACAAAGCAUGUGAUCCUAUUUACAAGCCAGGUCCACCCAAUAAUCCUAAAGUUACGGAUGUCACAAGAUCUUCAGUUUUUCUUUCAUGGGGUAAACCUAUAUAUGACGGUGGCUCUGAAAUUCAGGGAUACAUUGUGGAAAAAUGUGAUGUAAGUGAUGGUGAAUGGUCAAUUUGUACCCCUCCAACUGGAAUUAAGAAUACUCACAUGGAAGUAGAAAAAUUAGUGGAAAAACACGAAUACAAAUUCCGCAUAUGUGCAGUUAAUAAAGUAGGAGUUGGAGAGCAUGCAGAUGUUCCUGGUUCUGUUGUUGUCGAAGAGAAGAUGGAGGCACCAGACCUUGACCUUGACAUGGAAUUAAGGAAGAUUGUAAAUGUGAGAGCAGGAGGUUCCUUAAGACUGUUUGUUCCCAUCAGAGGUCGUCCAACACCUGAAGUAAAAUGGGGUAAAGUGGAAGGUGACAUCAGAGAAGCAGCUAUUAUUGAUACCACUAGUAGCUUUACUUCCCUUGUUCUAGAUAAUGUUAACAGAUUUGAUAGCGGAAAAUAUACUCUGACCUUGGAAAACAGCAGCGGAACAAAGUCUGCAUUUGUCAGUGUAAGAGUACUGGAUACCCCAAGUGCACCUGUUAAUUUAAAAAUCAGAGAGAUCACUAAAGACUCUGUUUCACUUUCAUGGGAGCCUCCUCUCUUGGAUGGUGGAGCAAAAAUAAAGAAUUUCAUUAUUGAAAAGCGUGAAGCAACAAGAAAGGCAUAUGCAGCUGUUGUAACAAACUGCCACAAGACUUCAUGGAAAGUAGAUCAACUUCAGGAGGGCUGCUAUUACUUCUUCAGAAUCUCUGCUGAGAAUGAAUAUGGAAUUGGCCUCCCUGCAGAGACCAGUGACCCAAUUAAAGUUGCUGAAGUUCCACAGCCUCCUGGGAAAAUAACAGUGGAGGAUGUCACAAGAAACAGUGUCUCACUUAGCUGGGCAAAACCUGAACAUGAUGGUGGUAGCAAAAUCAUACAAUAUAUUGUUGAAAUGCAAGCAAAGGGUAGUGAGAAGUGGUCAGAGUGUGCUCGUGUUAAAACACUUGAAGCAGUUGUUACUAAUCUAACUCAAGGGGAAGAAUAUCUUUUCAGAGUAAUGGCUGUCAAUGAAAAGGGUAAGAGUGAUCCUCGAGCACUUGCAGUUCCAAUAGUUGCCAAAGACCUGGUGAUUGAACCUGAUGUAAGACCUGCUUUCCACAGUUACAGUGUUCAGGUGGGACAGGACCUAAAAGUAGAAAUACCAAUUGCAGGUCGACCUAAGCCAACUGUUACCUGGGUUAAAGAUGGGCAGCCAUUGAAGCAGACAACAAGAGUCAAUGUCAGUGAUUCAACUGACCUCACUGUAUUGACCCUUAAGGAAACUAGCAAAGAAGACAGUGGCACUUAUGAAAUCACUGUGGCUAAUGUUGUUGGGCAAAAGUCUGCCUCUGUUCAAAUUAUUACUCUAGACAAACCUGACCCUCCAGUUGGACCUGUGAAGUUUGAUGAAAUAAGUGCAGAAAGUAUUACCCUGUCAUGGAAUCCCCCAGUGUACACAGGCGGCUGCCAAAUCACCAACUAUAUUGUGCACAAGAGAGAUACAACAACCACUGUAUGGGAAACAGUUUCAGCUACUGUUGCAAGAACUACACUGAAGGUGACUAAACUGAAAACUGGUUCAGAAUACCAGUUCAGAAUAUUUGCUGAGAACAGGUAUGGGCAGAGUUUUGCAUUGGAAUCUGCACCGGUCGUAGCACAGUAUCCCUACAAGGAACCAGGACCUCCUGGGACACCGUUUGUGACAACAGUUACAAAAGACUCCAUGGUUGUACAAUGGCACGAACCAGUAAAUGAUGGUGGCAGUAAAGUGUUGGGUUACCAUCUUGAGAGAAAGGAGAAAAACAGCAUCCUAUGGACUAAAGUAAACAAGACUAUCAUUCAGGACACAAGUUUUAAGACAAAUAACCUUGAAGAAGGAAUUGAGUAUGAGUUUCGAGUUUCUGCAGAAAACAUUGUUGGUGUAGGCAGAACAAGUAAAGUUUCUGAGUGCUAUGUAGCUCGAGAUCCAUGCGAUCCUCCAGGUCGCCCAGAAGCUAUAAUAAUAAAAAGAAGCUCUAUUACUCUACAGUGGACCAAACCAGAAUAUGAUGGUGGAAGCAAGGUUACUGGUUAUAUUGUAGAGAAACGUGACUUACCAGAUGGUCGCUGGAUGAAAGCGAGCUUCACAAAUAUCAUUGAAACUCAGUUCACUGUUACAGGACUUACUGAAGACCAAAGAUAUGAAUUUAGAGUAAUUGCAAAGAAUGCUGCAGGUGCAAUAAGCAAACCUUCUGACAGUACAGGACCAAUAACAGCAAGGGAUGAAGUUGAACUUCCACGAAUUUCAAUGGAUCCGAAGUACAAAGACACUAUUGUUGUAAAUGCUGGUGAGACAUUCAGACUUGAGGCUGAUGUCCAUGGAAAGCCACUACCAACCAUUAAGUGGUACAAAGGAGAUAAAGAGCUUGAGGACACUGCUAGAUAUGAAAUAAAGAACACCGAUUUCAGUGCAUUAAUAAUUGUAAAAGAUGCUAUUAGAGUUGAUGGUGGACAGUACAUUCUAGAAGCCUCUAAUGUUGCAGGAACAAAGACAGUAACAGUAAAUGUAAAAGUCUUGGACAGACCAGGACCUCCAGAGGGCCCAGUCCAAGUGACAGGAGUUACAGCUGAAAAAUGUGCACUGGCAUGGGGUCCUCCUCUUCAUGAUGGUGGCAGUGAUAUUUCUCAUUACAUUGUAGAGAAGAGAGAAACUAGUCGCCUGGCGUGGACUGUGGUUGCUUCAGAAGUUUUACCUACAAUGCUGAAAGUAACAAAACUCUUGGAAGGAAAUGAAUACGUCUUCCGUAUCAUGGCAGUUAACAAAUAUGGGGUUGGUGAGCCAUUAGAAUCUGUGCCAGUAAUGAUGAAAAAUCCAUUUGUGGUUCCUGGACCACCAAAGGCCUUGGAAAUUACCAACAUCACGAAGGAUUCUAUGACUGUGUGCUGGACCCGGCCAGACAGUGAUGGAGGUAGUGAAAUCGUAGGUUACAUUGUAGAAAAGCGAGACCGAGCAGGCAUCAGAUGGAUAAAAUGCAAUAAACGCCGCAUUACAGAUUUGCGAUUAAGAGUUACAGGUUUAACAGAGGAUCAUGAAUAUGAAUUCAGAGUUUCUGCUGAAAAUGCUGCUGGAGUUGGGGAGCCAAGCCAAGUUUCUCCCUACUUCAAAGCUUGUGACCCGAUGUUCAAGCCUGGCCCACCUACAAACGCCCAUGUUGUGGAUACCACCAAAAGUUCAGUUACACUCGGUUGGAGUAAACCUAUUUAUGAUGGUGGUUGUGAAAUCCAGGGAUACCUUGUUGAAAUCUGUAAAGCAGAUGAAGAUGAAUGGUCGCUUGUUACUCCACAGAUGGGCAUACGUGCCACUCGAUUUGAGAUCAAAAAGCUUACUGAACAUCAAGAAUACAAACUACGAGUGUGUGCUCUCAACAAAAUUGGUGUGGGAGAGCCUGCAUCAGUUCCUGGUACUAUUAAACCAGAAGACAAACUUGAAGCUCCAGAGCUUGAUAUUGAUUCAGAGCUAAGGAAAGGGAUAGUGGUUAGAGCUGGUGGGUCUGCUAGGAUUCACAUACCAUUCAGGGGACGACCAACACCUGACAUCACAUGGUCCCGAGAAGAAGGUGAAUUCACAGAAAAAGUUCAGAUUGAUAAAGGCAUAAACUACACACAACUUUCAAUUGACAACUGUGAUAGAAAUGAUGCUGGAAAGUAUAUUCUCAAGCUGGAGAACAGCAGUGGUUCUAAAUCUGCAUUUGUUACAGUGAAAGUCUUGGACACGCCGGGACCCCCACAAAACUUAGUGGUAAAGGAUAUAAAGAAGGAUUCUGCUGUAUUAUCUUGGGAGCCACCGAUUAUUGAUGGUGGUGCAAAGGUCAAGAACUAUGUAAUAGACAAGCGUGAGUCAACCAGGAAGGCAUUUGCAAAUGUAAGUGCUAAGUGUGCCAAGACAAGUUUUAAAGUUGAAAAUCUUACAGAAGGAGCAAUUUAUUACUUCAGAGUUAUGGCUGAAAAUGAAUAUGGAAUUGGUGUUCCAGUUGAAACCAGGGAUGCUAUCAAAGCCUCAGAGCCACCUCUGCCUCCUGGGAAAGUAACACUCACUGAUGUCACUCAGAGAAGUGCAUCACUUAUGUGGGAAAAACCUGAACAUGAUGGAGGUAGCAGAAUUUUGGGAUAUCUUGUUGAAAUGUUGCCUAAAGGAACAGAAAAGUGGAGUGUCGUGAGUGAGACCAAAACAUGUAAUGCAGAGGUGUCUGGUUUGAGUCCAGGACAGGAAUAUCAAUUCCGUGUGAUUGCCUACAAUGAAAAAGGCAAAAGUGAUCCCAGGGCACUUGGAAUUCCUGUGAUAGCUAAAGACCUGACUAUUGAGCCAAGUUUCAAACUGAUGUUUAAUACAUACAGUGUACAAGCUGGAGAAGAUCUGAAGGUAGAAGUACCAUUUAUAGGUAGACCCAAACCUACUAUUACUUGGACAAAAGAUGAGCAGCCACUGAAACAGACAACCAGAUUAAAUAUUGAGAAUACGACAACAUCAACUAUUUUACAUAUUAAAGAAAGCAACAGGGAAGACUUUGGUAAAUAUACAGUAACAGCAACAAAUGCAGCAGGUACAGCAACAGAGCACCUGAGCAUAAUUGUACUAGAAAAGCCUGGCCCACCACGAGGACCCGUCCGCUUCGAUGAAAUUAGUGCAGACUUUGUUGUUUUAUCAUGGGAACCACCUGAUUAUACUGGUGGCUGCCAGAUAAGCAACUAUAUAGUAGAAAAGCGUGACACAAGCACUACCACAUGGAACAUUGUGUCAGCAACUGUUGCAAGAACAACCAUCAAAGCAACAAAGCUUAAAACAGGUACUGAAUACCAGUUCAGGAUUUCUGCUGAAAAUAGAUAUGGGAAGAGCUCUCCUUUGGCUUCUAAAUCAGUUGUUGUGCAAUACCCCUACAAGGUGCCUGGACCACCUGGAACCCCAUUUGUUACAGCAUCCUCCAAAGACCACAUGAUUGUACAAUGGCAUGAACCAGUUAACGAUGGAGGAAGCAAAAUUCUUGGCUACCAUCUUGAACGUAAAGAUAAGAACAGCAUUCUUUGGACAAAGCAGAACAAGUCACUUAUUGUGGACACCAAAUAUAAAACAGACGGCCUUGAAGAAGGUCUUGAAUAUGAGUUCAGAGUUUCUGCUGAAAACAUUGUUGGCAUUGGAAAAGUCAGCAAAGUAUCAGAACUGUAUGUUGCCCGAGAUCCUUGUGACCCACCUGGCCGCCCAGAGGCCAUUGUUGUUACAAGAAAUAAUAUCACACUGAAGUGGAAAAAGCCAGAAUAUGAUGGUGGAAGCAAAAUAACUGGUUAUAUUGUGGAAAAGAAAGAACUACCAGACGGUCGCUGGAUGAAAGCCAGCUUUACAAAUGUAUUGGAAACAGAAUUUACAGUAAGUGGUCUUGUCGAAAACCAACGAUAUGAAUUCCGAGUAAUUGCAAGAAAUGCAGCAGGUUGCUUGAGUGAACCAUCUGAAAGUACAGGGCCUAUUACUGCCAGAGAUGAAAUUGAAGCACCAGGAGCUUCAUUGGAUCCUAAAUACAGAGAUGUCAUUGUUGUUCAUGCUGGAGAAACCUUUAUUCUUGAAGCUGAUAUCCAUGGCAAACCUAUUCCUGACAUUACAUGGUCAAAAGAUGGUAAAGACCUUGAAGAAACAACUGCAAGAAUGGAAAUUAAAUCUACCAUUGAGAAAACAAGUCUCACUGUCAAAGACUGUAUAAGAGUAGAUGGAGGUCACUAUACCCUUAACCUCAAAAAUGUUGGUGGCACCAAAUCUAUACCAAUCACUGUGAAAGUGCUUGACAGACCAGGACCUCCAGAAGGACCUUUGAACGUUACAGGUGUCACUGCAGAAAAAUGCUACUUGUCAUGGUCUCCACCUUCACAUGACGGUGGUUCUAGUAUCUCACAUUAUAUCAUUGAGAAGAGAGAGACAAGUAGGCUUUCAUGGACGCAAGUAGCAACAGAUGUGCAGGCUCUAAAUCACAAAGUAACCAAACUUCUUCCAGGCAAUGAAUACAUUUUCCGUGUAAUGGCAGUGAAUAAAUAUGGAGUUGGAGAGCCCUUGGAAUCUGAACCAGUUGUGGCUCGUAAUCCAUACAAGCCCCCUGGUCCUCCUUCAACACCUGAAGUUUCAGCAAUCACAAAAGAUUCUAUGGUGGUAACAUGGGGUCGCCCAGAAGACAAUGGAGGAGCUGAAAUUGAAGGUUACAUCCUUGAAAAACGAGACAAGGAUGGUAUCCGGUGGACCAAAUGCAAUAAGAAAAGGCUGACAGACUUGCGAUUCAGAGUAACAGGUCUAACUGAUGGGCAUUUCUAUGAGUUUAGAGUGUCUGCUGAAAAUGCUGCAGGGGUAGGGGAACCCAGUGAGCCAUCCAUUUUCUAUCGUGCUUGUGAUGUAUUAUAUCCACCAGGUCCGCCUACCAAUCCAAAGGUUACAGACACUUCCAGGUCAUCAGUUUCCCUGGCCUGGAGUAAGCCCAUUUAUGAUGGUGGCGCUCCUGUUAAAGGAUAUGUAGUGGAAGUAAAAGAAGCUGCUGCUGAUGAAUGGACUACCUGCACCCCACCAACAGGCCUACAAGCAAAGCAGUUCACCGUGACAAAACUGAAGGAGAACCAGGAGUAUAACUUCCGCAUCUGUGCCAUCAACUCAGAAGGAGUAGGAGAACCUGCAACUAUACCUGGUGCAGUCUUAGCAGAGGACAAGACUGAACCUCCUGAAAUUGAACUUGAUGCAGAUCUCAGAAAAGUAGUCACUGUACGUGCUAGUGGUACUUUACGCCUGUUUGUCACCAUCAAAGGAAGACCAGAACCUGAAGUUAAAUGGGAGAAAGCAGAAGGAACAAUUAGUGAGCGAGCUCAGAUUGAAGUCACCAGUUCCUACACAAUGCUGGUCAUUGACAAUGUCAAUAGAUUUGAUAGUGGUAGAUAUAAUCUUACAUUAGAGAACAACAGUGGCAAAAAAUCUGCUUUUGUUAAUGUCAGAGUGCUUGAUACACCUAGUGCACCUCUAAACCUGACAAUCAGAGAAGUGAAAAAAGAUUUUGUAACUUUAGCCUGGGAAGCACCACUUAUUGACGGCGGAGCUAAAAUUACCAACUACGUAGUUGAAAAGCGAGAAUCUACAAGAAAGGCAUAUGCCACAGUUACAAGCAACUGUACUAAGAAUUCCUUCAAGAUUACUCAGCUACAAGAAGGAUGUAGUUAUUAUUUCCGUGUUCUGGCUGUAAAUGAAUAUGGGGCUGGUUUACCAGCAGAAAUUGCUGAUCCAGUUAAGGUGUCUGAACCACCUUCUCCACCUUCAAAGGUCGUUCUUGUUGACGUGACUCGCAAUUCUGCAUCAAUUAAAUGGGAAAAGCCAGAGAGUGAUGGUGGUAGCAAAAUUACUGGUUAUAUAGUAGAAAUGCAGACUAAAGGAAGUGUAAAAUGGAGUGCAUGUACCCAGGUGAAAACACUGGAAGCCACAGUAACAGGCUUAAGUAUGGGGGAAGAGUACAGCUUCAGGGUGAUUGCUGUUAAUGAAAAAGGAAAAAGUGAUCCAAGAGAACUUGGUGUCCCAGUCAUUGCAAAAGAUAUUGAAAUCCAGCCAUCUGUUGAGCUUCUUUUUAACACAUUCACAGUGAAAGCUGGAGAUGAUCUUAAGAUUGACAUUCCAUUCAGAGGGCGACCUCUUCCCACUGUUAGCUGGAAGAAAGAUGGGAAUCCCUUAAAACAGACAACCAGAGUAAAUGUUCAAACAUCAAAGUCUUUAACUUCACUGUCCAUCAAGGAAGCUACAAAUGAAGAUCUGGGACAGUAUGAAUUACAUCUUUCAAAUACUGCUGGAACAACAACAGUUUCUCUAACUGUAGUUGUCCUUGACAGACCAGGGCCACCAACUGAUGUUAAAAUUGAUGAAGUUAGUGCUGAUAGUGUAACUCUGUCUUGGAAACCUCCAGCAUAUGAUGGCGGAUGUCACAUUAGCAAUUACAUUGUGGAGAAGAGAGAUACUACCACAACAACAUGGGAGGUCGUAUCUGCAGCAGUUGCAAGAACAUCAAUUAAAGUAUCUCGGCUUGUCACUGGAUCUGAAUAUCAGUUCCGUGUUUGUGCAGAAAACCGCUAUGGGAAGAGCACUUAUACCAAUUCUCCUUCUGUUGUGGCAGAGUAUCCAUUUAAGCCUCCAGGUCCUCCAGGAACACCUCGUGUGGCACAUGCAACCAAGUCUUUCAUGAUUGUAACUUGGCAGGUACCAGUUAAUGAUGGAGGCAGCGUAGUACUAGGAUACCAUUUGGAGCAUAAAGAAAGAAGCAGCAUUCUUUGGACAAAAGUCAACAAGAGCCUCAUAACUGAUACACAAAUGAAAGUUACAGGUCUUGAUGAAGGACUCAUGUAUGAAUAUCGUGUGUAUGCAGAAAACAUUGCUGGAAUAGGCAAAUGCAGCAAAGCAUGUGAACCAGUUGCUGCAAGAGAUCCAUGUGAUCCUCCUGGUCAACCAGAAGUUACUAAUAUUACAAGAACAUCUGUCUCAUUGAAGUGGACUAAACCAGAAUACGAUGGUGGAGCUAAAGUAACAGGAUAUAUUAUUGAACGCCGAGAACUACCAGAUGGUCGUUGGCUAAAAUGUAAUUUUACUAAUGUGCAAGAAACAUACUUUGAUGUAGGUGGACUUACAGAAGACCAGCGUUAUGAAUUCCAUGUGAUUGCAAAGAAUGCUGCUGGACUCUUCAGUCAGCCAUCUGAAUCAACUGGACCUGUGACCGUAAAAGAUGAUGUAGAGGCUCCAAGAAUUAUGAUGGAUGCCAAAUUCAGGGAUGUUGUAGUUGUGAAAGCUGGAGAAGUGUUUAAAGUCAAUGCUGAUGUUGCAGGACGGCCAAUACCCGUGAUUUCAUGGACAAAAGAUGGCAAGGAGCUCGAAGGGAAAGCUAGAGUUGAAAUAGUGUCAACAGAUUUCACUACCGCAAUAACCAUUAAGGACUGUAUCCGAGGGGAUUCAGGACAGUAUGUACUAACACUACAGAAUGUUGCAGGAACAAAAUCUUUGGCAAUUAAUUGCAAAGUACUUGAUAGACCUGGCCCACCUGCAGGUCCAUUAGAAAUAAAUGGCCUUACUGCUGAAAAGUGCCAUUUGUCAUGGGGACCCCCUCAAGAAAAUGGUGGUGCAGAUAUUGAUCAUUAUAUUGUAGAAAAACGUGAGACCAGCAGAAUUGCAUGGACACUUUGUGAAGGAGAGCUUAAAACAACAUCUUGUAAAGUGACAAAAUUACUCAAAGGUAAUGAAUAUAUUUUCAGAGUCAUGGGAGUUAACAAGUAUGGCGUUGGUGAGCCUCUAGAAAGUGUUGCUGUCAAAGCCCUAGACCCAUUUACAGUUCCAAGCCCACCUACAUCUUUAGAGAUCACCAGUGUGAGCAAAGAUUCGAUAACUCUGUGCUGGGCAAGACCUGAGUCUGAUGGAGGCAGUGAGAUCUCAGGCUAUGUAAUUGAAAGGCGUGAGAAAACCAGCCUAAGAUGGAUUCGUGUAAACAAAAAGCCAGUUUAUGAUUUAAGAGUGAAAUCAUCGGGUCUCCGUGAGGGAUGUGAAUAUGAAUUCCGGGUUUAUGCAGAAAAUGCUGCUGGCCUCAGUCUCCCAAGUGAAACCACACCAUUGAUUAAGGCAGAAGAUCCAAUCUUCUUGCCAUCACCCCCAUCUAAACCUAAGAUUAUGGAUUCUACAAGGUCAAAUAUCACAAUUGGUUGGACAAAGCCACUGUUUGAUGGAGGUGCUCCAGUAACAGGGUACACUGUUGAAUACAAGAAAACUGAUGAAACUGACUGGACAACAGCUAUUCAGAAUUUAAGAGGCACAGAAUAUACCAUAACUGGAUUAACGUCGGGCUCUGAGUAUGUUUUUAGAGUGAAAUCCAUUAACAAAAUGGGUGUCAGUGAACCAAGUGAUGUCUCAGAACCUCAGGUGGCUAAAGAAAGAGAGGAAGAACCUGCCUUUGAAAUCGACAGUGAAAUGCGGAAGACUUUAAUUGUAAAGGCUGGUGGAUCGUUCACAAUGACUGUUCCUUUCAGAGGCAAACCAGUCCCAAAUGUAACAUGGAACAAACCAGACACUGAUCUCCGUACACGUGCAAGCAUUGACACUUCAAGUAAUUGUACAUCUCUUACUAUUGAAAAAGCAACAAGAAAUGAUUCUGGAAAAUAUACAUUAACGUUGCAAAACAUCCUGAACACUACCGCCUUGACUUUAAUGGUCAAAGUUCUUGAUACACCUGGCCCACCAUCUAAUAUUGCAACAAAAGACAUAACUAAAGAAUCUGCUGUGUUAUCUUGGGAUGUACCUGAAAAUGAUGGUGGAGCACCUGUAAAGAACUAUGUAAUUGAAAAACGAGAAGCUAGCAAAAAGGCGUGGGUCACUGUGACAAACAACUGUCAUCGCCUGUCCUACAAAGUGACUGGUUUGCAAGAAGGUGGCAUUUACUACUUCCGUGUCUCCGGAGAAAAUGAAUAUGGUGUUGGAGUGCCUUCUGAGACCAAAGAGGGAACAAAAAUAACAGAAAAACCCAGCCCACCAGAAAAGCUAGGAGUCACAAACGUCACAAAGGACAGUGUUUCUCUUUCAUGGCUAAAACCAGAACAUGAUGGUGGAAGCAGAAUUAUUAGCUAUCUCCUUGAAGCUCUUGAGAAGGGACAGCAAAAAUGGGUUAAGUGUGCAGUUGUAAAGACAACUCAUCAUGUUGUCCAUGGUCUUAAGGAGAACGUUGACUAUUUCUUCAGGGUGUCUGCCGAAAACCAAGCUGGUUUAAGUGAUCCUAAGGAACUGCUGCUCCCCGUUACAGUUAAAGAACAAUUAGAAUCUCCUGAGAUUGACAUGAAGGGCUUCCCUCAUAACACUGUAUAUGUUCGAGCAGGAUCAAAUCUCAAAGUUGAAAUUCCAGUUUCUGGAAAACCAGUGCCAAAGGUGACGCUGUCUAGAGAUGGUGUUGCACUGAAACCUACCAUGAGAUUUCACACAGAAACCACUGCAGAAAGUCUCAUCAUUAACCUUAAAGAAAGUGUGGCUGCUGAUGCUGGCAGAUAUGACAUUACUGCUGCAAACUCAAGUGGCACCACAAAAUCAUUUGUUAAUAUUGUUGUGCUGGAUAGACCCGGUCCUCCUGUUGGUCCUGUUGUCCUUAGCGAUGUCACUGAAGAGAGUGUAACACUCAGAUGGCAACCACCAGCUUAUGAUGGUGGAAGUCAGGUUACCAACUAUAUCGUACUGAAAAGAGAAACAAGUACUGCUGCUUGGUCUGAAGUGUCUGCCACUGUUGCUAGAACCGUUAUCAAAGUUAUGAGGCUCACAACAGGAGAAGAGUACCAAUUCCGCAUCAAAGCUGAGAACCGCUUUGGCAUCAGCGAUCACAUAGACUCCCAGUGUGUGGUUGUCAAGCUUCCUUACACUACACCGGGCCCUCCUUCUACACCAUGGGUCACUAAUGUUACCCGAGAGAGUAUUACUGUUGGAUGGCAUGAACCAGUCACUAAUGGUGGCAGUGCUAUCACUGGAUAUCACCUGGAAAUGAAAGACAGAAAUAGCAUUUUGUGGCAGAAGGCUAACAAGACCCUUAUUCGUACCACUCAUUUCAAAGUCACCACGAUCAGCGCUGGCCUUAUCUAUGAAUUUAGAGUUUAUGCAGAAAAUGCAGCUGGCAUUGGAAAAGCAAGUCGUCCUUCUGAUCCAGUCCUUGCAAUUGAUGCUUGUGAACCACCAAGAAACGUUCGUGCCUCAGAUAUUUCCAAGACCUCUAUCACUCUCGCCUGGCAGAAGCCAGCAUUUGAUGGCGGUAGCAAAAUCACUGGAUACAUCGUAGAAAAACGUGAUCUUCCAGAUGGCAGAUGGACAAAAGCUAGCUUCACCAAUGUUAUUGAGACUCAGUUCACAGUAUCUGGCCUGACACAGAAUUCCAAGUAUGAAUUCCGGGUCUUUGCAAAGAAUGCUGUCGGUUCCAUCAGUAAUCCCUCAGAUGUUGUGGGUCCUAUCACAUGUGUUGAUACAUAUGGUGCACCUGAAAUCGAUGUGCCACCAGAAUAUACAGAAGUGGUGAAAUACAAAGCAGGAACUUCAGUUAAGCUAAAACUAGGCAUCUCAGGCAAGCCUAUACCCACAAUUGAAUGGUUCAAAAAUGGCAAUGAGGUACUAACCAGUGCACUAGUGUCUUUUGAAAGCACAACAGAAUUUGCUUCUAUACUCAUCAAGGAUGCAAAUCGACUUGACAGUGGCACCUAUGAAUUAAAAUUGAAGAAUGCCAUGGGUUCAGCAUCAGCCCAUAUUAGAGUACAGAUACUUGACAAGCCAGGACCCCCAGGUGGACCUAUACAGUUUAAGACAGUCACUGCUGAAAAGAUUACAAUAAUGUGGGAGCCACCAGCAGAUGAUGGCGGUGCACCUAUAACACACUACGUUGUUGAAAAGCGGGAAACAAGUCGGGUUGUAUGGUCUUUAAUUUCUGAAAAACUGGAGGGAUGCAUCAUAACUACAACAAAACUCAUCAAAGGAAAUGAGUAUGUGUUCCGUGUCCGUGGUGUGAACAAGUUUGGAAUUGGUGAUCCACUGGAAUCUGAGCCCGUUAUAGCCAAAAAUUCAUUUGUCACACCUGGACCACCUAGUACACCAGAAGUCACGAAGAUAACCAAGAAUUCCAUGACUGUUGUCUGGAGUAGGCCCACUGUUGAUGGAGGCAGUGAAAUAUCAGGAUAUUUUCUGGAGAAACGUGACAAGAAGAGUCUGAGUUGGUUCAAGGUCUCUAAAGAAACCAUUCGGGACACCAGACAGAAAGUAACAGGUCUGACUGAAAAUAGUGAAUAUCAUUUCCGAGUUUGUGCCGUCAAUGCAGCUGGACCAGGUCCCUUCUCUGAGGCUUCUGACUUCUACAAAGCUGCAGAUCCUGUUGAUAAGCCAGGCACACCAACAAAGCUGAAAGUUGUGGACACAACCAAGACAUCUGUUACCCUUGGCUGGAUUAAACCUGCCUAUGAUGGAGGAAGUCCAAUUACCCACUAUGUGGUGGAGAAGAGGGAAGGUGAAGAGCAAGAAUGGACUGUAGUCAGUACCAAGGGAGAAGUGAGAACAACUGAAUAUGUUGUAUCCCACCUUCAGCCAAGUGUUAAUUACUAUUUCCGUGUAUCUGCUAUGAAUUGUGCUGGACAAGGAGAGCCUAUUGAAAUGAUGGAACCCCUUCAAGCUAAAGAUAUUCUUGUGGCACCAGAGAUUGAUCUGGAUGUUGCUCUUCGGACAUCUAUUGUUGCUAAAGCAGGUGAAGAUGUGGAAAUAACAAUUCCAUUCAAGGGAAGACCUCCGCCAACAGUCACAUGGAGAAAGGGGGACAAGAAUCUUGGUACUGAUGAAAGAUAUAUAAUCCAAAACACAGAAUCAUCUACACUACUUGUUAUUCCUCAAGUUACACGAAAUGAUACAGGAAAAUAUGUUCUUACAAUUGAAAAUGGAGUUGGAGAAGCAAAAUCAUCAUUUGUGAAUGUGAAAGUACUUGACACACCUUCUGCAUGCCAGAAGCUGCAGCUCAAGCAUGUUUCUCGUGGCACAGUUACACUGGUCUGGGAGCCACCUCUCAUCAAUGGUGGUUCUGAAAUAACAAAUUAUGUUGUUGAAAGAAGAGAUGCUACAAAGAGGGCCUGGUCAACUGUUACAACAAAAUGUUCUCAUACCACCUUUAAACUGACUAACCUGUCAGAAAAGACUGCAUUCUUUUUCCGUGUUCUUGCUGAAAAUGAAAUUGGUCUAGGUGAACCUUGUGAGACCACUGAACCAGUGAAAGCUGCUGACGUACCAGGACCUGUAAAAGACCUAGCCAUGAAAGACUCUACAAAGAGUUCUGUUAAAUUGCAGUGGAGCAAACCUGACUAUGAUGGUGGUAGCAUUAUAUCAGACUAUGUUAUUGAAAAGAAACUUCAGGAAGAGAAAGAAUGGACAUAUGCAGGCACAAGCAAGAGCUGUGAAUUUGUAGCUGACAAACUUAAAGAGCUGUCUGUCAUGGAAUUCAGAGUCUUUGCUAAAAACGAAAAAGGCAUGAGUGACUCUGUUACUGUUGGACCCAUUACUGUGAAAGAACUUAUUAUAACACCUGAGGCUGACCUUUCUGAUAUUCCUGGAGGUCAGAUUGCAGUAAGAAUUGGACAUAAUCUGCACGUUGAAUUGCCCUAUAAAGGUAAACCUAAUCCAUCAAUGAGCUGGCUCAAGGACAACCUCCCUCUUAAAGAAACAGAACAUCUUCGUUUCAAGAAAACUGAAAACAAGAUAAGUUUAAGUAUCAAGAAUGUGAAAAAGGAGCAUGGUGGCAAAUAUACUUUAAUUCUUGAUAAUGUAGUCUGCAGAAAGUCAUUCACAAUCACUGUAAUCACUCUUGGUCCUCCAUCUAAGCCAAAAGCACCUUUAAGAAUAGAUGAAAUCAAAGCAGAUAGUGUAGUUUUGUCAUGGGAGGCUCCUGAUGAUGACGGGGGAGGAGAAAUUACUGGCUACAGCAUUGAGAAGAGAGAAACAUCACAAAUGAAUUGGAAGCUGGUGUGUUCAAGUGCUGCAAGAACAACCUUCAAAGUACCAAACCUUGUUAAAGAUACUGAAUAUCAGUUUAGAGUUCGUGCAGAAAACAGAUACGGAGUGAGCCCACCUCUUGUCUCAGCGGAUGUUGUGGCAAAGCACCAGUUUAAACCACCAGGUGCCCCAGGCAAGCCUGUUGUAUACAACGUAACUGCUGAUGGAAUGAGCAUUUCUUGGGACGCUCCCGUUUAUGAUGGCGGUUCGGAGAUUAUGGGAUACCAUGUUGAAAAGAAGGAAAGAAACAGUAUUUUGUGGCAGAAGGUUAAUGUUGCAUUAAUAUCUAACAGAGAAUACAGGAUUACUGGACUGCUUGAGGGCCUGGAUUACCAGUUCCAAGUAUAUGCUGAAAACGCUGCAGGUCUAAGCCGAGCUAGUGAGCCAAGCAAAUAUACUUUGGCAGUCUCUCCAGUGGACCCACCUGGUACUCCUGAUUACAUUGAUGUCACUAGGGAGACCAUCACCCUGAAAUGGAACCCCCCUCUGCGUGACGGAGGCAGUAAGAUUGUGGCUUACAGCAUUGAGAAGCGGCAAGGAAGUGCAGACCGUUGGCUCAGGUGUAACUUUACUGAUGUCAGUGAGUGCCAGUACACAGUCACGGGGCUCAGUCCAGGUGACCGGUAUGAAUUCAGAGUGCUCGCAAGAAAUGCUGUUGGUACCAUCAGCCCACCUUCACAGUCUUCAGGCUAUAUCAUGACCAGAGAUGAAAAUGUGGCUCCAACAAUUGAAUUUGGUGCUGAACACUUCGAAGGCGUUACUGUUAAAGCUGGAGAGAGCAUUAGACUUAAAGCUCUAAUCAGAGGACGUCCAGUACCUAAAGUGACAUGGUUUAAGGAUGGUAAAGAGAUUGAUAAAAUGAUGAGUAUAGAAAUAACUACAGCUAUUGGACAUAGUACAAUCUUCAUUAGAGAUGCUGUCCGGGAACAUCGUGGAGUCUACACAGUAGAAGCCAAAAAUGCAUCAGGCACUAAACGAGAAGAUAUUACCAUCAGAGUACAAGACACACCAGGAAAAGUUGGUGGACCAAUACGAUUCACAAACAUCACUGGAGAAAAAGUCACAUUAUGGUGGGAGCCUCCAGCUAAUGAUGGCUGUGCUUCUAUUUCUCACUACAUAAUUGAAAAACGUGAAACCAGCAGGAUUGCUUGGGCAUUAGUUGAAGAUAAAUGUGAAGCUUGCAGCUAUACAGCACUUAAAUUAAUUAAGGGCAAUGAGUAUCAGUUCCGUGUCUCUGCAGUGAACAAAUUUGGAGUUGGCAGACCAUUGGAGUCUGAUCCAGUUAUCGCACAAAUACCUUACACUCUCCCUGAUGCACCAGGAACUCCAGAGCCUACGCAUGUAACAGGAGACAGUAUCACACUCACAUGGGCAAGACCAGAGUCAGAUGGUGGAAGCGAGAUAAAUGAGUACAUUCUUGAAAGGAGAGAAAAGAAGAGCAUGCGCUGGGUUAAAGUAUCCAGCAAGAGGCCCAUUACUGAGAACAGAUACAGAGUAACUGGCCUUAUUGAAGGCAAUGAGUAUGAGUUCCAUGUCAUGGCUGAAAACGCUGCAGGGGUUGGACCUCCAAGCGACGUCUCGAAGCUGAUUAAAUGCAGAGAACCAGUCAGCCCGCCAAGUGCUCCUAAUGUUGUCAAGGUGACAGACACAUCAAAAACUAGUGUAAGCUUAGAGUGGACAAAGCCAGUUUUUGAUGGAGGCAUGGAAAUAAUUGGGUACAUCAUUGAGAUGUGCAAGGCUGAUCUUGAAGCAUGGCAGAAAGUCAAUGCAGAGACUGUUAUUGCUACUAAAUAUACUGUUGUUGAUUUGGAGGCAGGAGAACACUAUAAAUUCAGAGUUAGUGCUGUCAAUGGUGCUGGCAGAGGAGAAAGUUGCGAAGUUCCUGCUUCAGUCCAAACUGUGGACAGGCUUUCUGCACCUGAACUUGACAUUGAUGCAAACUUCAAGCAGACUCAUAUUGUAAGAGCAGGUGCAAGCAUUCGUCUGUUUAUUGCCUUCUCUGGAAGGCCAGUUCCUACUGCGGUGUGGUCCAAAGCAGAUGCUAAUCUUAGUUUGCGUGCUGACAUUCAAACAACUGAUUCAUUCAGCACUUUGACUGUAGAGGAAUGCAAUAGAAAUGAUGCUGGCAAGUAUGUCUUUACUGUGGAAAACAACAGUGGAAGCAAGUCCAUUACAUUUACUGUCAAGGUUUUGGACACACCUGGUCCACCAGGUCCUAUUACCUUUAAAGAUGUGACUCGAACAUCUAUUACUUUAAUGUGGGAUGCUCCUGUUCUGGACGGAGGUUCUCGUAUCCACCACUAUGUUGUGGAAAAACGUGAAGCAAGUCGUCGUAGCUGGCAAGUAGUGAGUUCAAAAUGCACUCGGCAAAUCUUUAAGGUCACAGAUCUAGCAGAAGGUAUGCCAUAUUACUACCGAGUAUCAGCAGAAAAUGAAUAUGGUGUAGGUGAACCCUGUGAAUUAACAGAACCAGUUGUGGCCACAGAAGAACCUGCUCCACCUAAGAGACUAGAUAUUGUUGAUACAACCAAAUCUUCUGUAGUUUUAGCUUGGCUUAAACCUGAUCAUGAUGGUGGUAGCCGUAUUACUGGAUACCUUCUUGAAAUGAGACAAAAAGGAUCUGACUCCUGGACUGGAGCUGGACAAACCAAGCAACUUACUUUCACCAUUGAAGGCCUUGUGGAGAACACAGAAUAUGAGUUCCGGGUGAAGGCAAAGAAUGAUGCUGGCUACAGUGAGCCAAGAGAAGCUUUCUCUUCUGUUAUCGUUAAGGAGCCACAGAUUGAGCCAACAGCAGAUCUCAGCGACAUAAGCAGACAGCUUAUAACAUGCAAGGCUGGAAGCACCUUUACUAUUGAUAUACCAAUCAGUGGGCGCCCAGCUCCAAAAGUGACUUGGAAACUUGAGGAGAUGAGGCUGAAGGAAACUGAAAGAGUGACCAUCAAGACGACAAAAGACCGAACCACGCUGACUGUAAAAGACAGUAUGAGAGGUGACUCUGGUAAAUACUACCUUACACUUGAGAACACUGCUGGUGUGAAAACGUUUACUGUCACAGUGGUAGUCAUAGGAAGGCCAGGUCCUGUCACUGGCCCAAUUGAAAUAUCGUCUGUAUCUGCUGAGUCCUGUGUGUUGACCUGGAAAGAACCUGAAGACGAUGGUGGCAGUGACAUUACAAACUACAUUGUAGAGAAACGUGAAUCUGGCACAACAGCAUGGCAGCUGGUGAAUUCCAGUGUGAAACGCACACAGAUCAAAGUCAGUCAUCUCACAAAAUAUCAAGAGUACAGUUUCCGAGUGAGCUCAGAAAAUAGAUUUGGUGUCAGCAAGCCAGUUGAAUCAAAAACAGUAGUUGCUGAGCAUCCAUUUGUCCCACCAAGCCCACCCUCAAGGCCAGAAGUCUAUUCUGUGUCUGCAAGUGCCAUGGCCAUUCGCUGGGAAGAACCCUAUCAUGAUGGCGGCAGCAAAGUCAUUGGAUAUUGGGUGGAAAAGAAGGAGCGCAACACCAUCCUUUGGGUGAAGGAGAACAAAGUACCAUGUUGUGACUGCAACUAUAAAGUCACAGGGUUGGUGGAAGGCCUAGAAUAUCAAUUCAGAACCUAUGCUCUAAAUGCUGCAGGUGUUAGCAAAGCUAGUGAAGCUUCCAGACCUGUAGUGGCUCAAAAUCCAGUUGAUCCACCAGGAAGACCAGAAGUAACAGAUGUCACCAGAUCUACAGUGUCACUGAGCUGGUCACCUCCACUUUAUGAUGGUGGAAGCAAAAUAAUCGGAUAUAUUGUUGAGCGCAAACCAUAUAACGAAUCUGGUGAUGGACGUUGGCUGAAAUGCAAUUACACCAUUGUCUCAGAAAACUUUUUUACUGUGACAGCUCUUAGUGAAGAUGAAGCCUAUGAAUUCCGUGUACUAGCAAAGAAUGCUGCUGGUGUGAUUAGCAAAGGAUCUGAAUCAACUGGUGCUGUCAUUUGCAAAGAUGAAUACACACCACCAAAGGCUGAACUUGAUGCCAGACUGCAGGGAGAAGUUCUGAGCAUUAGGGCUGGAUCAGAUCUUGUUCUUGAUGCAGCCGUUGGUGGAAAACCAGAACCAAAAGUCUUCUGGUCCAAAGGUGACAGGGAACUGGAGCUAUGUGAAAAGAUAUCUCUGCAAUAUACCAGCAAACGAGCUAUUGCAAUUAUCAAGUUCUGUGACAGAAGUGAUAGUGGAAAAUAUACCCUGACAGUUAAAAAUGCCAGUGGGAUGAAACAAAUUUCUGUUGUUGUCAAAGUGCUUGAUUCACCAGGUCCAUGUGCAGGCAAAAUCACAGUUAGCAGAGUAACAGAGGAGAAAUGUACUCUGGCAUGGAACAUUCCUGAGGAAGAUGGAGGUGCAGAAAUCACUCACUACAUCAUAGAAAGGCGUGAAACCAGCAGACUUCACUGGGUUAUUGUUGAGGCUGAAUGCCAGACUUUAUCAACUGUGGUAACAAAACUUAUUAAAAAUAAUGAAUACAUUUUCCGUGUGAGAGCUGUCAACAAAUAUGGACCAGGUGUUCCACUUGAAUCAGAAACUGUGAUUGCCAGGAAUGCUUUCACUAUUCCAACACAGCCUGGUGCUCCUGAAGAAGUGACCGUUGGCAAGGAGCAUAUCAUUAUUCAGUGGUCGAAACCAGAAUCGGAUGGUGGCAGUGAGAUUAAGGACUAUCUUGUGGACAAACGAGAAAGGAAGAGUCUGCGCUGGACACGAGUGAAUAGAGAUUAUACCAUUUAUGACACCAGACUGAAAGUCACUGGUCUCAUGGAAGGGGGCCAGUACCAGUUCCGUGUCACUGCAGUGAAUGCUGCUGGAAACAGUGAACCUAGCGAAGCUUCACAAUACAUGUUAUGUAAAGAACCAUCAUACACUCCUGCAUCACCUUCAGUUCCAAGAGUUGUGGAUACUACAAUGCACAGCAUCAGUUUAGCAUGGUCAAAGCCCACAUAUGAUGGUGGUGCUGACCUCUUAGGCUACGUUCUUGAAAUGAAAGAAGAAGGUAGUGAACAGUGGUAUCGAGCACAUACAGCCGCCACUCUGAGGAAUGCUGAGUUCACCGUGACUGGUCUUAAAACAAACCAGAAAUACCAAUUCCGAGUUGCUGCAACAAAUGUGAAUGGUAUGAGUGAAUUUAGUGAAUCAUCAGCAGAAAUAGAACCUGUGGAAAGAAUAGAAACACCUGAACUUGAGCUUGCUGAUGAUCUGAAGAAGACAGUUACAGUCAGAGCUGGUGGUUCCCUGCGCCUAAUGGUCUCUGUAUCUGGCAGACCUGCUCCUGUAAUCACAUGGAGCAAGCAGGGUGUUGACCUUGUGAGUCGAGGCAUUAUUGAUACUACAGACAGCUACACUCUGCUUAUUGUGGAUAAAGUUAAUCGGUAUGAUGCUGGAAAAUACAUCAUUGAGGCUGAAAAUCAAUCAGGAAAAAAAUCUGCAACUAUUUCUGUGAAAGUGUAUGACACACCUGGUCCACCACCUGCAGUGAGAGUUAAGGAAGUAUCAAAAGAUUCUGUGACACUUACUUGGGACAUUCCAGUCAUUGAUGGUGGAGCCCCAGUCAACAAUUACAUAAUUGAGAAACGUGAAGCUUCCAUGAGAGCUUACAAGACAGUCACUACCAAAUGCAGCAAGACAUUUUACAGAGUUGCUGGACUUCUGGAAGGAGCUUUGUAUUAUUUCAGAGUACUACCAGAAAAUAUUUACGGCAUUGGUGAAGGCUGUGAAACAUCUGAUGCAGUACUGGUAUCUGAUGUCCCCAUGGUACCACAAAAACUUGAAGUGAUUGACACCACUAAAUCAACUGUUACACUUGCCUGGGAGAAGCCACUGCAUGAUGGUGGCAGCAGAUUGACUGGCUAUGUCAUCGAGGCCAGCAAAGCUGGAACAGAAAGAUGGUUGAAGGUAGUGACACUGAAGCCUACUGUCUUCGAGCAUACCAUUAUCUCUCUCAAUGAAGGUGAACAGUACUUGUUCAGGGUCAGAGCACAGAAUCAGAAGGGCGUGUCAGAACCACGUGAGAUUGUCACAGCAGUGACAGUUCAAGACCGAAAAGUUCUACCAACAAUUGACUUCAGUGGAAUACCUCAGAAGACAAUCCAUGUACCUGCUGGCAAGCCCAUUGAAUUAGCCAUUCCAAUUGAAGGACGACCACCUCCAACUGCAUCUUGGUUCUUUGCUGGUUCUAAACUAAAAGAAUCAGAACGCAUCAAAAUGGAGACUUCUGCCAAAAUGGCCAAACUAACUGUGCGUGAGACCACCAUACAUGACACAGGGGAGUAUACACUUGAACUGAAGAACACAACUGGAACAGUUACUGAUGCAGUAAAGGUUAUAAUCCUUGACAAGCCUGGACCUCCUAUUGGACCUAUCAGAAUUGAUGAAAUUGAUGCAAAUUAUGUGACCAUCUCAUGGGAGCCUCCUGAGCUGGAUGGUGGAGCUGCCCUUAGUGGUUAUGUGGUAGAACAGCGUGAUGCUCACCGUCCUGGAUGGCUGCCAGUUUCAGAAUCAGUAACCCGGACAACAUUUAAGUUCACCAGACUUGUUGAAGGUGCAGAAUAUGUGUUCCGUGUAGCUGCUACAAACCGCUUUGGAAUUGGAGCUUACCUGCAGUCUGAAAUUAUAGAAUGCAAGAGCAGAAUCCGUAUUCCUGGUCCUCCUGGCACUCCAGAAGUGUUUGAUAUCUCUCGAGAUGGCAUGACAUUGACUUGGUAUCCUCCAGAAGAUGACGGUGACUCACAGAUUACUGGUUAUAUUGUGGAACGCAAAGAAGUUAGAGCAGAUAGAUGGAUCCGUGCAAAUAAAGUUCCAGUCACCAUGACUCGUUACCGUUCCACUGGGUUGGUUGAAGGAUUGGAAUAUGAGCACCGGGUCACAGCAAUCAAUGCCAGAGGCACUGGGAAACCCAGCCGUCCUUCCAAGUCUGCUGUUGCCAGAGAUCCAAUUGCUCCUCCAGGUAAACCUCAGAAUCCAAGAGUCACUGAUACUACAAGAACAUCUGUCUCCCUGGCUUGGAGUCCUCCAGAAGAUGAAGGUGGUUCUAAAGUUACUGGCUACUUAAUUGAGAUGCAGAAGGUUGAUCAAUUUGAAUGGACCAAAUGCAAUACUACACCAACCAAGAUUCGGGAAUACACCUUGACACAUCUUCCUCAAGGUGCAGAGUACAGAUUCCGAGUGCUAGCCUGUAAUGCUGGCGGGCCAGGAGAACCUGCUGAAGUGCCAGGAACAGUCAAAAUUACAGAAAUGCUUGAAUAUCCUGACUAUGAACUUGAUGAAAAAUACCAAGAAGGUCUCAUGGUGAGACAAGGAGGAGUAAUCAGGCUUACAAUACCCAUUAAGGGUAAGCCCAUCCCAGUAUGCAAAUGGACAAAAGAAGGACAGGACGUCAGCAAGAGGGCCAUGAUUGCAACUUCUGAGACUCACACAGAACUUGUGAUCAAAGAUGCAGAAAGAGAAGAUUCGGGCACCUAUGAUUUGGUCCUGGAAAACAAGUGCGGCAAAAAAGCCGUGUACAUUAAAGUCAGAGUGAUUGGCAUUCCAAAUCCACCAGAAGGACCACUUGAGUAUGAUGAUAUACAAGCUCGUUCUGUCAGAGUGAGCUGGAGACCUCCUACAGAUGAUGGUGGUGCAGAUAUCCUGGGUUAUAUUGUUGAGAGAAGAGAAGUACCGAAGACUGCCUGGUACACUGUUGACUCUAGAGUGAAAGGGACAUCACUAGUGGUGAAAGGACUCAAAGAAAAUGUGGAAUAUCACUUCCGUGUUUCUGCUGAAAACCAUUUUGGUGUAAGCAAAUCUCUCAAAUCUGAAGAACCAGCAGUACCAAAGACACCUCUAAAUCCGCCAGAGCCUCCAAACAACCCACCUGAAGUCCUUGAUGUUACAAAAAGUUCUGUCAACUUGUCCUGGUCCAGACCUAAAGAUGAUGGUGGUUCUCGUGUAACUGGCUACUAUAUUGAACGGAAAGAGACGUCUACAGAAAAAUGGGUCCGGCAUAAUAAGACACAGAUUACCACUACAAUGUACACAGUCACAGGACUUGUUCCAGAUGCUGAAUAUCAAUUCCGUGUCAUUGCUCAAAAUGACAUUGGUGAAAGUGAAGCAAGUCCUGCUUCUGAACCAGUUGUAUGCAAGGAUCCAUUCGACAAACCAAGCCAACCUGGAGAAAUUGAGAUCACUUCUAUCUUCAAGGACAGCAUUACAUUAGAAUGGGAACGACCUGAAAGUGAUGGUGGCAAAGAGAUCCUUGGCUAUUGGGUUGAAUAUCGCCAGUCUGGAGAAAGCACCUGGAAAAAAUGCAAUAAGGAACGGAUCAAGGACAGGCAGUUUACAGUAGGAGGUUUACUAGAGGCCACAGAAUAUGAGUUCCGUGUUUUUGCAGAAAAUCAGACUGGCCUCAGCAGACCUCGAAGGACUGCUAUGGCAGUGAAAACUAAAUUAACAUCUGGAGAAGCACCUGCCAUUAAAAAAGAAAUGCAGGAUGUUACAACUAAACUGGGUGAGGCGGCUCAGCUGACAUGCCAGAUUGUUGGGAGACCUUUGCCUGAUAUUAAAUGGUACCGCUUUGGCAAAGAGCUGGUACAAAGCAGAAAAUACAAAAUGUCGUCUGAUGGACGCAAUCAUACGCUGACAGUAAUGACAGAUGAACAGGAGGAUGAAGGUCUCUACACUUGUAUGGCUACCAAUGAUGUUGGAGAAAUUGAAACUAGUGGCAAGCUAUUAUUGCAGGCUCCUCCUCAGUUCCACCCUGGCUUCCCAUUGAAAGAGAAAUACUAUGCAGGUGCAGGUGGCACCCUCCGCCUUCAUGUUGUGUAUAUUGGCCGGCCAGUACCAGCAAUAACUUGGUUCCAUGGCAACAAGCCUUUGAGAGGAUCAGAAACUAUUACUAUUGAGAACACAGAACAGUAUACUCAUCUUGCUAUUAAGAAUGUCCAGCACAAGACUCACGCUGGGAAGUACAAAGUACAACUCAGUAACACAUUUGGAACAGUUGACACUGUACUUAAUGUGGAAAUACAAGAUAAACCAGAUAAACCAGUAGGACCAAUUGUUAUAGAGUCUAUACUGAAGAAUUCUGUGGUGAUAAGCUGGAAACCACCAGAAGACGAUGGAGGUGUUAUGAUAACCAAUUACAUCAUAGAGAAACGUGAAGCCAAGGAAGGAGCAGAAUGGCAACUUGUGUCUUCAAGUAUUUCAGGCACAACCUGUAGAAUUGUUAACCUAACUGAAAAUGCAGGCUAUUAUUUCCGUGUUUCUGCUCAGAAUAUGUACGGCAUUAGUGAAGCACUGGAGGUCUCAUCAAUAGUUUUUAUAAAGCCUCCAUUCGAUAAACCAGGACAACCUGGCCAGCCAGUAGCAAGUGCUGUCACAAAGGAUUCUUGCGUUGUCUCAUGGAAACCACCUGCAAGUGAUGGCGGUGCAAAGAUUAGAACUUACUAUCUUGAGAAGCGUGAGAAAAAACAAAACAAGUGGAUUUCUGUAACAACAGAUGAAAUUCGUGAAACAGUCUACUCUGUGAAAGAUCUUAUUGAAGGUCUUGAAUACGAGUUCCGUGUAAAAUGUGAAAAUCUUGGUGGUGAAAGUGAGUGGAGUGAGGUAUCUGAACCAGUCAUUCCAAAAUCUGAUGUACCAAUUAAAGCUCCACAUUUCAAGGAAGAACUAAGGAAUCUGAAUGUGAAAUUUCAAGCUAAUGCCACAUUUGUCUGCAAAGUCACUGGCCAUCCUAAGCCAAUUGUCAAGUGGUACAGACAGGGCAAAGAAAUCAUGCCAGAUGGGGAAAAGAUCAAGAUACAGGAAUUCAAGGGAGGAUAUUACCAGCUGGUCAUCACAAAUGUAACAGAUGAUGAUGCCACAGUAUAUCAAGUUAGAGCUACCAACCAAGGAGGAUCUGUGUCUGGCACUGCCUCUCUGGAUGUUGAAGUUCCUGCAAAGAUUCAUUUGCCCAAAAACUUGGAAGGCAUGGGAGCUGUUCACGCUCUCCGAGGGGAAGUGGUGAGCAUCAAGAUUCCAUUCAGUGGCAAGCCACCCCCUGUGAUCACAUGGCAGAAGGGACAAGAUCUCAUCGAUACUAAUGGACACUACCAAGUCAUUGUUACACGGUCAUUCACAUCUCUUGUUUUCCCAAAUGGUGUUGACAGAAAAGAUGCAGGGUUUUACAUUGUUUGUGCCAAAAACAGAUUUGGAAUUGAUCAAAAAACAGUUGAAUUAGAUGUGGCUGAUGUGCCUGAUCCACCAAGAGGUUUGAAGGUAACUGACAUUUCAAGGGAUUCAGUCAACUUAACCUGGAAUGAACCAGCUACUGAUGGUGGAAGCAGGAUCAUAAACUACAUUGUUGAGAAACGUGCUACAACAGCAGAGCGAUGGAUUCGUGUUGCACAAGCUCGUGAUACACGAUACACAGUGGUGAACCUAUUUGGCAAGACCACCUACCAGUUCCGUGUAAUUGCAGAGAACAAGUUUGGCCAAAGUCAGCCUUCUGAACCUACUGAUCCAAUUGUAACAAAGGAAGAUAAGACCAGAGUAUUGAACUAUGAUGAAGAAGUUGAUGAAACCAGAGAAAUUACGGCAGCUAAAGCAGGUCACUAUUCUACAAAGGAGCUCUAUGACAAAUACAUGAUUGCAGAAGAGCUUGGACGUGGGCAGUUUGGCAUUGCGCACCGCUGUGUUGAGGCAGCUUCAAAAAAGACUUACCUAGCCAAAUUUGUCAAAGUAAAGGGUGCAGACCAAGUUUUGGUAAAGAAAGAAAUUUCCAUCCUAAACAUUGCUAGGCACCGAAAUAUCCUGUAUCUUCAUGAGUCAUUUGAGAGCCUAGAAGAGUUGGUCAUGAUCUUUGAAUUCAUUUCUGGCGUUGACAUCUUUGAAAGAAUUAGCACAGCUUCAUUUGAACUUAAUGAAAGAGAAAUAGUAAAUUACGUACGCCAGGUCUGUGAUGCACUAGAAUUUUUACAUCGUCAUAGCAUUGGACAUUUUGAUAUUAAACCAGACAAUAUUAUUUACUUCACAAGAAGAAGCUCUGUAAUUAAAAUUGUUGAAUUUGGUCAGGCCAGACAGUUGAGGCCUGGAGACAGCUUUAGACUCCAGUUCACUUCUCCUGAAUAUUAUGCGCCUGAAGUACAUCACCAUGACUUGGUCAGCACAGCUACGGACAUGUGGUCAGUUGGUGCUCUAACAUACAUACUUCUCAGUGGCCUUAACCCUUUCAUUGCUGAAACAAACCAACAAGUUAUUGAAAAUAUUCUAAAUGCUGAAUACAGCUUUGAGGAUGAAGCAUUCAAAGACAUAAGCAUCGAAGCCAUGGACUUCAUUGAUCGCCUACUAGUAAAGGAAAGAAAAUCUAGGAUGACAGCUGCUGAAGCGCUUAAUCAUGUGUGGCUAAAACAGCAGACGGAAAAGACCAGCACCAAAACUAUUAAGACCUUAAGGCACAGGCGUUACUAUCAAACUCUAGUAAAGAAGGAGUGGAACACAGUUGUGUCAGUAGCCCGCAUUUCCUGUGGAGGCGCAAUUAGAUCCCAGAAAGGCAUAACAGUGGCUAAAGUUAAAGUUGCCCCAAUAGACAUUGGGCCUAUUGCUGGGCAGAUAAAGCAUAAUGUUGCAGAAGAAGGAGGCCAUGCCAAAUAUGUAUGUACGAUUGAAAACUAUGAUGAGUCCACACAAGUCACAUGGUACUUUGGUAUGAGGCAAUUAGAAAGCAAUGAGAAAUACGAAAUCAAAUAUGAAGAUGGUGUGGCAACCAUGUAUGUCAAAGACGUUUCUAAAACAGAUGAUGGUACCUACAGAUGCAAGGUGGUGAAUGAUUAUGGUGAGGACAGCUCUUAUGCAGAACUUUUUGUUAAAGGUGUGAGAGAAAUUUCUGAGCACUACAGAUGCAGAACUGUUAGAAAAGUGAAACGACGGGUUGAUACUAUGAGACUAUUAGAGCAUCCCCCAGAAUUUACUCUGCCUUUGUAUAACCGCACUGCCUAUGUUGGAGAAAAUGUCAGGUUUGGAGUAACUAUAACAGUUCACCCAGAACCUCGUGUAACAUGGUACAAAUCAGGCCAGAAAAUCAAACCUGGGGAUGAUGAUAGGAAGUAUACUUUCGAAUCAGAUAAGGGUCUUUAUCAACUUGUCAUCAAUAAUGUCACUGAAGAGGAUGAUGCUGAAUACAGUAUUGUGGCACGCAAUAGAUAUGGUGAAGACAGCUGCAAAGCUAAACUGACUGUGAUUCCGCAUCCCCCUCCAGCAGAUGCCACGCUCAGGCCAAUGUUUAAAAGACUGCUGGCAAAUGCUGAAUGUCAAGAAGGCCAAAAUGUCAGUUUUGAGAUCAGGGUAUCUGGUGUGCCAAAACCAACGUUGACAUGGGAGAAAGAUGGUCAACCUCUAUCCUUUGGUCCCAACUUUGAUAUAAUUCAUGAAGGUUUAGAUUACUAUGCUUUGCACAUCAGAGAUACUUUACCAGAAGACAGUGGCUACUACAGAGUAACUGCUACAAACAGUGCUGGAUCUACAAGCUGUCAGGCUUAUCUAAAAGUUGAACGCUUGAAAUACGUCAAGCGUGAGUACAAGACAGAAGAAGAGCGGGAGAAACAUGUACAGAGGCAAAUUGACAAGACCUUACGAAUGGCAGAAAUCCUUUCUGGGGUUGAAGCUGUUCCAUUGACACAAACUGCACAAGAGGCUCUCAGAGAAGCUGCUAUCUUAUAUAAACCAGCUGUUAGCACAAAGACCGUUAAAGGUGAAUAUGAAGUUCAGAAAGAAGAAAAGAAGGAGAAGGAGGAAAGGAGACUUCGUAUGCCAUAUGAGAUCCCAGAGCCUCGCAAACAUGCUGCUCUUGAGGAAGAUCAGCAAAUUAAACACUUUGUGCCUCUGUCAGACAUGAAGUGGUACAAGAGGCUGCGAGACCAGUAUGAAAUGCCAGGAAAACUUGAGAGGACUGUUCAGAAACGCCAGAAACGCAUACGUCUUUCCAGGUGGGAGCAAUUCUAUGUGAUGCCGCUGCCUCGCAUUUCUGAUCAGUACAAGCCUAAAUGGCGCAUACCAAAGCUGACACAAGACGAUCUUGAAAUUGUGAGACCAGCACGCCGGCACACCCCAUCUCCAGAGUAUGAAUAUCACUAUAGACCAAGAAGGCGCUCACUUGGUGACUUGUCUGAUGAGGAAUUGCUCAUGCCGAUAGAUGACUACCUUGCCAUGAAGAGAACUGAAGAGGAAAGACUGCGCCUUGAAGAGGAGCUGGAGUUGGGCUUUUCUGCUUCCCCACCAAGUAGAAGCCCCCCACGCUUUGAACUGUCUGCCCUUCGAUAUUCUACUGCAGGAGCACAGGUCAGUUCAGAGGAAGAAAGUAAAAGAGAGCUGAGGUAUUCAAGCUAUCACAUUCCAACUAAAGCUGAGACAAGUGCAAGCUAUGCAGAGCUUCGUCAACGUCACGACAGGGCUGCCUACAGACCACCUAAACAAAAGCAAAGAAUAAUGGAUGAGCGGGAGGAUGAAGAAUUGCUCCGGCCUGUUGGCACUGAUCAGCGACUCUCUGGGUACAGGAGUGAGCUUAAAUAUAUGGCAGAGGAAGAAAAGAGUAGACUCAGGAGAAGGAGGGAAAGAGAAAUAACGGAGAUCACAUCAGAAGAAGAAGAAGAAAUAGAAAUGGUGCAAUAUGCUCGCAGGGAAUUUUCACCCUCCUCUAAAUUACUUAGGAGAAGAAGAUCCCUGUCUCCAACUUACAUUGAGUUGAUGCGUCCUGUAUCUGAAUUAAUUCGACCUCGCUCACGGCCUCCUGAAGAAAGUGAGAGAAGAUCCCCAACACCAGAGAGAACUCGACCACGCUCACCUAGCCCAGUUGGUAGUGAAAGAUCUCUCUCCCGGUUUGAGAGGAUGGCAAGAUUUGAUAUAUUUUCUAGAUACGAGUCCAUGAAAUCUGCUCUGAAAACUCAAAAAACGAUGGAAAGGAAAUAUGAAGUUCUGACUCAGCAGCCUUUCACCCUAGACCACGCUCCUCGCAUUACGCUGAGGAUGCGCUCACACCGGGUGCCAUGUGGCCAUAAUACCAGGUUCAUUCUCAAUGUCCAGUCAAAACCAACCGCCGAAGUGAAGUGGUACCACAAUGGUAUUGAGCUGCAAGAGAGCAGUAAGAUACACUUCACCAAUACCAGUGGUGUAUUAACUCUGGAGAUUCUCGACUGCCACAUUGAUGACAGUGGAACAUACCGAGCUGUAUGCACAAACUACAAAGGGGAAUGCUCUGAUUAUGCAACACUAGAUGUUACUGGAGGAGAUUACACUACAUACUCUUCCCAGAGGAGAGAUGAAGAAGUACCAAGGUCAAUUUUGCCUGACUUGACAAAAACAGAAGCAUAUGCAAUCUCCUCGUUUAAGAAAGCAUCUGAAACAGAAGCAAGUUCCUCAGUAAGAGAGGUCAAAUCAGAAGUGUCAUCAACAAGAGAAUCACUUUUAUCUUAUGAACACUAUGCUGCUUCUGAAGAAAAAGUCACUGCAGCUGAAAGAAAAUCACUGGAAGAAAGGACUUCACACAAAGCAUUUAAAAGCACUCUGCCAGCAACAAUCCUUACAAAGCCACGGUCAAUCACAGUUUCUGAAGGGGAGACUGCAAGAUUUUCCUGUGAUGUUGAUGGUGAACCAGCACCAACAAUAACAUGGCUCCGUGCAGGUCAGCCUAUUGUUUCUUCAAGGCGCUUCCAGGUAACACGAACACAGUACAAGUCUACCUUUGAAAUUUCUUCCGUCCAGAUAUCAGAUGAAGGAAGUUACACUGUUGUGGUGGAAAACUCCGAAGGAAGACAGGAAGCCCACUUUACUUUGACCAUUCAAAGAACAAAAAUUCCUGAAAAAGCAAUUACAUCACCUCCAAGGAUCAAAUCUCCUGAGCCUCGUGUAAAGUCACCAGAGCCAGUUAAGUCUCCUAAACGAGUGAAAUCUCCUGAACCCAUCAGCAGUCCCCCAAAAGCUAAGUCACCACCUGCAGACAAAAUGGUAACCGAGAAAGUACAGUUACCAACUGCUUCUCCACCAAAGAUUAAACAACAUCUGAAAGCAGAAACUCUUGGAGAUAAAGUAAAGUUAUCCUGUGCAGUUGAAAGCAAUGUUUUAAGUGUCAGAGAAGUGGCUUGGUAUAAGGAUGGUAAAAAACUGAAAGAAGACCAUCAUUUCAAGUUUCAUUAUGCAGCAGAUGGCACUUAUGAGCUCAAAAUCCAAGAGCUCAUGGAAUCUGAUAAAGGAGAAUAUACCUGUGAAAUUAUUGGGGAAGGAGGUGUUUCAAAAACUAACUUCCAGUUUACUGGCCAAGUAUUUAAAAAUAUCUAUUCCCAGGUAAGAGGUGCAACUGAAUCUCAUAAAACAGUUCAGAAAGAAGAUGAGUUACUUAUGGUUUCUAGCCAGAAGAAAUCAGUAGUGGCAACUGAAGAGAAAUCUGCAGUUCAAGAAGUCAUUAAAAAGUCAGUUGUUACAGAAGAUGUCAGACAAAUGAAAGCAGAAAUUACAGCUUCUUCAACCAAAAUGACAAUGUCUGAAGGGCAAAAAGUGACAGUGAAGGCCAACAUUCCUGGUGCCUCUGAAGUAAAAUGGGUGCUGAAUGGAAUGGAGCUGAGAAAUUCAGAUGAUUACAGAUAUGGCGUUUCUGGAACUGAUCACACGCUAACUAUCAAAAAGGCCAGUAAUAAGGAUGAAGGUAUACUCACCUGUGAGGGUAAAACUGAUGAAGGCAUUAUUAAAUGCCAGUAUGUUGUGACCCUUUCUAAAGAGCGCUCCAGUGAACCAGCAUUCAUCAUGCAGCCGAAGUCUCAAAAUGUCAAUGAAGGACAAGAUGUGUUGUUCACCUGUGAAGUCUCUGGGGAGCCUUCUCCUGAAGUUGAGUGGUUAAAGAAUAAUCAACCUAUUGCAGUUUCAUCGCAUCUCAGAGUAUCUCGCUCUAAAAAUAUAUAUUCUCUUGAGAUUCGAAAUGCCACAGUGAGUGACACUGGAAAAUACACAGUCAAGGCAAAAAAUUAUCAUGGGCAGUGUUCUGCUACAGCAUCUUUGACUGUACUCCCUCUAGUUGAAGAACCUCCGAAAGAGGUAGUAUUGAAGACCAGUGGCGACGCAAGCAUGCACGAAAGUUUUUCUUCUCAGUCCUUUCAAAUGGCUUCUUCUAAACAAGAGGCUUCAUUCAGCAGUUUCAGCAGUAGCAGCAUGACUGAAAUGAAAUUUGAAAGCAUGUCUGCCAAAAGCAUGUCCUCCAUGAAAGAAUCCUUUGUAGAGAUGAGCUCCAGCAGUAUUAUGGGGAAAUCUAGCAUGGCUCAACUGGAGAGUUCAACUAGUAAAAUGCUUAAAUCAGGUCUGAGAGGAGUACCACCCAAAAUCGAAGCUCUCCCAUCUGAUAUCAGCAUUGAAGAAGGAAAAGUUCUCACACUAUCCUGUGCCUUUUCGGGUGAACCUGCUCCUGAAAUAACAUGGUACUGCAGAGGGAGAAAAAUUACCAGUCAGGACCAGCAAGGCAGAUUCCACAUCGAAACCAGUGAAGAUCUAACCACCCUGAUCAUCAUGGAUGUCCAGAAGAACGACGGUGGACUUUAUACUCUGAAUUUAGGGAAUGAAUUUGGUACCGAUUCUGCCACUGUGAAUAUAAAUAUCCGAUCACCUUAGAGAGCUUAAUCUGUAUUAUUUACACUUGUAUUUUUACAAGUGAUUCAUAUACGGACUGAAAUAUCUGAUAUGUAAAUAUAAAAGAAAAAUAUUUUUUUACCUACCUGAACGAGACAAAGUCCAGACCUAUACAUUAUGACUUAUAGUCAUUAUUGACCUAAGAAUUUAAACCACUUUUUUCACUGACAUGUACAUACUGUAUAUAGCCGAAGUUAACGGUUAUGAAGUUUUGUACCGUUUAUUUUAUGACAUUUUGAAACGUAACUUUUGGAACUAACAGUUGGCAGGGGAAAGUUUCCUAGCAAAUGACUACCCAGCUCAACAUUUAACUAAUUUUUGCGCCUCAACUCAUUGUUGAUGUCUAAGAAUGCCUCAACAGGUAGAGAGGCUCCCUGUUGAAGAUUACCUACACCUAAGACAUGAUACUGUGCACAGUAUUUCAUACGUGCACAAAUAUUUAUGUUGAAUCAGAAAUGUAAGGCAUUGGUGAUGUUUGCAAUUACCCUCCUGUAAGCAUUGCUUUAAUGUUUUACAUUGCAUCUGAUUAUGUCAUAAUUGUCCUACCUGACUGACAAUUUCUGGACAAAGUGCAAGCGGCCAGCACUUUGUUCACCCACCGUGUACUGUUUCUGACAUAUUGACUGCCUGAAUAGCUUUUAAAAAAGUAACAUCACCUGGCCAUCCCCUUAAUCAACAAAGCUAUUUAGGUAUUCAAGUGCAGCAGCAGUACCCCAUCUCGGAGGUUCUUAGGGUGCAGUGAGUGAGUUUGUGUGGUAGUAUUAGACACCCAGUAGUCACUUCCAGGCAACUAAGCAAUGAACCACAGUUUGAAAACAAACUGUUGCUACAACAUCAAAUACCAGUCUGCACUUCAAUUUGCUUUAGUUCUCCUAAUGUAGUAUUAGAGCUUAGUAGCUGUUGAACCUCCUUGAGAUAGAAUUGUUCAUUUGAAAUAAAGCAUGCUUUCUG
Melospiza georgiana is the source of this 95337-nucleotide messenger RNA. RefSeq names its product titin (gene TTN). Gene Ontology annotation, biological process: protein phosphorylation. The record is from RefSeq and is a predicted model, not a curated record. The coding region runs from base 1 to 94368 and encodes 31455 amino acids. Lineage: Eukaryota; Metazoa; Chordata; Aves; Passeriformes; Passerellidae. Gene Ontology annotation, molecular function: ATP binding; protein binding; protein kinase activity. The transcript is spliced from 258 exons.